Messenger RNA from Podarcis lilfordi (Lilford's wall lizard), 89419 nucleotides. Lineage: Eukaryota; Metazoa; Chordata; Lepidosauria; Squamata; Lacertidae. The record is from the annotation of a GenBank genome assembly.
GGCCAGGCGGCGCAGGAGACUCGCAGGCUGCCCGUGGCGCCGUGAGGGGAUGGCGGAGAGCGCGGGCUUCCCGCCCUUCCAGCUGGGGAGGCCUCGCUUCGAGCAGGUGGGCGCCGCCGCCGCCGCGUCGCGAAGGGCCGAGGGAGGGGAACGGGGCGGGGGGGUGUCUCGGAGGGGGGGUCGCCGGGGAAGAAGCGCCUGCCUCAGCAAGCCCCGCCCCUCGGCGGCUCAGCGCCGGCGCUGAUUGGGCCUCGGCCACGCCACUCGCCCGCUUGAAUUCCCGCCCUUUUUCGCUGGCUCCGAACGCCGCCCGCUGAUUGGCGCUCGCCUGGCUCGGUGCGGGCUGGAGGCGGGGCUUCUGCUGGGCUCUCGCCGGGGGAGAGCGGCGGCGGCCGGCGGGACUCCCCGCCACAAGAUGCGGUGCCAAAGGGCGGACCCCGGAGCGGGGGGUGGGGGCUCUCUGGCAUUAAGCGGGUCUCAUCCUGCGACAGUGUUUCUCUAGGGGAAGGCAGCUUGUGAGCGGACAGAGGCGUCUCUGGAGCCUGUGUGGGAAAUGGGGGUCUCGAGCCCGGACAUGGUCGGAUCCGGCCGGGGGCUCGCGGAGGGUGGGUGCUGUUCCGUUGCUCCCAGGGCACUUUCCACUCUCUGAAACCCUCGCCCUUGAAACUUUGAUGCCAGCGCUGUUGCCUUAUCCAUCCUUAUCCAAGAAAGGAGACCUGCAGUCUCUGAAGAAGGGGGCCUGCACACGGAAGCUUAUUCCAGAACAAGCUUAGUUGGUCUAUAAGGUGCUACUAGACAUUUUUUAAUUUCUUUUUAUUUCAAGAAAGGGGAUUUUGCCUAAAGAUUAGGAAUAACUUCCUGAUGGGAAGACAGAGGAAUGGGCUCCCUGGAAAGGUGGUGGUGGUGGUCUCUCCUUCCUUGGAGGUUGGGCGGCCAUCUGUCAGGGAUGCUUGAGCUGAGAUUCCUGCAUAGCAGGGGGUUGGGCUGGAUGACCCUCAGGGUCCCUUCCAACUCUUAAGAUUCUAUGAUUCUAAGGUACUUGGGGAAGAAAAAGGCAGCGGUUACUGUAGCAGGUAGAGAGCUUGGAUCUUCUGUCAAAGGGUAGCUGAGAAACCUUGGCAGUCCCUUUAGUGGCAUCGUUUAUACAUCCGUAUAGGACAAUGCUUUUAUUUAGUCAACCAAAAUGGCACGGAGGCAUUUGAUGUGCCCAUGGAGCAGCCCCAAGUAGAUGUUCAAACUGUAGCGCCCCCCCCCAAUGCUUUGCAAGGUUGCAGAAGGACGUGGGUUUGCAUGCAGUUUAUUUGGAAGAGUCGUACCCCAACAUCAUCUGCAACCUUGCAAAAGAUCCCGGCCUGCCCCUGUCAAAUCAGUGCAGGGCAGCAAAGGGUUAAGGGGUGCCUUCCCGGCAGAGAUUGCAUUCUGCUGCUGGUGAAUUUCUAAUUUCUCUCUCAUUAUUUAGUAUUUUCCAGGUGGGGGGCAGGAAGCUACCCUGGGAUCCAUGCCCAUAACUGCACCCAGAGCACUUUGAACAAGUCCCCCUGUGGUUCUUCAUAAUACACCGAUUUUUGCUGAGUUCUGUUCCGUUUUAGGAGCUGCAGAAUUGGGGUUCAGCAUUUGAGCUUCCAUGCUGCCUCCACUGCUCUGGCCAUUGCCUUAUUCACAGCAAGGAGGGUUUUUUAGGGGACAUUUCCGGCAAACCGUGCCUUACGUUCAGUUAGUAUAUGCUCAUAAAUGCUGUGUUGCCCUGGUAGGGUCAAAGUCCCAAUGCAAUAAGUGGAUCACUCAAAACAUCAUGGCGUUUCCUCCUGACCUUGAAAUGUCUGAAAAGACCUGUUGAAUUUCCUUUAGACAACCCUCAUUUCGUCACACGGGACUAUUUGCUUCUCGCUCUGGGCUUCUUUUGGUCCUUUGCCCGACUUUUCUGGAGGGCAGCUGAAAGCCUUCCCGGCCGUGGCUGUGAAGGAUUUUCACUUCCAGGUUUUGGAUUUCUGAAUAGGUGGAACCAGGACAGUGAGCAAAUCGCAUGGGUGGUGGUGGGUUGAAUGAGACAAAACUUGCUCGGAUGUGGCUCUUAGAUAUCAUAGAUUUAACUGGAGAAAGUUCAUAUUUGUGAGAAGUGCAAGGGAUAAUUGAAUGCCAUUUAUCCUUACAACUUAUUUAACAUGAUCCAAGAAGAUUUAUAAUGUGCCAAGUAUAGAUUUUUUUAUUUAAAAAAGAAUCACAAGAGCCUCGGGACGUAGGCCAUCAUUAUUCCCAUUUUACAGAUGGGGAACUGAACAUGAGACUCAUUGCUUGCCCAACUUCCUAGUCUGGGGGCAAUGCAGAUGCCUCUGUGUUCUGCUCUCUGGUCAUUGGGCAACACCAGGCAUAGGCAAACUCGGCCCUCCGGAUGUUUUUGGGACUACAACUCCCAUGAGCCCUAGCUAACAGGACCAGUGGUCAGGGAUGAUGGGAAUUGUAGUCCCAAAACAUCUGGAGGGCUGAGUUUGCCUAUGCCUGGGCAACACUGACCCUCCUUCUGAUAAAUAAGGUGGGGAGAGGACGUUGUAGCAUCGCUGAGGUUUUAAUGUACUGGCAAGCUCCCUUAGUGUUCCUGCUGCUGUGGAAAGGCUGCAAGUUGCUUAUUUCUUGGAAGAGAGGUUAGCCCUCUUCUGCAGUCUGGGAGGGUCAGUUAAGUCUUGGCUUCUUCCUGCCUCUUAGGGCUGUGAGCCCAAGUCCAGUGCGCUGGUCCCAGUUCCAUUAACCUCAGGGGUUCUGGUGCAGGGAGAACACUAGCCCUUCCCGUGGGUGUAGUGCAUUCUGAGUGUGUGCAUAACGCAUCAUGUACAUCAUUGCAAUAAUCCUUAAAAUAAAAGUUAGGUCAGUGUUGUUAUCCCUGUAUGAGAUGGAGCUGGGAGAAUUAUGGGCUUGCCUAUGACCACCUAGGGGGUGAGAUACAGGCUCAACAGGGCUCAUAGAUAGAAUUGUAGACUUGGAAGGGACCUUGGGGGUCAUCUAGUCCAACCCCCGCAGUGCAGGAAUCUUGCCCACAGCUGUCCCUGAGUGGGCUCGAACCACCAGCCUUCUGAUUAAAAAGCCAGGCACAUAGACCCAUUACGCCAGGGCGUGCUGCUGCUGAGGACCACUGGCCCAUUUCUGGCAGAUUCGCCUAGGACUCGCUGGUACCUUGGGUUUUUGCAAAGAGGCAGCCUUGGCCUGAUCCUGCAAGGUGCUUCUCAUAUCAGAAUCUCUGGGUGCUGGUGAGUUAUGCUUUCAGUGUGAAAAGAGCCAAGUGUCCAUUCUUGACCUGGGACCUCAAAAUGUGUUUGGGACCCAUGAGGAUUCUAGAACAAAGCAAAGGCAGAACGUGAGGCUGGAGUCAGGCCAGCCUUGUCCUAGCAGGUGUGGGAUCUUUAUUACUAUUUGCCAAACACUCCAUACUGCCAACUUUAGGAAGAAAUAUCAUGGUAGUGAACAGCAUGGAAUCAGUAGUACAAUUGCAUCCCUAAAACGAGUCCUGGAAGGACUCACCCUCCCAGUAGAAUUGUAGGAGACACACCCUGUCCUGUGACUGCCAUUUCGUGGAAGCGGCUUCUUCUCUGGGCAACAAAUGCACAAGUGGAAAGUGCUUUUUCUUACCCCUGUCAGCAUCCACCUGAGUGUCUGCUGAGAUCCCAAGCAGCCCUGGCAGCGCAGAGCUUCUGCGUCGAUUCCGCUCUCCCCGCCAUCUCCAAAAACAAGGAUAUUUGGCCUCUUGGGGCGAGGAGACCUACUUUCUUGCCUGCGGAAGCUUGUACUUGAGAGGCGAAAGGAGGCAGCGCCCAGGAGAAGCAGCCGUGCCGUGCAGCUGGUUGGGAAAUCUACGAGGAGGCUAAAUCUUUUGGAAGCCACAGUUGGGCUUCCCUGCUCCUGGGAGCUCCAUUGUGCCCCAGAAACAACACACUGCAAUAUGAAAUGUAAAGCCCUUGAUGCAGAUUAGAAGUAUACCUGAUCAACGCCACUUAGCUUUGGUUAGACUGCCCAGGAGCAGCAAAGUUUAAGAGGUUUUCCUGCCCCACCAGGCCCUUGCAGAUAUCCCUGAAAAGGUGACAGACAGACCUUUGGUGAGGGGGAAAAUGCGCAGAAAACUGGUGACCGGCUUGUGCACUGCAUUGGCCUGCCUCCAGGCUUGAAUACAGUGGUACCUCAGGUUAAGAACUUCAUUCUUUCUGGAGGUCUGUUCUUAACCUGAAACUGUUCUUAACCAGAGGUACCACUUUAGCUAAUGGGCCUCCUGCUGCCGCCGGAGCACGAUUUCUGUUCUCAUCCUGAAGCAAAGUUCUUAACCCGAGGUACUAUUUCUGGGUUAGCGGAGUCUGUAACCUGAAGCGUCUGUAACCUGAAGCUUCUGUAACCCAAGGUUGUACUUGCAAAAAGCCCGCUGGUUAGGGUCAGGAGGUCCGUUGUGGACAGAGAACCACCUUGGGCAGAUUUAGCACCCAAUGCUAUUCUUUGAAGACUCUUCUGGUUGAGAUUCAAGAGUGCUUAUGCUGCGCUGGAGAGACUUGGCAAAUUAGUCAUGGCCCGCAAGGGAGAAGGACAAGGAGGGAAAGCAAACUCACUUGUCAGUUAUUAAAGAACAGUCCUUACCAAGACCAGCUGGCACAGAAAGAGCUCAUGGGCAGAAAGCACCUGCUGGAGCAGGCCUUUGGGCAAAGCAUGGUGGGGCGAGCCCUGCCUCUCCCCUUUCCCAUUGAGACAGCCUGGUGGCAGGGCUGUGGCCAGGUAAGGCUCAAGGUGGAGCCAGCCUUGCUUAUUUCGCUCAUUCUCAAAGCAGGACAUGAAACGGGAGGGACUCCUUUGUGAUGCAUCGAUCAGGAGACCCUCCGCAGGCUGUGUGGGAGUGGGCAGCCCAGCGCUGCUUUCCCACCCUCUGAACCUGUGGCUGAGUCUGGGGGUGAAAUCCAGGGGUCUCCCCCUGCCCUAGGGCCAUGCCCAGGAGCAGGGCUUUGGUGCCAGCUGGGGAUGCCAGUUACUUUGGGUCAUUUCCUGAUCAGAGGGAUCUCACGAAACGGCCGAGUGAAACGCACCCAUGGGCACCCUUCAAAGUGUGAGGAAUGCCUUUCCUUUUGGGCUGGGGCUGGGAUGGCAAGGGUGGGCUUGGGGGCGAAGGGCACAGGUGGCAGGCGCAGCCUCCAUGCUGCGUAGGACAGGGAGCUGUACCAGCCAUCAGAGUCGGCUUCAUCCUGACAAGCAUCAGGCACUGUUUUGUCUUCUGCUGCGUCUCUGCUCAAAACUAAUUUAUUUUAUAAAAAGAUUUUUUAAAAUUAGUUUUGUUGUUUGUAAGCGAGCCAAAGCUGUUCGUGUGAGGGGGAGAGAAGCCGGAGGUGUUCCACACCAAUUAUAAUGGUGGUGGUUGUUUUUUUAACAGAGUUUUCCUUCUAAACUCUCCAUGCUUGGUCUGGGCGUGGGAGGGAACGAAUGUCACUGCGGUUCUUUGUGUGAAGAGACGUGCAGGAACCCCAGAGUCAGAACGCUCCCAAGUGGCUCACGCAGAGGGGGACUGUGGUGCUUGUUUGGGGUUGGGCGGGUGAGGGCUGUACCACUUUUGUGCUCUUCCCAGUGCCUGGCAGCUAGUAGGAGCAUCCUGCCUCAGAAUCAUAGAAUUGGGGAGUUGGAAAGGACCCCAAGAGUCAUCUAGUCCAGUCCCCUGUAAUGCAGGAAUCACAGGUAAAUAAUCCCUGACAAGUGGCCUUUCAGCCUCUGCUUAAAAACCUCCAAGGAAGGAGAGUCCACCACCUUCUGAGGGAGUCUGUUCCACUGUCCAAUAGCUCUUGCCCUCAGAAAGUUCUUCCUAAUGCUUAGUCGGAAUUUCCUUUCUUGUAACUUGAAUCUGUUGGUUUGGGUCCCAGCUUCCAGAGCAGCAGAAAACAAGCUUUCUCCCUCUUCCAUGGGGUAGCCCUUGAGUUAUUUGAAGAUGGCUCUCAUAUCGUUUUGCCCAGACGCUGAGGUCCAGCACUGAGGGCCUUCUGGCAGUUCCCUCACUGCGAGAAGCAAAGCUACAGGGAACCAGGCAGAGGGCCUUCUCAGUAGUGAAGCCCGCCGUGGGGAACGCCCUCCCAUCAGAUGUCAAAGAGAUAAACAACUACCUGACAUUUAGAAGACAUCUGAAGGCUGUUCAGGGAAGUUUUUAAUGUGUGACAUUUUAAUGUAUUUUUAAUCUUUGUUGGAAGCUGCCCAGAGUGGCUGGGGAAACCCAGUCAGAUGGACGGGGUACAAAUAAUAAAUUAUUAUUAUCAUCAUCAUCAUCAUCAUCAUAUCUCCUCUCAGUCUCCUCUUUUCCAGCCCAAACAUACCCAGCUCCUUCAAGCGCUCCUCAUCAGGCUUGACCAUCUUGGUUGCCCUCCUCUGCACACCCCCCCGCUUGUCAACAUCCUUCCUAAAUUGUGGUGUCCAGAACUGGACACUGGACUCCAGGUGUGGUCUGACCAAGGCGGAAUGCCGUUGUCCCUCCUGCCUGGGGACAUGCCAUAUGCUGACAGCUUUCCCAAUGGUCUCAUCAUGGAAGGGAAGGCCAUCGAUGGCUUCUGACCACGAUGGCUGAGAGGCAGCGAGGCUUCGGACUCCCCGUUUCUGGGGACCAAAGGAGGCGAGACGACUCGUGCACUCAGAUCCUACUUGCUGUUUUCCCACAGGCAACUAAGUGUUCAACCACGAUGAGAACAAGGUGCUGGACUGGAUGGGCCUUUGGCCUGAUCCUGAAGGCUCUUACGUUCUUAUCCUCAGCAUGAAGUGAUGGGAAGCAGCUGCCCCUUCCUGCAUUUCCAGCAGUGAGAGAGGGGGUGAAGAAUGCCUUGUGUUCCCGCCACGUCUGAGCUCUGUGCCUUUCUGUCUUUGCAGACUUCGUUUUACGGAAGGUUUAGACACUUCUUGGACAUCAUUGACCCCCGCACCCUCUUUGUCACUGAGGUAAUGUGUGAGCGUGCGUGCGUGAGUUUGCUGGGUAGUUCUCUGGCUUUGUCUUCAAAAUGAUGAUGGUGAUUCAUUUCAUUUCUGUACUACUUUAUAUUUUUAAUUUAAAAAAUCCCAAAGCAGUUUACAACCCACAUUAAAACAUGAAAUAAAACAAUCUAGCGCAAAACGUUACUGAAGAAAGUCACAUAUAAGGUAUGCAUCAAAGCAACGUAUUUAACAAGAAACUAAAACUUUAUCUUAAAGAUUUCAAAAUGACACUUUACGAAGGAAAUCAACUAUAGAAUGCACGUUUAACGUAGCAAAAUUAAUAAAAGAUAAAUCUUAAACAUUUCAAGGGAGAACAUUGCUGUAGGAAUUCAAACAUAAAAUGCACAUUUAAAACAGCAUAAUUAGCAAGAGAAUCAAAUAUGUUCUGAAGCACGGAACAGGAUGCUUCCAUGUUCCUAGGAAAUCAUAUGUUUUAACUAUGAGCUCUGAUGCCUGGCCUUGCAGAAUCGACAUGGAGGGAGCUCUGUGCAGGUGCCAGGAGCUAUGUGGGGAGACACUCCAAGAUGUGCAGAAGAACUAAACUAAACUAAACAAAAACCUGGGAAACCCCAAAAGGGUACCAGUAAGAACUGGGCACGCUUAUGCCAGCUGUUUGAGGAGAAACCAGGCUGGAAGGGGAACAGGCGGGGUGUGUGUGGGUGUGUGGGUGUGAAUCCUGGAAGAGUCCAUUGUUGUCUGGAACCUUGAGCAGGAGCGACUCCACCACAUGGUAACUCUUGUUGCUCUUGUUGUUCUUACAUUUUAUUACCUGCCCUUCACCUUAAGGACCCAGGGCGGGUUAUAACAAUUGAAACCCAACAUUAAUGUUGUUGUCAUCCCAUCUCGGGAGACAAUGGAGGAGUCCGUCUUUGGGGGUGAGGUCAAACCAUUGCAGGUUGCAGCCCUUGCUGUGGCUGUAGAGACCGCUAUGGGACAGACAUGUUUUGUUGCAUCUGGGGCAGAGGAAGGCAACCGCUUGGGCUGCUGCAGUUUCUUCUCUCUGGGCUCCUCCCAGCGGUCAUUUCUCUUCUGGUCACUGCUGUGGAUGCAGGAUCUGACUGGCUUCAGGUGUUGUGGUCAUCUGAAACACAAUAUUACACAACAUGAAAAACAAUAUGACAUAAAUGCACCAAAAUAACGUGGGUCCUAAAAAUAUACACCUCAAGUAUAUAUUGAAGAGAGUGAAGAGAUGCAUAUUCAGCAUCCUUUGGAAGCUGUGCAAUGAAGGUACCAGGGACACCUCUGUGGGGAGGGAGUCCCACAGUUCAGGGGCCACCACAGAGAAGGCCCUCUCCACCCUGGUCACCCUCCCCAACCUCUGAAGGCAGAGGAACAACCUCUGAGAGGGUCUGUAGGGAAGGAGGCGGUCUUCCAGGUAUUUGGGGCCUGAGCCAUUUAGGGCUUUGAACACCAACAUGAGUACCUUGAAUUGGUCUCGGGUAUAAGCAGGCAGCCCAGGCAGCUGUUUUAAAGCAGGGGUGACGUGACAUCUAAAUGGAAGCCCCGCCAGUCAUCUGUCUGCUGCAUUUGGGACAAGGUGGAAGUUUUUGAGUCGUCUUCAAGGGCAGCACCACGUAGAAUGUGUUGCGGUAUUCCAGUCAGGAAGUUACCAGAUCAUGUACGUUUCUGAGCACAAUUCAAAGUGCUGGUGUUGACCUUUAAAGCCCUAAAUGGCCUCGGUCCAGUAUACCUGAAGGAGCGUCUCCACCCCCAUCAUUCAGCCCGGACACUGAGGUCCAGCACCGAGGGCCUUCUGGCGGUUUCCUCAUUGCGAGAAGCCAAGUUACAGGGAACCAGGCAGAGGGCCUUCUCGGUGGUGGCACCGCCCUUUGGAACGCCCUCCCACCAGAUGUCAAAGAGAACAACAACUACCAGACUUUUAGAAGACAUCUGAAAGCAGCCCUGUUUAGGGAAGUUUUUAAUGUUUGAUGCUGUAUUGUUUUUAAUAUUCAGUUGGAAGCUGCCCAGAGUGGCUGGGGAAACCCAGCCAGAUGGGCGGGGUAUAAAUAAUAAAGUAUUAGUAGUAGUAGUAGUAGUAGUAGUACAGUGGGCGAGGAAGCAUCUCUGUCUAAAAGUGAGCAAACCAGUUGGAGCAGGAAAAAGGCCACUCCGAACCCCCUGCGCCUCCAGGGACUGCGUUGCAUCUUCUUCAGCGAAAGUUCUUACUAGGAGUGUGCACUUCGUGUUGGGAGAUAGCAUAAAUCAUAGAGGCCUUCCUGGGUGAGAAACUUGCCAAGUUACAGACAUAUAGGUGCCUUUUUUGCUGGGUGCCUUUAAAAGGAGAGUGGGCGGGGGGACGGGACUUAAAGGGACUUGCUUCCCUCCCUUUUGUGGGCAACAAAAGAAAAUGCAAACAAGAAAGAAAGAAAGAAAGAAAGAGCCUGCAACAUUUCAGAAGGAUGCGGGCAAGGGCAAAUAAGUUAUGGUGAAUGAAAUAAGAAGCUUCAGGCCUGUGUUGUGCUCAGUUGGCACGAAAUGUUGCAGAGACCAGGUGCAAAGCUGACUUGACAGGCAUGGCUGUGUAGGUAGGCGACACGGAGGCAGAAUGACCUGAGUGGCCUGCGCUUUCCAGGGAAGAGCCGCAAGAAGAAGUAGGAGGACAGACAAGAGCAAGGCGGUACAGAAGCCCAGCGUCCCCAUCAAGGGAAGUCAUCAUGCUAGUCUGUUCUGCCUUGGUCAGACCACGCCUGGAGUCCCGUGUCCAGUUCUGGGUGCCACAAGCAGGAAUGUGUGCGGAGGAGGGCAGCCAAGAGAACCAAGGGUCCAAAAGGCAAGCCUUAUGAGGAGCGCUUGAAGGGGCUGGGUAUGCUUAGCCUGGAGAAGAGGAGACUGAGAGGAGAGAGGAUACUUAGAGGGCUGUCACAUGGAAGAAGGAACACACUUGUUUUCUCCUUCUCUGGAUGGUAGGACUCAGAACCUACAAGGAAGGAGAUUCUGACUCAACAUCAGGGAGAACUUACUGACGGCUGUUCAACAGUGAAACUGCCUCCCUUGGGGGGUUAUGGACUAUUCUUCCUUGGAGCCUUUUAAGCAGAAGUUGGGUGGCCAUCUGUCUGGAAUGCUUUAGCUGAGGGGGUUGGACUAGAUGACCCAUGGAGUCCCUUCCAACUUUCUAUGAUUCUGCGAUACGUCACUGCAACAUCCCUUCCUCCAAGCUCUGUGACUGCAGAGCCCUGGCAAAAUCAUGCCCCCGAUUAGAAGCUAGACCUGCCGCUCACAAUAGCUGUCUCUCUCCCCACCCUGGUUUCUUCCUUCUAUGGCAAGCUUUGGGAGAAAUGUUUCAGUAUUUGUGGACACACUUCUUAACAGAGUUUUCUCAAUGUUUGGCUCUCUGAGGAGUCCCCUCCACUUAUUAACCAGCCUGUGAAGGUUAGACUGAGCGACACCAGCCAUGCCACCAACUGAGCUUCAGGGCUGGAGUGGGGCUUGAACCCUGGUCCUCACCCAAUGCCCUUAACCACUACCCCGCUCUGGCUCUCGUGCAAGUCGCCCUCCUGCUCAGAUUCAGUAUUUUGCAGCUCUAUCUGCCCCUCUUCUGCCUGAGCAGCUGCCUCUUUGAAGCAAGCAUCCCAGAGCCUUUUCUUGCGCAGACAAUUUGGCUCCUGAACUGACCAUUUACUUUAUGAGCGUAUUAGAGUCCAAUUCUCUGCGUGCCAGGUUGAGAACAUCCCCGGCAGGGAUUUUAUUUGUGCUUCUUCCACAAUUGAUUGGCUUAAUUUGAGAGCAGGCAGCUAAGAUGGAUAGGAUGGGUUCCUGCGAACCUCUUUGGGCACCCGCCCGAGAGAACUGCAGCGGAGAAAACUGCUGUUCGGAGGGUUUAAUACUGGUGAUGAUAGCUUCGUUUAUGAAACACAAGCUGCAGUGAAAUUUGUAAUCAAUUUUCAGGGAUGCGCGCCGAAGGCGAGACGUGCUGUAGCAGGGACGCCUUGGCUUGGCCUGAGAACUGCAUGAGCCUUCAGGAAGGUGAAUGGGAGCAGGGGAAGGGAUCCUCUCCCAGCCAAGGCAAAUGCAGCUCCAAACCCCACACGGAUCCGUUUGGGGUGAGCCCCUUGUGUGGCAACGUUUUAUAUGUAGGGCUGCCUCAGAGGACGGUUCGGAAAAUUUCACUGGUGCAGAAUUGAGCAGCCAGGUUGCUCCCUGGGGCAAGAUGGCUUGAGCAUCUUAUAGUCCGACUGCACCGGCUGCCAAUUAGUUUCCGGGUCCAAUUCAAAGUGCUGGUUUUGAACUAUAAAGCCUUACAUGGCUCAGGACUGCAAUAACCUAAGGACUGCCUCUCUCCGUAUGAACCUGCCUGGGUCCCGUGAUCGUUUUCUCAGGCCCAUCUUCAAGAGACUCUUCUGUGAGAGGUCCAGAGGGUGGCAACAUGAGAACAGGGCCUUUUCUGCAGUGGCUCCCUGCUUGUGGACCGCUCUCCCCAGGAAAUGCGGCAGUUGCCUUCAUUACACACCUUAAAGUGCCAGGCCAGCCCGAGAGCCACUGUUGGUCGGAAGAGACAGUAGUGGCGCUCGAAUCCUGCUUGUGGGCUUGCAGAAAAGGCCUCUGGUUGGUCCCUCGGAGGACAGAAUGCUGGCCUAGAUGGGCUGUUGGCCUGACCCAGCAGGCUCUUCUUGUGUUCUUACAUGGUAUGGCUAAGCUAGAUGACCCCACCAGAAGGCAGCCGCCUAGGUUUCUUUGCACUCUUUGCAAACUGGUGACAUCUGGCCAGGCAGCAAGAGGCCCUUGCCCACUCUCCUUUCAUUAGAAGAGCGCUGCACUGGGGUUUGGGUUUGCCUUCAAGACAGCUCCCUUGCAGAGUUGCUUCCUCCCGUUGGGAGAGAGUGGGCCACUCUGCCUUCUAAGAAGGAUCUGCCUCUGUGACUGGAGAAUGCUGUGCUUUUAUGCAUUUUUGCCAUAUGCUUUGGGGAGGUUUGUGUGUCCCAUGCGGUUCAGGGGGGUGGGAGUUCAGGGGGCACGUGCAGCUGGGAGGCAGGACAUUGACCAUCCACCUCCCUCCCAAGGUGGGCUUGCGUGCUGCUCUGCUCUGCACCCGUGCCGAGACAAAGGGGCCGAUCCUUUCUGCUGCUUUGACAUUUCCCCCAUCCUGGUGUUAACGUGACUUAAGAGCUUUAGCACUUAACUAGCACUUUACAUCUCCAAGGUGCUGCUUAAUUAAUCCUCACUGUGAGGUAGGCACUAAGUAUUACAUUAUGUUAUAAUUGCACUUUGCAGUGAGUAAACUGACAAAAAUUAAGGAGAAGUGCCUCGCCCAAGAACUGAGGCGGCAGCGACUGCAGAGCUGGAAGGAGAGGAUUCCCCCUCGCUGCUCAGCCGCUUUCUCCUUCCUGGUACUCUGUGGCUGUGCAGGCGUUCCCGUUCUGGAGGGCUUGUUCUACAGCGAGUGAAGGAAAUAAUGGCCAGGAGAAGAAAGCCAGGAACCAGGGAGAAAUGGCUGGUGGUCUCCAUUGCACAUUACAUGUGGAAAGCAGAUUGCAGUUCUCCUUCUUCCAUGUAGGGUGGGGGAAUGGAGACGCUGCAGGGGUUCUUGGACUCCAAAUCCCAACAGGCCAGCAGCCAGUAUGGCCAGUGGUAAGUAAGCAAGGAUGUAGUGAUGUAUGGAAGUGAGAGCUGGACCAUCAAGAAGGCUGAUCGCCGAAGAAUGGAUGCUUUUGAAUUCUGGUGCUGGAGGAGACUCUUGAGAGUCCCAUGGACUGCAAGAAGAUCCAACCUAUCCAUUCUGAAGGAAAUCAGCCCUGAGUGCUCACUGGAAGGACAGAUCCUGAAGCUGAGGCUCCAAGACUUUGGCCACCUCAUGAGAAGAGAAGACUCUCUGGAAAAGACCCUGAUGCUGGGAAGGAUGGAGGGCACAAGGAGAAGGGGACGACAGAGGGCGAGAUGGUGGGACAGUGUUCUCGAAGCUACCAGCAUGAGUUUGACCAAACUGCGGGAGGCAGUGGAAGACAGGAGGGCCUGGCGUGCUCUGGUCCAGGGGGUCACGAAGAGUCGGACACGACUAAACGACUCAACAACAACAACAAAGCAAGGAUGGGAAAUGUAGUCUAGCAAUGUAUGGGGCCCACCCCACCGGUUCCCUACCCCUGAUGUCGUGUAGGCUGGAAAAACCACAAAGAGCCCUGUGGCACCCAGGAGACACGUUGGCAAUGGUGUAAGGGUUUCCAGACUGGAACCCAUCUCUGUCUCACGUCACGCCAGGCUUCUGAUGAAGCAGAUUCUUGCAGCAGCAGCAACAGCGUUGGCCGUUGUCAGUUUUCUGAUCUGGCCACGAGACUCUUGUUUGGGGUCAAGCACAUUUCUUACAGCACAAGACCUCCAGGGACCAGAGCCCCCUUCGUGGGGUGGCUCAUUUGGCAGUUCUGUGUACCCACGUCGGUGCAGAGAGAGAAAUCAUGGAAGGUCAGGUGAAAACGCAGAGCAAAAAACAAGGAGCCCGGGCUGGACUACAUCAAAGCUUGACUGCAUGCAAAGUGAGCCUGGAGUCACGAUUCAGCUCAGGUGACCAGAGAUACUUGUGCGCUGACUAGGCUUUCUGUGGGCAAAUGGCUCCUUUGCAAGGUCGUAAGUGGGAUGUGAAGAGGUUUGAAGGGCUGCUGAAGAAAGAUAAAGACGCACCAGCGAAGGAUUUGUUUGCUUAGAAACAAAUGUGCUUAUUUAUUUUGUAGUUUACCUGACACGGGGCAAUUCCCCGCGGAACUUGCAAUCAAGUUUGGAAACCGACCAAAUUGUUAAAACGUCCAACAAUAAAACCAAUUCCAUACCUGAAAAAGCACCAGCUUUCAUCGGGGGAAAGUGCGCUGUUCAUGUGGCAGCCUUUUCUGCACAUUGGCUUGGCAGGACUUUUGAGCAAAUGUGAAUCAGAAUGGGAUGCAAAUCUCACUGAAAGUUGUUCUCUUUUGCGGCCCGUGGUGGGUUUUUUCUUAAGUAAAUGGAAGGGUUUGGGGAGCGUUCAUGUACCAGACAAAGAAGCAGGUCUCUGCACCCAUGCACAUUUGCUGGAGCUGCGUGCAGAUUGGACCCAGAUCUGAAGGCACGCAUCAUCUAUCCACAUUGUAUUGCUUUGAGCAGGGUGUUUAUCUGGAUGAAUUGGGCUGUGUGUGCAAUUUCAAAGAAUCAGAGAAUCGUAGAUUUGGGAAGAACCCCAAGGCCUAUUUAGUAAAAACCCCUGCAAUGCAGGAAUCUCAACCAGAGCAUCCAUCUCAGAGCCAUCAAGCAAUCGGUCCAACGGUAGUUGGAUGGAGAUGCCCUUUCAUACACCAAACAUUUAAUUCCAAAGAUCUCCCAAGGAGCAGCUCUGUGUGGGAGCUGUUUGGGGUUGUGCCGCCAGAGGGGAUUCUGGACUAGAGGUACCAGAUUCCUGGCUUGGUCUGCCUGCCCCUGCGACCUUCUCCCGGGGGCUAAGUCCUCCUUCCCCUCCCUCUCAGCUAUGGAAUCCCUGACAGAUGCAUAAAUGAAUCUGCAACUGCCCUCUUUCUCCCUUGUCGCCCUGGCAGUGCAAAACUUCCAACUUUCUGAACUGAUCAAGUUCCCUGGCGCAGGCGGAAGCCGUGCCCACGUCCUGGCAGGUGUGAGACUGCAGGGCUUAAAAUUAGGCCUUUAAUUGCUUGUAAUGAAACUCUGUUGGGGUAGCUGAGGAGAUCAGCGGAUAUUUUUGCGAAGCUAAUUUGGUCCAUGUGACAUUUCCUUGGACAGAUUGCUGCUAACGCACAGCAGGGACUGUGGCGGCUGAGCCAGCCGAGAGCAGAAGGGAACAGGAUGUGUCUUCGCUUGGUCUUCUCAGACAAUCCCUCUGGACCACUGGCCUGAGCAUGGCAGGCACUGGAGAAGUCUGAUGCCGUUUGCACAGGGGAGCCUCUUGCCUGCUGCGUGUGGGCCUCGUAGGAUCAUGGCCUCAAGUGGGUUCCCUUUGCCUCCCCUGGAUGCUGGCCUCUGGCUCCCCCUCUCUCUCAGGGCCCCUGGAGGUGCUUAUUUCGCAGGGGCCCUCCAGUGGCACACUUACCGUAUUUUUCGCUCUAUAAGACGCACCAGACCACAAGACGCACCUAGUUUUUGGAGGAGGAAAACAAGAAAAAAAAUAUUCUGAAUCUCAGAAGCCAGAACAGCAAGAGGGAUCGCUGUGCAGUGAAAGCAGCAAUCUCUCUUGCUGUUCUGGCUUCUGGGAUAGCUGCGCAAGCCUGCAUUCGCUCCAUAAGACGCACACAUUUCCCCUUACUUUUUAGGAGGGAAAAAGUGAGUCUUAUAGAGCAAAAAAUACGGUACUUUUAUUUACUGUAUUUUUCGCUCCAUAAGACACACUUUUUUCCUCCUAAAAAGUAAGGGGAGAUGUCUGUGCGUCUUAUGGAGUGAAUGUGUGGUCAAUCACUGGCUCCCUUUCUGGCCCAGGCCUCCAUUGUUGAAUGUUCUGCAGACGGAGGCUGUUUGUUUCCCCAGCGAUAUGUGACUGGCUGAUUAGAUUAUCUGUCUGGAAACUGUAGAAACUGCUCCCUUUCCUUUCCUAAUAGAAGCUGCAGAACUGUGAGUUGAACCCCAUAAAAACAGGGUUUUUUCCCUUUGCAAAGUAAGCUCAACAACUUUGAGCUGAUCCUCAAAAAAGGGGCUUUUCCCCUUUGCAAAAGAAGCUGCACAACUGUGAGCUGAUCUCCCCAAAACGGGGCUUUCCCCCCUUUCCUCCUCUAAAAACUAGGUGCGUCUUAUGGUCAGGUACGUCUUAUGGAGCAAAAAAUACGGUAUUUAUUGAAUUUAUAUACUGCCCUAUACCCGCAGGUCUCAGGGUGGUUCACAGGUCCUACACUACACAGUUGCUCAUAGUCCCUAAAUUUAUUAAGAGAAAGGCUACUUCAGUGCAAUCCUAUGAAUUUCUACUAAGUCCCACUUAGUUCAAUGAGUCUCUCCCCAGGUGUAGGAUUGCAGCCUAAGCCGACUGCUUAAAGUCUCUUAAUGUACAAAAGUUGGGUAUGUAGUAAAAAAACCACAAUGCUAUUACGGUACAAGUUAGCCGAGCAAAGAGCUGUCAUUCACUAAAAUAAAACAGAAUAAGACAAUCAAUUAAAGCAUUUCAGAAAUACUGACCUUCGGGAAUCUAGCUAAAGUUGAAUUUAUCCUGGAACCUAGUUAGGAAGUACAAGAGCCCAGACAAUUUUAAGGUAGAUUUCAACUGAUAACAUUUGGUGCCCUGUGUUUUUAAAACACAUACAAAAUAAGACUUGUUAAAAUACCCGUUCUGUAUUUGUAAGAAGCUGGUCGCUUUGGGAGGGGCCACCUGCACUUUGGAACUCCCUGCCACUUGAUAUGCUCUACUCUUUACGGUGCCUGCUAAAACAUUCUUGUUUAGACAAGGCUUUCCGGAUGCUUAGUAAUCUGGUGUGAAUUUUAACCUGUUUUAGUAUUUUAACUUUUUGAAUUAUGGUGUUGGAGGAGACUCUUGAGAGUCCCAUGGACUGCAAGAAGAUCCAACCUCUCCAUUCUGAAGGAAAUCAGCCCUAAGUGCUCACUGGAAGGAAGCUGAGGCUCCAAGACUUUGGCCACCUCAUGAGAAGAGAAGACUCCCUGGAAAAGACGCUGAUGUUGGGAAAGAUGGAGGGCACAAGGAGAAGGGGCGACAGAGGACGAGAUGGUGGGACAGUGUUCUCGAAGCUGCCAGCAUGAGUUUGACCAAACUGCUGGAGGCAGUGGAAGACAGGAGGGCCUGGCGUGCUCUGGUCCAGGGGGUCACAAAGAGUCGGACACAACUAAAUGACUAAACAACAAGUAUUUUAACUUUUUUAUGUUUGCUGUAAUUUUUAAUUGAUUUUGUUGUUUUAUCUUCUCGUAAACUGCUUUGAGGGUUGGGUUUUUUGGUUUUCUUACAAUCUAGCGGUAUAUAAAUUUUAUGCAAUAAAUAAGUAAAUAAAUAAUGUGGUGAAGACACACACAGUUCCACAAAGGAGCCUGGUUAUGGGGAUGCUGGCAGCUUCUCCUUUCCAUCGGUGAAAGGAGGCGAGGUGCUUGGCUGUGGAGAAAGAGUCGUCCGCAGCAGAGGCCUGGGAGGCUCCCGGAGGGGCCUGGCAGCUCUGAUGCAGCCCCCAGACCACCUGCGGGGAGAGAAGAGGGUGAAGAAAGCCCAGCACCUCCUUUCCAUUGAAGGGGGAGCCCUGCUGCUGGCGAACAUCGCGUCCUCGCGGCUGCUGGCACUGCCAGAACCUGGACCCCAUGCCAAAAGCAGCCCCCGGAAGUGGGAGCCCCCGCUGCUUCUUUUCAGCUCCGUCCUCUGCUGAACCUUCUCUGGUCUGGACUGGUCCUUUUUGUCCGUUCGGGUUUUAUUUUUGACUCUCUGGUGCCAAAGAAGGGAUAAGGUAACGUACAAACGUUUGAAGCAGAGAUUGGACAUGGUUUGCAUGUGCCAUUUGUCCUAUUCAGAACUAUUGGCUUUGGCCAGGGUUGUUGUUAACAGCGACGACAAAGGAUUCCUCAGUUAAGGUGGAUGGGGAGGGGGGACAGAGGACAGGGCCAUUCAUUUAUUUGUAAACCCCCCCCCCCCAUGAUUCCAUUCAGAGGAGCACAGUGUGCCAUGUAGAUCCCUUGCAAAGAAGAACAACUCCUGCUAGGUAAUCCCAGCAUUGAAAACAUACCAGCAGCAAGUGCAAAGAGCUCCCCGAAUGCUAAGUAGACCUUUCUUGUUUGCUUUGCUUUUUGUGUGGAACUGGGUCACUUCCCUCGGCUCCUUAGUUACCGUCCACUCACUUGCCUCUCUCUCUGCACGGGCGCCAGAAGGAUUGUCAGUCCUUCAAAAUCUAGGUGUGUGUUGGGGCAGGCUUCUGGCUUUCCUCCUCUAGAUCGUGGGUCAACUGGUCUCUUUCACUCCCUUUUAUUUUAUUGCAAACUUUUCCAUGCCUUUUUUUAAAAGGUAUUUUGUCUCGGGAGCUGCAUCUGGUUUAAAUGGGAGGAAAAUAAUCUCGUUUUCGUGGCAGGGAAGGAAAGGGCCAGCAAGGUUUUCAGCUCCAUCCCAACCCUCCCUCCUUGCGAAAAUUAAAAUCCAGAUUUGCUACUGACGUUUCUCCUGGAAGGAAGCAACCACACUGUAGUUUAUCUUGGUUAAACAGGCCGGGUCCACAACAAGCAUGGGGCAGGGAGGAGCCUCCCUUUCUGAGGGGGUGUGGAGGAUGCUAGCGGUGUGCCCAGGCAGCCUCCUUGCCUGACCCUCCCCUCUGCGUGUGCUUGGGUGCAAAUUGGAGGUUUCUCUGGCGACUGCUGUCCAGCGGCCUUGGAGGUGAUGCUCUCCCCAUGCUCAGCAGUCAGUUCCAAGCCCUGAACCUGAUCCAGCUCCCAACUGGGAGCCUGCAACCUCCAACUCAGUGCCCAGAUCACUGCUGCAUCCAGGGGGUCCCAAUAGUGCCCCCUCUGCCCUUCUUGCUCUUGACUGUUGUGGCUGCCUUUCAGGAACUUGUCUGCAGAGGCAGAGCCUGUUAUUUGGAGUGCCGAAGAAGCAUUGCUUAAUUCCCUCCUGCAUUCCUUCUAGGAAGCUGAUCUCCCCGGCCGGCACGGAACUGGAAUAUUGCUGUAUGUCUGGGUACAAUGUGCUUGGCAUGUCACUUCUGCGGAUUAGUCUUCGAUUAGUCUUCCUUCAAAGAAAGGCUCAACAGCUUGCGGUGCUAAUCUCUGAAGGAUUUGCCCCCAAGGAUGUGCUGGCCUCGGAAGGCAAGAGGACUCUCGGAGGAGUCUGUCUUUGCCGCAAACAGGGUGGAACGGGUUCCUGAUGCCCACGUGCCCUUCUUGCCCUAGCCCCUCACCCCAGACUUGCUUUGGUGUGGGAACCCCGUUCUGGAGGCUAGCGAGCGUUGCAUUGCAGGGGGUUGGAGUAGAUGACCCCGGGAGUCCCUUCCAACUCUAUGAUUCUGUGCUUCUUGUGGGCAGAGUGACAUCGCACAGGACCAAAGGUUCGCUUAGGAGGCGCCAGAGGGAGGCGGAAACGGCAACCAGCGUGUGGCUUCUGGCUCUUGCCAGAAGAACUAUACAACUUGUAGAAGACAUCUGAAGGCAGCCCUGUAUCAGGAAGUUUUUAAUGUUUGAUGCUUUAUUCUGUUUUAAUAAAAAUAAUAAUAAAUUUUUAUUUAUACCCCGCCCUCCCCAGCCAAGACUGGGCUCAGGGCGGCUAACACCAGAUAUAAAACAAUUGAUUAAAAUGCAACUUAAAAACAAGAUUAAGUACAACAUUAAAAUGCAGCCUCAGUUCGGUAGAAACUCAAAUAAAAAACUUUUUGGGGAAUGAAAACGUCAAGUCUUCACCAAGGCCAACUAUCCAGACUGGUCCUACGUGGGCCAGAAAAAGCCAGGGAAGUCCCCAAAUAGGAGUUCCAUCACAGAAGGAGAAAGGAAAGAGGGGAAGGGGAUCAAGUGGAUUCCAAGCCAAAGGCCAGGCAGAACAACUCUGUCUUACAGGCUCUGCGGAAAGAAAUCAGAUCCUGCAGGGCCCUGGUCUCAUGGGGCAGAGCGUUCCACCAGGCCGGGUCCAGUGUUGAAAAGGCCCUGCCUCUGGUUGAGGCUAGUCUGACUUCCUUAGGGCCCGGGACCUCUAGGGUGUUGCUAUAUAUGGACCUUAAGGUCCUCUGUGGGGCAUACAGGGAGAGGUGGUCCCGUAGGUACGAGGGUCCUAGGCUGUGAUAUUUUAGAUAUUCUGUCAGCUGCCCAGAGUGGCUGGGGAAACCCAGCUAGAUGGGCGGGGUAUAAACAUAAAUAAAUGUUGUUGUUGUUGUUGUUGCCAGCUUCCCUGGAAUGCUCUGGCUCUUGGCAUGAAAACUCUGCCUUGCUCAAAGGUCCAGCAAGGCUUGGAUUCUGGGCUAACGCUUAAUGGCGCCCGUACGCAGUGAGCAAGGUGCCAUAAGGACACUGGCCCUUUUCAUGGGACGGAAUGACCUGUGGUCUCCUGGCUGCCACCUCUUUGCUCUUCCAAGGCACGCUUUGGGUGUCCAGGUGAGCCGGUCAGCGUAGACCAAGGGAAGCUUUCCUACGACUCCCAUCACCCUGGAUCAUGGCCAGCUCUUCCUAUGUUCUUUCAUUUGAAAGUCCACCAAAGGGCCAAAGCACAGUGGCAGACCACAGGCGCAGGGUACCGAGGGACCAUUGCUCUGACUUGGUGUAAACUAACGUCCUGUGUUCAGAAUCUCAAUUUUUCUAUAACUAGCUUUCAGGAGGACGUGGUAGCACUAGAUGCAUUGCAUUUUAUCGUUUUGGUCUGAUGAAAAGCCAGCAGCGAAUGUCUUAGGUUAGUGAGCGCCCAGGCGGGCAGCGCGUUGGCUGGGUGGGGAGUUCAUUAGCUCUCUAAAAAGCCCCCUCUCUGCUGCACCUCCAGCUCUCAGGUUGGCGCCCUUUCCUGCAGUUUCCCAAGCAAACUGCAAAGCUGCCUUUGAUGCUGCAAUGAAAAAGGAAGAAAGAGAUCUCCGUGCAAUUAUUGGGAGCCUGAGGAAGGAGCAAGCUGGGUGGCAAAACACGAAGAGAAGGUCUUCUCCUCCUCCUCCUCCUCCUCUUCCUCCUCCUCCUCCUCCUUCUCCUUCUGUGGGGCUCCAGUAGCCAAAACCUUUGGAGCCAACUGGAUUCUUUUUCCUAAAAGGCCUUUUCUUCAAAACUUGCCGUAAACUUUGAUAAAGUGACAGCAGUGUUCAAACUUGAGCUUUUGUGUUGCAUCAUUUUUUUACAUUUAGCAUAAUUCUUCAGUGGGAAUUGUUCAGUUAUAAAUCCAUUGCUGCGAGCUGCCCCAAGUGCUGACUGAGGCCAGGAAUGCAUUCUUACUCUAUUUAAUUCAAGAAGAACCACUUUGAAUCUGGCUGGAUGAAGGAGAGGAGGGGACAGAAGGACUUCUCAGGAGAUCACGUUGCCCACCUGCUACCCUUGAGGCUGUCAGGGCAGACGGACCUCUUGAUAAUUGUAUAUGACCGCGUGGCAUUUCCCCCACGGAAACCAGACAGGCACCUGACAGGCCUGAAGUUGCUUCACUUGCUGAAAAUGGAUUGGUUUCGCCAAGCAUUUUUAGCUCAUUAAUUUGAUUCAGUGUUGGUCGUUUCUUCCAUAUGUUAUGAUUCUAGAAUUUUAAGACUUUAAAGUUUUAUGAUGUUUUAAUGAUUUUACUGCAUUUCACCUUGAUUUUUUUAAUGAGUUGGUUUAUUAAGAUUCUUCUAAACUAACAGACAGACAAAUGAGAAUACUUGGGUAGUUUUGCACAACUUGCGUAAUUUCUUCCAAUAACAGAACUUUUAUUGCUGUAAAACAUUAAUCUAAUAUUCUUUGACCUGAGGGAGAUUUUUCAGGAACUGUGUAACUGAGGUCUUCCUUGGGCCUGGGGGUGAUUUCAGUCUCUUAAACUGGCUCCCUCCACUCCCAUGCUUUCCCCCAAAGGGCUUCCUGUGCUGCCAGUCCAGCUCUUUUGCACCUGCAGGAUGAGCUGGCAUUUCCAGGGUCCCCUUUCCUAGUCCACCUGGCUGCAGAGAACAUCCUGCCUGUGAGAUGGCCAAAGCCACAACUAGACCUUGAGGACAGACAACUCGCAGUUUUAAAAUUCAGCUAAGUGACUAUGCUGACUUGGCCAUUUGGUGCCCCUGGGUAGUUUCUUGACACCUGGUGUGAGCUGUAGCCCCCCCCCCUUUGUGGAAUAGUUGCUGCUAACUCUCCCCUCUGCUUGUUGUUUGUGUGCAGAGUCGUCUUAAAGAAGCUGUGCAGUUGCUGGAGGAUUAUAAACAUGGGACUCUGCCCCCAGGAGUCACCAACAAAGAGGUAACCGAUGUGCAUGAAUCUUUGUACAAGCUUUGCAUAAGCAUAAGAACCUACUGAUCUGCUGCUAUAAGUUCCAUGGCCAAAAUGUGGUCUGCGCUCUACAGGCGCGUCUGCAUCUUCGAGGGUCAGGUGCACAUCGGAUGUGCUCCCUUCUGCAUCGGAAACCCAUAAUUUAGAUCAAGACAAAGAUGCAUCUAGCCUAGAGCCAAAUAUUCUCCUCUGUGCGUUCUGAUAUUGAAUAGUUUCUGUAUCCUGCUUCACACAUCACUCUAAGCCCUGUGGUAUGUUUAACCCAGCCUAGAAGGCCAACCAUGGUUUGUUUCCCGACAAAAACCACAUUGUGAAGCCAUGGUUUGUUGAUUUCUGGACCAUGGCUUGUUUUCACUACUGCUUAGCAUUGUAUCUGAAGCAAACAACCUUGCUUAACCAUGGUUUGUUUGGCUACCCCAGAUGCUCACCAAGCCACAAAGGUGCAAGGCAAAACAUAGAAGAAUCGUCCAUGAGACAACAUGUGGCUUGGGGAAGAAACCCUGGUUAAAACGGCACUAUCUGUGUACGCAUCCAGCCUCUGAAUAUUUGCCAGAUAUUAAUUGGGUGUUUUAAUAUGUGAUGUUCAUUGAUGCUGGACUUUAGUGUUUGAAAUUUCACACUUUAUUUGACAGCUGACAUGCAGUGGUAUUUAAUGUUUUGACAGUGUUUGUCAGGUUAUGAAGUUUCAUUUUUGACAGCUGCCAGAAUCCAAACAAUCAAAAGAUGCCAAGAAGUCUAUAAAGCAUUCGAGUUCUGAGUUCUGAGGUAAAGAAAACCAGAUUCAAAAUUUGAUUUGAGCAUUGGACAUUUCUGGGGAUCCCAAGUUUCUGCCAGAUUUUGUUUCAGCGCCCUCACAUGUAGCCCAAUGCCCUUAGGAGCUUGACAGUCCCCAACACCUGGGAAAUAGCAGUGCGCUGCCUCUGAAUUUGGAGGCUCCAUUUUUAGCUCUCAUGACGGCCGGCCUUCGUAAGCCUUUCCUCCAUUGCUCUGCUUAAUCCUCUUGAAACCAGUGCUCACCCUCAUCUCUUGUGGCAGAGAACCAUGGCAUAGUUGUGUCCAGGGGUGUGAGCAAACCUGGCGCAAACACAACUUCACAAUCGGAAGGGCCUAUAAUUUUUUCCACUGUGUACUGCCUGCCCCCUGUGCCCAUCCCUAUGGCGCCAGGGGUGCAUGGUUUGGAUUUCCAUCCAUGGGAAGUCUGGACAUGACAAGUUGUUGCAGAGAGCAUCUGGGAGGGGAGACACAUCCUUUCACUUUGCCAUGGCUGGGCUGGGAUUUGAACUUGGGUUUCUUGUGUCCACAACCAACGCUUUGUCCAGUGACCCCCCCAUUGGCUGUGACCACAGAUGUUUUGGAGCAAAGUUAUUUUCCUCUACAGGAGAGGCUCAAGCCCAAAGACUGACCUCCCCACUCCCCAAUUCAUCGUUCAGCCAGUUCAGGGUUCUUCACUACUGUGGCCAGGAAGGCCUCGUUCAGACAUCUUUUGGACAACUGGGAUAGAAAACGUUUGCACGAAAACCCUCUGCACCCUCCUGGGUGGGCAUCACCACUGAAUCGGCUGUGUAGAGGCAGCAGGUUUGCCCUUGUUCAGCCUAACCUACCUGGAUGUUGGGAAGAGGCCUCUUUGUCCCAGAAACAAGGGCUACAGGAGCAAGGAAGAAUUGGGGUGGGUGGGAAAUGGAGACUUUGCCCGUGGGAUGCGGGUGGCAGUUACGCGACGCCAGCUCUGCGCUUGGCGAGUGUCAAGGAGCACCGCCAGGAAUGGUGCUGGGUGGCGGCUGUGAGCCAGUAGGCUGUGAGGGAAAGUGCCUUGCCGGCAGAUGGGCUAAUAAGUGUCUGGCAUGUGUCAAAAGCGCAGAGCAGCUGGUGUUUGGGGAAGGCCCCAUUGCAGGAGGGGUCUGCUGCUAGCGGGCAUUGGUCCCUUUCUUCCACUUGCAUCUCCCCCCCCCCCAAUACCGCCAGAUGACCCAUCUGGCCUCUCCUGGUCCCGUGAAGGUGUGCACGGGGCCAGGUGGGCCACAGCACCACAGAGAGCGCACCGUGAGCAGUUUGUUCCCACAAGCGUUGGGAGUGCCCAGAGACCUUUGAGCGCCUGCCCUCGACUCUGCUCCCUUGGUUGGAGAGCGACCGCCUCCAAAUGAGGCAGCCAUUGAGCUCUUCUCUGGCCCUUCCUCUACCAGAUGAGCUAUUAUGGGGAUGUAACUGAGCAGAAGAACGCUGGGCUCCUUCAACUCUUUAGUCCAUGAUGAUGAUGACAAUGACUUGAUAGUCACUUUGUUACCCAAAGGUCUCUAAGAGACUUGCAGCACCUGUAAAAACAUAAGCAUAGACAUAGUGUACUAUUUUUAAAAAAAUCAUACAAAAGCUACCAUGCAUUAAAAUGUUUUUACACUAUGCAAAAACAGAACCACAGGAAGCUUAGGCAGCACACUACUAAUGUGCAGAGCAAGGAUCUGUUGCAUUCUUCUUGUGGCUCCGUAUAAUGUGAUGCACAGUAGCAGUGUUAAAUAAAUAAAUGAAGUAAUCCAUCCACAGAACAGAUCAAAACUUGGCGGCGGCGGGCAACUCAGCAACGGCGUGGAAGCAACUGUGGCAAACCUGCCACAGUCGUUUCUCCAGCUAGUUAGUCAUUGCUACUGUAAAAGAUGAUCCGAAGUGCUUAGAAGGGAUUGUUUGUGUCGCAAAAGUGCACUGUAGUUAAGUGUAUUUGAUUUGUUCUUAACUAGGGAUGCUUGAUUCUGUCUGUUCCCAUCUCAGCAGCUCACAUGGUUGCCGCCUCUGUGCUGAAAUGCCUGGUGAUGAGGCGGAGGGAUAGAAGGGGCAGCAGGCAGCGUUUCUGAGUCUUCCCGUUUCUCAAAGUAUGUGUCAGCAGCUCUGUCCUCAGCUGCCUGGAAUUAGCCUAAAAAGUUUUUAAAGAGUGGCUGACCAGCCAUUUGUCAGGGAUUCUUUCGCUGUGAUUCCUGGGUUGGAAUCUACAAUUCUUUGAUUUGAUGGCAUUGCUCCCCCAUGUCUUACCCAAGCCACCUGGGAUGUGAUGCUGGGGGCAAGGAGAGACUAUUCUGGGCUGGGCAGCGCUACUGUCUUUGCAUCCUGCUUACGGGGGCUUCCAGGACGCAUCUGCUGGAGACACAGUUCUCAAACAGAGGGGCCCUUGGUCUGACCUGGCAGAAGAUAUCUGACUUCCCUCCUUGUAUGCUGGUUCCUGGCUGCUAUGGAGGGCUUGAGCAUGCUUGGGCAGCCCUCUUCAGCGAGGCCAGGUUGGGAUGUGGAGCUGUAGGACAGGCCCCACAGCUCAUUAAUGACAGAAAUGAAUGGGGGGAAACGCACCAGACUCCUCUGCUGUGGAACCAGUGAUGAGUGUCCAGCGAACAGCUUGCUGAGGAAGAGGUGUUACCCAAUUCCUCCGCUGAAGGCUGCUCAUCGGAGCUCGUCCUUGUGUGCCGCUAAUGAUGGUAACAUGCUGUCGGCGGCCAUCGCCAAGGUUUCCCAGCACUGCGUGGGCUGCCGUGGGGAGGAGGAAGUCGGCAGGGCCUGGGCUGCCUUCGUGGCUGCGGGGGCAACUUCUCGGCUCUCCUGCUCAGUUCCAGCUUGUCGUGAUCCCUGCUUAGCGGAGCAUACAGAAAACGUGACGCUGCAGCCUCCACUAACCUGGCCCCUUCCAGGUUUUGGGGGCUGAAUCUCCCAUCGCUUGGAGUGUCAGGUGGCCAUUUCUGAACCCAGGUAGCCUGAUCAGUUUUGUCAACUGAUGAGUAACCUCCAGGUUGGACUACUGUAGUGUUCCGUUUGUAGGGCUGCCCCUGAGGUUGACCCGGGUGGCGUGGCUAGAGCAAAAUCCCUCUCUUGGCUGCUCCCUGGAGCAGACUCCACUACGCCUCUGCUGGAAGGAUUGCACGGGGUGCCAAUCUGCUGGACCUGGUGUACGGAGCCCCAGCUUGGGAGCACAGGUUACCUACUAAGUUAAUUUGUUUGUGAAGCUUGAGAACUCAGAGGAAGCGCUGAAUAGAUGUCGCUCUUGUUUAAAGAGAGAGUGAGCAGAAAAUAAUGACAGCAGACUUUCAAACCUCCUACCAAACCUCCACGGUCCCCUCCUAGGAGUUUCCCCCUUCGUGGAGGAAGUUUGGAGCUUGUUUUCCAGCCUGCCCAAAGGACCCGCAAGAUCAGAGGAGCCACCAAGCGUGGCAUGUUGAGACAUUCUGAUAGAGAAGCCUGUGUCUGGAUGGCACUAGCUGCCUAGGGCUAAGUUUCUAGGGCUCUCUGGCUUGCAGCUCAGCUUCUUGGCUCUGUGGAGAUGCCUGUGAGGCUGGGAACAGGGUCCCUUCUCCCCCCAGUAAUAAUUUUGGGGGUAUUCUCCUCUUCCUUUUGAAAGACAAGGAAGAGGCGACAUGAUAGAAAGCUUUUAUCCCUCUCCCAUAAGACUAGAACUCAGGGACAGCCAGUGAAGCUGAAUGUCGGAAGCUUCAGGGCAGAUAAAAGAAACGACUUCUUAAUGCAGUGCAUUGUUAAACUAUGGAACUCCCUGCCCCAGGAGUUGCUCUUGUGCUGGAAUCCUGCUUGGGGUUUUCCAAGAAGAGGCAUUUGGCCACUGUGCAAACAGGAGGCUGGGCUUGAGGAGCCCUCUUUGGCCCGAUCCAGGCUCUGUUCACCUUCUUAUCAUAUUAACACUGCAGCCAGGGGACUUCCCCAUAUAUUUUCCUGGUGAUUAGCCUAGGCUGGUCACUUAGAGCAGGGGUCAGUAAGGUUUACCUCACCUGGGCCGGUUCACUCCAGCAGAGAUCCCAUCUGCGCGUGCGCCCGGAAUUUCCGACGUCUGCGCAAGUGCAGAUGCAAUUUCUGGUGCCGCGGAAGCGAGUCCCCACACCGCGCUGUGCCAGUUUAGCGCAGCGAGCGGGGACUCGCUGAGCGGUCGGCUCGGUUUGGGGGCGGCUCGUGGGCCGGUUUAACGACCCCUGUGGGCCACUUGUGGCCCAUGGGCCUUAGGUUGCUGACCCCUGAUUUAGAGGGCCCCUUCCUGCCUCUUCUGUUGCAACACUCCAGUCUAUGUAGGUGCAGGAAACUUCACAGCUUUUGGCUCACAGUUGUCAGAUGAGGCAUGUAGACAAAUGUCCUUCCUCAUUGAGGAGAGGGCCAUUACCCCCAAGCUCUGCCUCCACAGCUGGAGAAUCCUGCUUGGAUCCUGCCUGCAGGUUUCCCUUGGGCACACCUGUUUGCAACUGUGAGAACAGGAUGCUGGGCCAGAUGGGCCAUGGGCCUGAUCCAGCAGGCUCUUCCGAUGUUCUCUGGUGUAGACGAUCUCCAGCCCGUCCUGCUUUCUGCCUCGCUCUCCUCCGCUGGCCAUGCCUCUGACCACAGCCUCCUGGCGGCAAGGUAUCUCACCCAGCUGCCGCUUCCCUCACCUUUAAGUCCUUUUAAUUACUGCUCCCACCAGCUGCUGCAGAAGAGCUAAACGGAAAUCGCCACCCAUUUAACACAAGCAUGCCCCCUGUGAAACGGGAUGGCUAGGCACCGCCCUCCGCUGGCCUGCUCCUGGGAAGGUGAACUUGCUCUCCCCUUCCCAAUCUCCAGCCUGCUUCUGCCUGCCUUCCUUGACUUCGCACCCCUCCUCGCCCUUGCCGAACGCAGCCUCCUCCGCAGCUCUCUCUGCCUGGAGACGGAUUCAUCUCCCUUUGUGGCUGAAGUGCAAAGAGACUCUGCCACCCUAAUGGGCAGGUAUUUAUUGCCGGGCUCCCCCUUCAAUCAGGCUAGCAGCGGGAAGGGCCCCUCCCGCUGGCUCAGGCACAGCAGAGGACAGUGAGUCUGCCGUAGGCCAAACAGCAUCCCUUUGCGGGGAUAAAUGGCUUUUCUUUUACACUGUUGAUGAAGAGCGAAGAGGUCUGUUUGCAGUAAAAUGGCACUUUGCACUUCCUCCCGCCUCGCCUGGCGCCUAAGUAUUACUCAGCCCUGCACAAGAUACAGAUUGCAGGAUGCUGGGGCCUGCAGUCUGAGAAGCCCUUUAACAGCCCUUAGCGGGAGGAAGGGUCCCCCAUUAAAGGCCCCCCAGUUUGCCCCAGUUUCCCACAAGGUGCCUGAUGGAGGUGGCCAGGGCAGAGCCUGUUUCACCAGCUGGUGUGCGGUGGCAGCGGGUGCCCCUUGGGGAUGGUAGGGCAGAAGACGGGGAGACCUGCCAUAGGUGGUGCCAGGCGGGGCCACCUUAUUCCAGCUUUGUCCCCCUCUUCGUCUCUGCUAAAUUCCACGAGGGGCAACACAGAGGAGGAGGCUGGCAGACAGGGUAGCUUGAGGCUGGUGGGGCAGUGCCCCCUGCGUGCCUCCUAAUGGACCAGCCUCCAUGGCAGGGCGAGGGGCGCCUUGGCACACUCUCACCUUCAGCAGAUCCACCUCCUGAGCAAUUGGGGACUUGACUGUGGGUCUGAGUGAGGCUGUGGGGAGUGGGGAAGAGAGCACUCGGCUUUCCUGAGACCCAGAUGUCUGCGCCCGUGGCAAAGAGAAGGGGGAGAUGUGAGCUUCUGCCUUCCUCGUUCAGGUAGAGCUGCUGUGCCACAGACCUUUGGCUGUCCCCAGUGGCUGUGGAUUUGGAGGAAUCGGGGUCCUGCCACUUUUGGGUUUCUUCAAACUGUAUUGCUCCUUGAGAAGCUCCUUGGGAAGCCUUUCUCUCUGGCUGCCUCUUCCACGCCCCAGAGAUCGGCAGGCCAGGCAAGGUGGGCAUCUCUCUCCCUGCCCUUCUUUUCUAAUUAACCUUUGUUGUUGUUGAGUCGUUUAGUCGUGUCCGACUCUUCGUGACCCCCUGGACCUGAGCACACCAGGCCCUCCUGUCUUCCACUGCCUCCCUCAUGCUGGUAGCUUCGAGAACACCACCCCACCAUCUCGUCCUCUGUCGUCCCCUCCUCCUUGUGCCCUCCAUCUUUCCCAACAUCAGGGUCUUUUCCAGGAAGUCUUCUCUUCUCAUGAGGUGACCAAAGUCUUGGAGCCUCAGCUUCAUGAUCUGUCCUUCCAGUGAGCACUCAGGGCUGAUUUCCUUCAGAAUGGAGAGGUUUGAUCUUCUUGCAGUCCAUGGGACUCUCAAGAGUCUCCUCCAACACCAUAAUUCAAAAGCAUCCAUUCUUCAGCAAUCAGCCUUCUUGAUGGUCCAGCUCUCACUUCCAUACAUCACUACUGGAAUUAACCUUAGGAAGACCCUUUUCUCACCUGCUUUCCCCCCCCUGCUGCCUGCACCAUUACAUGAGGAUCAUGUGAGAAGCAGCCCCUCUUGGGAGGUGUCUUGCGGGUCUGGCUCCCUUUAGUGACCCUUGCCUGAAUCCUUCCUUGCUUCCUAGGGGGAUGGUGUGAGGACUAAUUAAUUCACGUCAGUAAAGUGUUGUUUGAGUGCAUUUUUAUUAUCUUGUCACUUUCAGAACUUGACUCCAUUAGGUUGCAUGCUAUUUUACAUUGGAGUAAACCCAUUGGUUCCGGCAGGGCUCUUCUCCGUGGGACUGCAAGAGAGUCAGAUACUUGUUUUGCCAUGCUGCAGGGGAGGUGGGGGCUGGGUGCGAUGUUGCAGUUCCCACCCCGGGUAUUCCAAGUCCCGAUGUCUCUUGAGUCAGCUACACUUGUCCAAAUCUGCUGAAUUGCUGGUUUAGGUUGCUAAAAUUUAGGGUGCUAAAGCAGUCACCCAGAGGCCAAUUUAACUGCAGUCAGGUACGCUCAGUGGGACUUACUUCUGAGUAGACAUGCCUAGGAUUCCACUGCUCAGAGGACUUUUUGGAAGAGUGCAGUGGGUCAUUCUUGAAAAGUGUUGUGCCAUUUGGAGUGAUGUGAUUGUAUUCUCUGUUAUCUGAAUACAAAAUAAUACAAUCGUAGAAUCGUACAGUUGGAAAGGACCACGAGGGCCAUCUGGUUUCACUCCCUGCAAGGCAGGAAUCUUUUGCCCAGCGUGGGGCUCAAACCCACAACCCUGAGAUUAGGAGUCUCAUGCUCUGCUAUUUGAGCUGGCAGGUGCCAGGGUGCCCUUGCACUUUAUACAUCCAUUGAUGCAAAGUACCGUAGAUUCUGGCGUAUAUGAUGACUUUUUACGGAAAAUCCUCUAAAAAGUCGGGGGUCGUCUUAUACGCUGGGUAUGGGUUUGCUGGGCAGCAGUAGUGGGCAGCAGGCUCCACUCCGCACCAGGAGGAAGCCGCCCAGCGAAGCCGGCUUAGCAUCGCUGGGCAGCUUCCUCCCAGCGCAGAGCCCGUCGCCCACUGCCGCUGCCCAGUGAAGCUGCCGCGUAUGACUGGCCGUAUAAGUCGACCCCCCAAAUUGGCAGCUGCCAAUUUGGGGGGUCGUCAUAUACGCCCAGCCGCCUAAUAUGCCUGAAUCUACGGUACUCACCUAGAAUGUGUUUUUCCCUCACCUGGCAGGAGGGGUGGAUGCAUCGCUCGGUUCUGCCCCCCCCCUAAAUCCUGGCUAUGCCCAUGGGCAGCCUGUCCCACAUUUCUCUCGUUUUAAUUAAACUAUAAUCUGUUUGAUUGAGCGUCAAAGGGUGGGUUUUCGUGGGGAAAGCUCUGGGCAAAACACAGCAAUGCUUGAAGACGGAACUUUUAAGUGUGGACCUGUGCCUGCAAAGGGCAGGGCAAAACCUAAGCGUGGAUAAGCUCUUGGUUGCUGGGUGGGGUUGCAAGCGCUGCUCAGGUGGCCCCCAUCUUGCCAGCCACGGGCAGUGGGAAGGCACAACUACAGACACCUCUCCGGCAAGGGUCAGGGACCACCACCCAUCUCGUGUUUUGGAAAAUGGUGGGAUGUUCAGGAAACUCGUGCUUCGGUUUCCACAGCGAAUUUGUUCAGAGGCAAACUGGGUUGUGGAUUCUUGGCCUUGCAUCCUGUGACAUUUGUUUUGCAUGUGCACCGACUCUGCAGGCUCCUGGGCUCACCUGACUGAUUCCCCCCCUAACAAGCAACAUUAAUUAUGUUCUUUUGUAUUUCUAGCUUUGGAAAGCACAAAAAAUUAAACAGGUAACCCACGCUUUGCUUCUCUUUUAUCGUGCUGCUGCUGCCUUUUUGCCUUCCUGCAAAAGUGGCGAGUGGUGGUUGUCCUUGUCUGUUUGGCUGACUGCUCUGAUUGCCCAACGGGAUGCCUGGCCUUUCCUUGCCCUGGGAGCUGCCCUAGGCUUCACUUUUCCAUUAGGGUCAAGGAGGAGUCGCUGCAGGGCCCCCAGACCAAGUGAGAGGCAAUGCAUGGUUUCCAAGCUCAUGGGGAUGCUGGAGGGGGGUGGAAUAGACCCAAUUGCAGGUAGGCGGAUUGCUCCUGCUGAAUCUAACAAAGGGUAAAGCAGCCUAGAGGAUUCUCCAGGUGUACCCCGUCUUUGGGAUGCGGGUGGCACUGCGGGUUAAACCACAGAGCCUAGGACUUGCCGAUCAGAAGGUUGGCGGAUCGAAUCCCCGCAACGGGGUGAGCUCCCGUUGCUCGGUCCCUGCUCCUGCCAACCUAGCAGUUUGAAAGCAUGUCAGAGUGCAAGUAGAUCAAUAGGUACCACUGUGGCGGGAAGGGAAACGGCAUUUCCAUGCGCUGCUCUGGUUCGCCAGAAACGGCUUAGUCAUGCUGGCCACGUGACCCGGAAGCUGUCUGCGGACAAACGCCGGCUCCCUCGGCCAGUAAAGCGAGAUGAGCGCCGCAACCCCAGAGUUGGCCACGACUGGACCUAAUGGUCAGGAGUCCCUUUACCUUUACCCACUCUUUAGGCACCCCAAGGUGUGGAUCCAUUACUCGUCUUCUCAUUUACAACCGCUUUGCCUGCAAAUCAAACAAGUGUGGACCUCCCCAGAUGGAGUUUCUGCCUUCUAAAAGUCCUUCAUUCCUGCAUAAUUUCUGCUUGUCUCAUUUUAAGCCAAAGGAGAUUGGUUCUUAAUUUCUAAAAGGAGAGGCUGGUGUGAGGUGCUGGGGGGGGGGGGGAGCAGGCAGUGAGGGGUCCUUGCCUUCCUUUGACCCAUUCCCUCUCACCCUUUGGGACCGGCAGUGGUUGCUUAGUGGCAAAGGAAGGACAUUCUGUGCAUGCUCAAAAGCCUUCCUUUUUUCAUAAAUAUGCCAUAUAUUCCAGGGAUGGAGGGGAAAAAAACCCCACAGUUGGAAGGGAAUCCUUGGUAACUGUGGAGUGCAAUCAUAGUAAAAACUUCAGCAAAGGCCUUUUUCUCACAUAAAAGACCCUCUGUUGCACUUACAUAGUCCGACUGAAUCGGGGGAAUGUCAGCCUGGGAUAAUAAAAAUAAAAUAAAUAAUUAAUAAUAAUAAUAAUAAUAAUAAUAAUAAUAAUUUUUUAUUUAUACCCCGCCCUUCCCGGUUCAAAAACCGGGCUCAGGGUGGCUGACAACAAAUUUAAAACACAGCAUAAAUUCCAGUAUAAAAACAUGAAUAACAAUAAAAUUCAAAAUUCUUUAUUGGUUUUUAGUUUUUCAAAUACCACCUCCUCUUGUGGCUUGAGAGCGUUUAGCUGGGGGGCGGGGAGAGGUGCAUGGGGGGCAACUUUGCAGUGCUAGCCAGACCCGCUUGCGGUUUGUGCCUUUUGAAUGUAUAUGGGGGGUGGCGGUUGGGGGGGUUGUGAAGGAGGUCAUGGAGGCAGGAGAAAAAGUAGAGCAGUGAAUAUGUCCCCAAGGACCACCUCUCUCUCACAGGGCAAAAAUCCUCUGUUAAAGUGCCCCCAUCAUCCCUGGGGUUGUAGGCAACUCACUUGCACCACGGCUGGGAGGGCAGGAUUGGGGAUGGCACCCCCCCUUCCCCUCUACCUUCACUGUGUCUGAUUUCUUGUAGGCCAUCAUCCAUCCGGACACUAACGAGACGAUUUUCAUGCCUUUCAGAAUGUCAGGUAUGGCCCAACCUCGUAAAGAAGCUGCUUGGAUGCAUUAUGUUCCCCACCCAAAAAAACCCCCCAAGAAAUCCUUUAAAAAAAAAUAUUUUGUACUGCUCUUUGGAUUCCCCCACUGUUAUUUUAGGAUGCCAGAAAGGCUUUUGUGGACCUGCAAGCCCCUCACAAUUAAAAUAAAAACUUCUAAAAUUAUAUAUGUACUCUCUCUCUCUCUUUAUGUGUGUAUGUGUGUGUAUACACCUACCGACUGCUCCUAUAGCUACCCUACUAUGAUACUGUUCUACCAGAAUUUGUCAAUUUAAAUUAAACAUUUAAAAAACCUCUUUGUGCUGAGCAUUCCUGCAGGCCCCCUGCUGUGCUUGUGCAAUUUCCACUGGCUUUUGUGGCCCCUGAGACCCCUCCAGAUGCAUUUUUGCAUUGCCUUAGGAAGAAGAGGGAGCCUCUGCCUUAUGAGAGGAAAGGCAACAGGAAGGUCUCUCUUAGGAAGAUCCAGGGGGGAGCAGCAAAAACAACAAGGGGCCCAGUUGGUUAGAGCGUGGUGUUGAUAACGCCAAGGUUGCAGGUUUGAUCCCCGUGUGGGGCAGAUGCCUCUUCUUUCAUUGCAGGGGGUUGGACUGGAUGAUCCUCAGGAUCCCUUCCAACUUGACAAUUCUAUGAUUCUUGCGGCACUUUGAAGACUAGGAAAUUCAUUUUGGCCUAAGCUCUCGUGGACUCAAGCCCACUUUGUCAGACCCGAAAGUGAUGAAGUGGCCUUCAGCCCACAAAACCUUAUGCUGCAAUAAAUUUGUUAGUCUUUAAGAUGCCGCGAGUCACUUUGUUGUCUUUUAAGACGGUACUGGCCAUCUUUCCUUUUAAAGGACUUGCAUUAAAACGAAUUAUUUUUCUUUUCUUUUCAAAAUUGCUGCCUGAUAGGCUGGGGGUGCUCACCAGAGGGUUGUUUUUUUUUAAUUGAUUGAUUUGACAAGUUAAUUGGUUAAAUAUUGCAGCCCUACUUAAAGGAAUAACUGAGACAAAGCUUCCCCAAAAGUGUUUGGGUGACCCUUACCUGCUCUGCAGCCUCGUGGCUGAGCCCUGGCAGUUUUCUUUCUCCCCCAGAGCCAAGCGCUGCCUUGAGUGCGUGACCAGCUGGGAUUGGCUUGCAAGAGCCACCGCAAAUAGCAGCUCCCUCGAUUCAGACUCUCGCCUCCCACUACCAUUGCAUCCCUCAGGGAGGAACAUAGUCUUGCUCAUGGCACGUCAGAUUUAACUCCUCUGCAAGUGUGAUGAGACCUGUGGUAUCAUUGCCUGUGGCCUGAGUACCUUACGUAUUUUAAGAUUUUUAUUUUGCCAUUUUAUGUUGUGAACUGCCCUGAGAUCUACGGGUGAAGAGUGGCGUACAAGUAGUAGUAGUAGUAGCAUACCCUCCAACAUUUCUCCAGUGAAAACAGGGACAUCCCAUUCCAUAAUGAUAAUUUCCCUAUUUAUACCCCACACAUCUUACGGGGUUGCCCCAGCCACUCUGGGCAGCUUCCAACAUACAUGGUUGCCUUCAGAUGGCUCAGGGGUUGCAUAACUUUCUACCCUCCCAACAUUUCUCCCAUGGAAACAGGGACGUCCUAAGGAAAAGCGGGACAUUCUGGGAUCAAAUCAUAAACCGGGACGGCUUCUCUAAAUCAGGGACGUCCCUGGAAAAUAGAGACUCUUGGAGGGUCUGUAGUAGUAGUGGUAAUAAUAAUAAUAAUAAUAAUAAUAAUAAUAAUAAUGUCAGAGUUCAGUAGCAAAGGAUGGUGGAAAGAAUCCUAAUGUCACCUGAGACACAGGAAAAACACAGACGCAGUUCUGAGCAGGGCCAGAUUGAGGCUUGAUGUGGCCCUCAGCUCCUGAAGGUAAUGGGGCCCUUUCUAUGUCCAGAUGUCCUUUGUCCACAACAAAUUGUCGCUGUUUUUUGUGUUGUACAUAUGCUAUAUGGUCAUUUACGGACCUCAUAGGUAUCUCAAGCCAUUUGCACAUGUUGUCAUGCUACCAGUCCAUGCAGAAUGUCGGCACCCUAUAUAUAGAAAGGAGCAAAGCAGGGAUAUUUUAGGGAGCAGGCUAGCAGGCGGGGCCCAUGACUUACAUCACAGGAACCUACACAACACAAAACACUGUCGCUGCAUGUAGGUUUUAUUUCAUUUGUUUUUUAUCUUUAUUUUGGAAAUGUACAUCCAGUUUUUCCCCCUUUAAUUUUUUGGUGGCCCCCAAGAGAGUGGGGCUCUAAGCUAGAGCUUGUUGAGCUUAUACGUAAAUCCGACAUUGGUUCUGGGGAAGGGUGAGGUCUUUUGUCUCUUUCCUCUGCUCUGCAUCUGAGGUAUCAGUUACACUAGACUAUAAACCUAUUUUGGAGUGAUGGAGUCUCUCUCUGUAUAUACUAAAAUAUGUUUCCCCCCCCUUCUUCCUGUAGGUUACAUUCCUUUUGGGACACCUAUUGUGAGUAUUUUAGCAUCUUCUUGCUCCAACGGUGCUUGGCUUUCAUGUUUGGUGCAAAGUACCCUGUUGGCCUUGGAGGGGCAGCCUUUCCAUGGGACACUCAACAUUGAUGCUCCUCUGCUGGCACUGGGGGGUGGGUGGGGUGGGUGGGGGAAGGAGAGGGAAUGGCCCACCUUGGGUUGGGUUCAGCCUGGCAAUAAUCCACUUCCUUUCUCUCUGCCAUGCUCUACUUCCGUUCCUUUCCUCACCCAGCAAAGGCUUCUCCAUCCGCCUGAAGCACUGAAUGAAUGAAUAAAGUUGUUAGAAGUACAAUACAAGGGACAUUUUCCCCUUGGCUGAAGUCAAUGGGGUGAUGCAAGUGGGGCAAAAGGGGAGUCUGGAUGGCAGAAUUUGAGUUUCAGAAGUGGAUGCCAUUUCUGGACAUCAGGGUGCGCCUUUUGUCUUAGGGAUGGAAGAGGCUCAGUCUGAUCCAGAAAUAUUUCUUCUUCAUGAGAAGCCCUUCUUGCCUGGGCCUGAGACCCAGCCUGAAUGCCUGAGAAUAAUUUCUUAUGGUAAAGUAAAUAGGGAGCAUCUAACAGAGGUAUGAGGAGGGGUCUCUCCAGUGUCCUAAGACGGAUUGGUCUUGUUCCCUUAAGAAUAUAAAGAAGAGCCUAUUGGAUCAGAACAUGGCCAGGCAAACUAAGGCCGGAUCCGGCCCAAUCACCUUCUAAAUCCGGCCCACGGAUGGUCCAGGAAUCAGCAUGUUUUUACAUGAUUAGAAUGUGUCCUUUUAUUUAAAAUGCAUCUCUGGGUUAUAUGUGGGGCCUGCCUGGUGUUUUUACAUGAGUAGAAUGUGUCCUUUUACAGUCAUACCUCGGGUUAAAGUUGCUUCAGGUUGAGCGUUUUCAGCUUGCGCUCUGUGGCAACCCGGAAGUAACGGAACGGGUUACUUCCGGGUUUUACCGCAUGUGCAGAUGCUCAAAAUGACGUCACGCGAAUGCGCAGAAGCGGCAAAUCGUGACCUGCACAGACGCGAGUUGCGUUGUGCUCAGGAUGCAAACGGGGCUCCGGAAUGGAUCCCGUUCGCAUCCAGAGGUACCACUGUAUUUAAAUUGCAUCUCUGGGUUAUUUGUGGGGCAUAGGAAUCCAUUCAUAUUUUUUUUCAUAAUAUAGCGCGGUCCACCACAAGGUCUGAGGGACAGUGGACCGGCCCCCUGCUGAAAAAGUUUGCUGACCCCUGGAUGAGACCCACCUUGUCCAGCAUCCUGUUCUCACAGCGGCCACCCAAAUGCCUGCGAGAAGCCAGGGAGCAGAACCUGAGCAGAACCGGAGUCACACUCUGCCGUCCUGUGUUUUCCAGCAGCCCCUGCAUUCAGAAGCCUUGCUGCCUCUGUGAAGGGCAGAGCAGGCUGAUCCUGGCUAGGAGCCACCCAUAGCUCUCUCCUCCUCCGUGAAUCUGCCCAGUCCUUUUAUAAAGCCUUCUGGGUUGGCGGCCGUCCCUGCCUGGUGUGGGAUUGACAGCCACGGUUUAAAGCAUCUUUUUCCCGGAGGUCCCUUGCAGGAACUUCCCCUGCGGCUCAGUCAUCUGUGCCACCCUUAAUGCCACCUGAAAUCAGCUGCCUCGCCUUCGCUCCCGGCAGAGAGCCUCCUGGUUGCGCUGCCCUUCUGCUCCGUUCUUCCUCAGCUCCCCCUCAGUUAUUCUGAGGCUUGAAUUCCUCCCAUGGAUGCAUUCUGGGCCACAUUGCCGGAGACAUAUGGCCCUUCCUGUAAUGAUAGAUCUUGAGGGAGGGGCUGGCAUGGCUCCCAGCACAGAGAGGGGAAAGGUGUCCUUAUUUAUGUUUAACAUUUGGGUGGUAAUCUGUAAUUAACUUUGCAAAAAGUUAAACAGAAAUUUUGAGUUAGCGAUCAGGUUGACACCAAAAUCGGCCCGAAUCCAGACCUGUCAGAGAUGCUGAGAGCUGUCAGCAGAGCUCAGUUUUGUGAGCUGCAAAUGAUAAACUGGAACUCUUUUCAUAAAGCAGAAAAGGAAAGGGGGGAAAAAAACCGAUGUUCAAAUGUUACAUUUUAAUUUUAACAUUUAUGCCAAUUGAUCUGUGAAAUGUAGUGACAUAAUUGGCCGUCUGCUCUCGCAGUCUGAGUCUCAAACUGAGCAUACUGGGAAGAAGCGGGUGGCGAUGGAGGGAGUGGAACUGGGAACCCCCUUCCCUCUCCCCACGGCGGUGUGGGUCUCCAUUGCCUCCACUUCAGGGUGUGCUAAACCUGGGGCUUGCAUUUGUUUGUAAGCCAAGAGAACUGGUGGCUGCUUGUGCCUGGAGUGUGGGGCCUGGGGCCAGAAGAACCCAAGGACAACCAUGCAGCUGGAUCAGGCCAUGGGGGGCCCAUCUGGUCCAGCAUCCUCACGGUGGUCAACUAGACGCCCCAAAGGAAGGAAGCCCACAGGCUGGACACAAGCCGGAGGCAAUUGCUGGAAACCUCAAGAUUUGAGAGGGCUCCUGGGCUUGCAUCCGGGUUGGAGGUUUCGCACAAUGGGCAGCUGGUUGACUGCUGUGAGAACAGGAUGCUGGACUGGUUGGCUGGAUCCAGUAGGGUUCUUCUUGUGCUCUUGUGAUGUAUUCCAUAGUUGAACAAUCUGCCGCUGUGUGAAGCACUUCUUCCUUUGGGAUCUCUCCUGGAUCUUCACUGGAUAGCCCUGAGUUCUAGUCCUACCCCUUUUCUCCACUGCAUCGUGUUAGACUCGUCUGCUGUGUCUCUUCUCACUUGCCCGGCAAGCAGAGGGAGGUCAGGAAGGUGCAUCAAGCAGAUCCUGGUAGGGAGGAAUGAGACUGGCUGGCAGUCAGGCCAGGCCAUCUGAAGGCGGGUCUGGGAACAGCCUGGGAAGAGGACCUGGCUGUGUCCUCAUCUCCUUCGGGAGCCAGAGCUCUUUGCCCUGGAUUUGAUAGACCUGUUGGGGAACCGGUUUGAUAUAAUCACCUUGCGGUUGAGGAAGGUUACACACAUGCACGGCGGCAGGGAUCUGGCAUUCCGACCAGCCACACGCACAGGCAGCGAUGUGGAAAAGCCCCACCUGUUGAAUACCUGCCAGGUAGAGAAGUGUGGGAGACAGGCUCCUUUCCCUUAGGACUAUGCCUGGCUUGGAGCGGCCAGGGCUCUUAGGCUCACCUCUCCCAGAUCUAUGUCUGUAUUUUCAGCCUGACUUCCGUGGGGGUGUGCAUCACCUUAAUGUUUGUGGCCCAUCCUGAUCUCCAGGGCAGGUGAGAACGGGAACUUAAUGAGCAAACAUGUCUGCAUCUGCAAAGGAAUUAACAUACUGUCCCCUGGUGCAGGCCUUUCUGGAGAACUGGGGGGCGGGGAGCCUCUGCAGCCUUUCCUGGCUUCCCUCAGACUCCUUCCAGGUCCACCUGUCCCAAACAGAGAUUCAAUGCAUGCUUGGCUUUGUAUGGCUUUCUAUGGCUUCACGCCUCAUGGUGGAGCUUCUUGGCCACCUUUGGAGAAGGGCAGGUGGGGCGUUGUCAGUUGCUGUUGGGAGAGGUAGUCCCACCCCUCCCCAAAUGCCCAACCCCACCCACUGUCUUCCCUGAAAUCUCCCCCUUCUUUCUCUCUCGCAGGUUGUCGGUCUCCUGCUGCCAAAUCAGACGCUGGCAUCCACCGUCUUCUGGCAGGUAAUGACGACUUGCUGCCUGUCACCACCGCGCUCGAAAAGCCUCGCUUCUGUUCCUUGCUGCAGCCGAAAACACAAGCAGAAUCCCGUCUUUGAGCUUCCUUUUGGCUUGUGGGAUGCAGAGGCUGGAGGGAGGCCGUUGUUUUCUGUGUGGGGUGAUGGGGGAACAGCCCCUUCGGCAGUGGGCUCUCUUUCAGGGAGGGGCCCUUUUAAGAGAGAAUAAGGAGAGCCCUGCUGGAUUACACCGAUGGCCCGUCUCGUCCAGCCUCCUGUUCUCACAGUGCCCACAAGAUGCCCAUUAAAGGAAACCCACAAGCAGGACCCAAGCACAAGGGCAUCUUCCCUUCCUGGCUGCUUCUAGCGACUGGUAUUCAGAAGCGUUGCUGCCUCUGACCGUGGAGGCAGAGCAGAGACGUCACUUGCAUCCCUUUAGGCCAGGCAUGGAGAACCUUCAGCCCGCAGGCCCAGAGGGGUUCCCUAGGAGUCCCCCCCUUUCCUCCCCAGCCAGGCUCACCUGCUCUCACACCUGAGGUCGGUUGUGGGGCAGCACAGCCUUCAGCUGCAAAGGAAGGCUAGGGAGCCCUACAAGUCUAUGAUUCUGUACAGUUGAGUUGGGUAUGUUUAGCCUGGAGAAGAGGAGACCCAGAGGAGAUAUGACGACCAUCUUCAAAUAUCUUAAGGGCUGUCCCCUGGAAGAUGCAGCAAGCUUGCUUUCUCCUGCUCCGAAGGGUAGGACUCGAACCAAUGGCUUCAAGUUCCAAGGAAGGAGAUUCCGACGAAACGUUAGGAAUCUCAUGGUGAGAGCCAUUUGACCGCAGAAUGGCUGACCUCAAAGGGGGUGGACUCUCCUUCCUUGGAGGCUUUUAAGCAGUGGCUGGAUGUCAAAGAUGCUUUAGCUGAAAUUCCUGCAUUGCAGGGGGUGGACUAGAGGACCCCCGGGUUCCCUUCCAGCUGUAUAGUUCUGUGAUUCUGUGAGAGUGGGCUCCUGUUUGUUCCUCUUCUAGCACAACCUCUAUCUGGUGCCUUUUCAGUUUGGAGCCUGUUCCUUCUGCCUCCAGGGCUUGCUUUCUCUGCUGUUCAUCUCUGAGAGCAAGCCCUGCUUGGGGCAGGGAGUCUGCACUGGAAUAAGCUCUUUAGCUAUUAUAAUCUUAGCAGCAGUUAUAACUGGAACAUUUUGAAUUCUGAACGAUUUCUAGGGGCACCAGCCACAGAACGGUUGCCCAGGGGAUGAGCUGCAUAGCACACAGGAAGGAAGCCAUGGGUCGCUCUCCAGGGAAAGAUCAGCCCCUUUGAUGCAGGCAAAUGGACCCAUGCCUGCAGUGCAUCCUAAGGAGAACCCGAGUCCAAAAGAGCAGGGAGGUUGACCAAGGCUGCUCAAAGGUUAUUCCCUGCCUUCCCCUGGUGUUUGCUCUCGUGAAUGGUCUGGGCCUUUUAGCACGGAUCCUGCCCUUAGUGCCAGAUUUCUGUAUAGUUAUGGCAUGCAAGAUGGGAGAGCCCUCAGCAUAAAUUACAUUUCUGCCUAAAGAUGUGAGGAUCAUGAAGGAAGGGUGAGCAUCUUGAUGGGGGCAGGAAAUCUCUUGGGAUGCCUUGGGAACUCUGGAGGUUGUUCCUUGGGAGACCUUCCACCACAGAAAUAAAAAACAUUGGAUUUUCAAUGCAAAAGAUCUUUCUUAGCGCACCUGCCUGGCUGUGUACCAACACCCUCAAAGGCCCCAAGCAGGUCUGCAUUCCAGACACCUGUGGAUAGCAGAUAGUAAGCAUGAAGCGCUGUGUUUCCUUGCACUGGAUCGAGUGUCCUGGUGAUCUUCCUUUUCCUUUCAACCAGCAAGUUCCUGGUCUUCAUGGUGGUGGAGAUGUGCUUGGGAGUGUGUGGGCAGUGCCUGGUCAGGUGGGGAAAGUCUUAAGACCUUUUCCUUUCGGUACGAAGAGCCAGGAGCCAAGGAAAUCAGACAAACGGAUUCAGAAUCUGGAGUACCUUUGGUGCAGAGUGUGCCUGGCCUUGGCUGUUGCUGCGCUUGGCAUUGAGAGUCAAGUAAAGGUAGCAAAAGGAGCAUCGUACAUACCUUUGAACUUUUCGCAGGAAGUCUGGAGGAAAUGGGGCCUCCGCAGUGAGGGCCUCCUCUUUGGACAGCUUCUUGUUCUGCCCCCACUCUGUAAAGUUUCCCCCUCCCAUCCUUUUCACUUUUGCUGUCAUUGCCCUUCCUCUUCCUCCCUCCCAUCCCUCCAGUUUUCUCCCCACCCUCUUCCUCCCUCCUCUCUGACUCCUCUCUGUUUCUCCCCCUCUUCUCUCCUCUCAGCCUCAUUUCCCAGGUUCUGCCCAGCAACUGGAGAGGAACAGAGAGAGAGAGCAGUGCAGAGCCAGUUUUUAGGGUGCAGGUUGCAGCCCAGGUCAUGUCAGGUCAUACCCCGACGGAGGUAAGCGCCACCCAGAGCAGCUCCGCAGGGGGUGGAGGGGAGCUCCUGAGGCCUUGGCACCGGCAGAAGCUGGGCUGCUCAGGGACACCCCCCACCCCCAAAACACACCCUCCGGCACAUCUUUCCUGGAUGUCAGGGGUGAGGGAAGGCCUGCCUCGUCUGCUUAUUUAUUCCAGAUACUUCUAUAUAACACUUAAUACCAAAAAGCAGUGCAGUCUGCAAAAGAAGGGCAAAAGGAAAUAGCAAGCAAGGUCUGAAACCACAAAUACACCAGCACCACCUGAAUCAGUGAAAUUUGGGGGAGGCAAGAACUUAGCAGCCCAGUUUGAGAACUUCUUAAAAGCCCAGGAAAGGAAGAAAGGAGCCGUCAGGUGUCAUUUUGAAGCUCAUGACAAUGGAGGCCUAAAGGGCUAGUUCCACCUUCAGAGAAGGCUCUCUUCUGAGAAAUCAUUAGACAGCAGUCCUCUGUCUCCUCUGAAGUCUCAGGGGGAAGGGGGUCCGCUAGGUAUCCAGGCCCUUUGUGGUUUGGGGGCUUAUAUGACCUCAACACCAUCUUGAACGUGGUCCCAUAUCUAACUGGCUGCCAGCGCAGCUCCUCCAGUCGUGGCGAAAUAGGUGCUUAGCACCGCAGCCUCCUGAGUUCUGCGCUGGCCGCACCUUCUGGGCCAAGCGUGAGGGCAGCCACACAUCAUGCGCAUUGUGCCGUCGGUUGUGAGUUUGUAGGCGCAUGAACUGCAGUGGCCAGAUUGUCCCUGUCCAGAAAAAAAAGGUGUAUCAGGCGGGGAUUCCUGUGUGCCAGUGAGGGAGGAGAUCGUGCUGAGCUGGAUGAGACCCUGGUCCGACUCUGGGGGAGAAGGCAGCUUCUGAGAUGGCAGUGCUUCCUCUUCAGGUGAAUGUGAGGGCAGGGGGCUUUAUUGGAGCCCCCGACAACCACAGUGGGCAAAUCUGUGUACAGUGGUACCUUGGGUUACAUACACCUCAGGCUACAUACGCUUCAGGUUACAGACUCUGCUAACCCAGUAAUAGUACCUCAGGAUGAGAACAGAAAUCGUGCUCCGGCGGUGCGGCAGCCGCGGGAGGCCCCAUUAGCUAAAGUGGUGCUUCAGGUUAAGAGCAGUUUCAGGUUAAGAACAGACCUCCAGAAUGAAUUAAGUACUUAACCUGAGGUACCACUGUACUGCAGGAGCCCCAAGCUACUCUGUGGCCAUGCAGCGCUCCCCCCCCCCCAUUUUCCCAGCACAGGAACUCAGUUGGGAAAGACUGCUGCCCCUGGGCUGGAGGAGCUCUGGGCUCGCGGGGUCUAAGUUAGCAAGAGAGGUUCCAGAGUGUGCGCUUUGGGGGGGGGUGUGUGUGUGUGUGUGCGUGCGUGCGUGAGAACAAGGGAGGGAGUGCUGUAUCUGCCAAAGGUGCCCCUCUCUGCAGGGCUUGUUCUUUCGCGGAUACAUAACACCAUUGUCUGGAUUUGAUAACAAAAACUUCCCUUCCCAGCGGUAGCCAUAAUUGGAAAUGCUGCCUUCCUGCAUGUUUGCUAUAACUCCUUCUUUUCAGCAAUGGUGCUGCUGUUGCCUGCCCACCCGCCGGCCGCUCUCUCGUUCUUUCUCUCUUUUAACCAGCUGUUUGUUCCUCUUUCUUUCUGUUUUGUCCUUUAGUGGUUGAAUCAGAGCCACAAUGCCUGUGUCAACUAUGCAAACCGAAAUGCGACAAAGGUGAGCGGUCGUUUUAUGUGUGCGCCAUUUUCAAGGAAGCUGAUGUAAGUUUCUCCCCUGGCAAGCGCUUGGCCUGCGCCUCUGGCCCCCACCUGAUCCCCCUGGCCAGAGGCUCCUGGAUCUGAGCAUCAGCUCUCAGAGAUCUUCCCGGGGAGAUUCUGCCGCCCUGGGCUGUCGUGAUUGACAGUAGGCUCAGUUGCCGUGGAUUGGAUGAAACAGCCCAGGGAUGGCGCAAGGGCAGAGCCCAGCCACUUACGCCAUCCCUGAGACCUGCAAUGUAUUGCCUUGUUAUAUCUUUCAAGUCUGUUCAUUUCCUCUUGUCCUGUUUGUGGGCCCCAUUGGUUUUUGUGCUCUUAUCGGGACCCCUUCCUUGGCGCUUCUGCAGCGUGCGCACAGGUCGGAACAGGUGGGGCACAAGUUCCCCAUGUUUCCAGGGGCACCAGGGCAGAGGGGCACUCCCCUUGGCACUGGCACAGUCCCAUCUCUUCCCUCAAUCUGCACACAUACAGCCAUGCCCAGAGCAUGCCUGGAAGACACCACAUACUUCCUCUUGUUUGAAUUUUAUUGUUAUUCAUGUUUUUAUACUGUAUUUUAUGCUGCUUUUACAAUUAAUGUAUUUUUCGCUCUAUAAGACGCACCAGACCACAAGACGCACCUAGUUUUUGGAGGAGGAAAACAAGAAAAAAAUAUAUUCUGAAUCUCAGAAGCCAGAACAGCAAGAGGGGUCGCUGCGCAAUGAAAGCAGCAAUCCCUCUUGCUGUUCUGGCUUCUGGGAUAGCUGCACAGCCUGCAUUCGCUCCAUAAGACGCACACACAUUUCCCCUUACUUUUUAGGAGGGAAAAAGUGAGUCUUAUAGAGCAAAAAAUACGGUAAGUGUUUUAAAUUUGUUGUUAGCCACCCUGAGCCCGGUUUUUGAACCGGGAAGGGCGGGGUAUAAAUAAAAAAUUAUUAUGAUUAUUAUUAUUGUUUGCAGUCCCUGUGAGCUGGGCUUGAGGUGGCAUGUUCUGGCUGAAACGUUGCUUUUGUUCUUCUUCCUGCAGCCUUCUCCAACGUCCAAGUUCAUCCAGGGCUACUUGGGAGCUGUCAUAAGUGCUGUCUCGAUCGCAGUGGGUAACCCUUUGGUCUUCUCUCUGUCGGUGUGUUCUGACCGCUGGGCACCUGGGCAAAGACUUUGCUCUGGGCCCAGCCCCUCUGGAUGGCCUCCUCUGCCGGCUGGCGCACUGCGCCUUUGCACCUGCCGCCUUGCAGGAGGCACUGCCAGCCGUGGCUGCGCCCUGGUCGCUUGCCAAGGCCUCCCCAUUGCCAGGGCUAGUCAUUAUUCAGUUCCUUUGCACUGCUAGUUCUCAAUGGGUGAGAAGAGUCUUGCCCUGGAGAACAGGGUAUGUGAUUAUGUUCCUCAAACAGGUGUUUAUGCCACACCUUUUGUUGGGGAAAAAGAAGAUGUGGGGGGGGGGGCUGGAAGAGAGAGAGAGAAUGGCCUGCUUCUUUCUUCCCCAGAUUCGGAGACCUUAGGCCUCAUUAAAUGCACUCUGAUGUCAAUUAGCAGCAAAUCACCUCCUAGGGUGAUCCCAUUAGGACUAGAUGACCUGAAAACAAGUGCCAUUCCCCACCUCCCAGUGGUCUGCAAAAGAUCUUGUAUUAAUUAAAACCAGGUCUCUCCCCCCCCCCCUGCAAGUGCACAGCCUGCCCUGGGCGGCAGACAGAAUGCAGGGGGCCACUGGUGUCAGAAGAGGUCCUGGAGGGCCAAAGAGCAGCUCCGAGAAGGGUUUACAGGUCAUGGUUCCUGUGCAGAAGUCAACAGCGGCAGCUGCAAACGUCAUUCACAACAAUAAGCAGUUUAGAAAAGUCAAGAAGUGUCCAAGAUCCAUGCAUAGGGGGCUUGUGAGUCAGCUGGAUAAGGAGGCGAGGAUUCUGUAGCACAGCCUUCCCCAACCUGGUGCCCUCCAGAUGUUUUGGACAACGUCUGGGACGCAUAGGAGGUAUUGUCCAUCUGGAGAGCACCUAUUUGGCCAAAGUUGCUGUAGCCUAUAUGCCAAAUCUGUAGGGCAGGAAUGGGGAACUGGAUCUGGCCCACAGGACGGGCACUUCCUUCCGACAGGCCACCUCUGCCAGGUGCAUGGGGGAAACCCCCAUCUCUUAAUCCUAGCCCCUGUGUCUCUGCUUCCUGUGGCCUCUGGCAAUUCUCCUUCAGAGCCUAGCAGGCCAUGUUUCUGAGUCUGCAAAUACAGAUUCAGGGAAUGAGAAGGCAGUCAGAGCACCUCUUGCAAAGCCUCCCCCUCUUUUCUGCUUUUCUAGGUGGCCCCAAACUCCGCAGCAAUGACGCACCCAAGGGCCCCAUGGAGGGGGGGGGAAUGGCAGCCUGUGCAGCUGCCUGCUUCCUCACCCCCCUUCCCUGCCCCUGUUAAUUCACUGCCAGGUUCUCUUCUAGGCUCCUUUUCUGCUGCCCUUCAUCCGCUGCCCCCUUCUCUCUCCACCCCCGGCCAUUACACCCCCACAGCGACACCAUUUUUCACCCUCCUGUCUAGGUGAGGGCACCCUGUGGCUUUCCCUAAUGCCUGCUCCUUCGCCUUGAUAAUUGUUUGCGAGGAGGAGGAGGAGCAGCGCACAGGGGCUGCCUUGACAGCCUGCGAAUUUGCUGCGAUAGCCCAUAAUCAGGUUGAGAUGAAGAGGGAGGCCACCCACCGCCCUCGGCCCUCCUGCGGCCACUUAGGAAGGAGCCCUCCCGCCUGGGGUGGGGUGGCCUCUGGGGGCCAGUCCUUUCAGCCCCAAGGGCCUUGGUCUGGCCUUUACACCUUUGUGAUGCGAACCUCAAAACAGUGGUCUCUCCUCAAGCCCCAAAUCCUCCCUCUCCUCCCCCCCCCCAGCACCUCAAAGUCCCCUAUGCCGGAGCAGACCCUUGUAGGCACCCCCCACUUCCCUGGUUCUGGCCUGGGAGGAUAAACACACAAAGAUAACGCAAGGAACUUUUGUAAAAUCAUUUCCAUUCCUUGAAUCUUGCUCCCAAGUUGAGGAUCUGGGAGGCUGGAUUUCAGCCCCUGUCAACAUACGGAUUGCCUUUUGAAACAUAUUAGAUUGUUUUAACAUUUGAUUGUUUUAACUGCGUGUCGUUUGAGCUGUGCAGAUCUCCCAGAGGAGGUUGUUCAUUCAUUGAUUAGAAUGAUUAGUGUUGGGAGCUGGCAGGGUCACAGAAAGUAAAACCUCUGGUUGUGAUCCGAGUUACCCCAGCAGCAGUUGCUGGGCUUGUUUUGCUAUCUAUUGCUAUUUUGCUGAAUAUUUUAAUGAUGGCUUUUCUUGGUAUUUUUGGUUUUAAAUGUUGUAUGUACAUUGCCCCGCCCCCCUUUUUAGUGACCUUAUUGUGUUUUAUGUAAACUGCUUAGGGAUUUUGCAUAUUAAGCGGUCUGUGAAUAUUACCGAUGGUGGUGGCCUGUGGGGUUGGGCUGUGGCUGCUCUGCCCCCCCCCGGCUCUCCUCAAUGCUUCUUUGCCCCCCUCUUUCCUUCUCCUGCAGGUGGGCCUUAACGUUCUGAUCCAGAGAGCUAAUCAGUUUACUCCGGCCACCCGGCUCCUGAUCCAGAGAUUUGUGCCAUUCCCCGCUGUAGGUAAGGGGGUGCAUACUUUCCCCUCUUUCUCUGCUUCCGUAGAGAAAAUGGGCUUCCACAGUGCACUUGGAAGGGCUGCCCCCAAAGUCCCAUUUACGAUACGAUAAUCUUUAUUGUCAUUGUCCCAUACAGAACAACGAAAUUGAAAAAAUCUGCAUAAGACAUUCAAAAACCAACAAGCCUGCUAUCCCAACCUGGUUAGCCCCCUAAAAACUCAGAUACCCCAUUUUUAAAUACAAUAUACUUCCAUAGAAACUACCUUACACUGCGUUUAAAACCAAAAUCGCAUUUGGAUAGAAACUGUUUCUCAGGCAGCUAGUCCUAGUCUUUAUAACCCUGCACCUUCUUCCAGAAGGCAGAAGCUGAAAGAGAUCAUUUCCGGGGUGCGCACAAUCCUGCUCUAUCUCUGCAGCUUUCUUAUGGCACCUGGAAGCAUAGAUUUGAUCCAAGGUGGGAAGAGUGCACCCAAUUAUUUGGCCCAGAGUACAAAUUUGCAUAUGCUAAUUUACACAUAAAGGUGCAAAUUCUACCCAUUUUCAGAGGGAAAAGCAAAAUCUGGCUUCAUCUUGCUGUCGGGUCUUAAUUUACCUCUGGUUGACUUAAGAAGAUAGAAGAGCCCAAACUCCUAGCUCCAUAGGAAAGGGCUCACUCAAAUUAACAAAAAUGAAUAUAGCAAAAGAAGAGCUUUUUUUGAACUUUUCCAUGCCUCUGCUUGGGUUAUCGGUAUUGGUUAUCGGUUUGCUUUACGAAAAACGAAUUUUAAAAAGCUAUUUUAAAAAUACAGUGUGCGGCUGGGGUUUCAUGGGCGCUGUCCGCCUGCCCUGAUGGCAAGGAAAACAAAUUGAAUUGGGUGGCUUUGAAAGGGAAUUGAACCGCUUCACGGUGGAUGAGGCUGUGCUGUGUCACAGGCAGCCUUCCUCUAAGUGCCAGCCAGCGGCUGGAGAGCGCCAGUGGGAGGGAGUUGUGGCUGUGGGCUCAGGCCCGACUUAUGGGCUCUUCCUGCUGGAGCGUCUGGUUGUCCCCUGUGGAAAUAGGGUGCUGGGCGCCAGGUAGGUCCCUUGGGCCCUGCUCCACCGGCAGCUGGGCUCUUUAGCAUGCGCUUACGUAAGAAAGAGUCAUCCUUGUUGCAUCUCAGGAUGUCCCAGACAGUUGGGGUAUGGGGGUGCUGGUGAGGAUUCCAUAAUUGUAUGCAGGAGGCAGGCAGGGGGAGAGGGAUGCUUACCUGAACCAGGUGUGUCUCUGGACCCCUUUGCACCUGGGGGAUGGAUGGGAAAAGGUGGCCUCUUUGUUCUCUGUGCAAGGCACUUCGAGCAGGAGGAGAAGGAAGAAGAAGAAAAGGAGGAACGACCUUCCUUGUGUUGCGGGAAUUUUUCCAUCAGAUGUGCCCCUUUUGAGCCGUUCAUCAAGAGAUCAGCAGCACCAACAAGAAAAUGUUUCAGAUUGUGGACUAAGCCCACUGGCCCCAGCAGCCAGGGCAAGGAGCGAGGGGGGAUCUCUGUCAGGUUGUUCUAUUAUUAUGCCAAGGUGUUAAGAGAAGGAGCUUAAACUGGAGUCAGAAUUGAUUGAGGGCCGGCACUUAAUUUGCUCAGCCCUUCAUUAGUUCUCUGCUUCUUUUAUUUGUGUACUGACAUGCUUAAUUGUGUGCCAGGACUCUGGCCAUCUUCCUGCUAAUUGCCGCUUUGUUAUUCUGGGGGCCGGAAUCUCUUGCAUCAGAAUCCCGGGCAAACCAGUUAAUUAAACUUUCCGUUAUGAAAAGAUCGGCUUUGAAGAUUUGCUUGAAAUGCCUGCCAGUCAGGCUGGGCUAGGCGGAACCAGGCCAAGUCAAGAGGUAGUCAGAGGGACUGGUCUGGUCCGCUCUCAGAAAGUUCUCCCUAACGUUUAGUCGGAAGAACCGACUGAUGCUAAGAGCUAAUUCUCCAACUAAGAUUCAUGUGUUGCAGGAGGCUGGACUGGAUUACCCUUGGGGGCCCCUUCCAACCCUACAAUGCAAUGCUCUAUAAUGAAUUGAUUUUAGAAGGCUGUAUUAUUUUACUGUUGUUAGCUGCUCUGAGCCUGGCUUCGGCUGGGGAGGGCAGGAUAUAAAUAAUUUUAUUAUUAUUAUUAUUAUUAUUAUUAUUAUUCUAUGAUUCUGGUGCUGCUAAAUGCAGGUAGUGAGCAGGAAGAGGCUGUGGCAGAGAGCAGCCCAGAAUAAGAGGCAGAAGCAGAGAAGGGUCAAGAGGCAGAGUGGAGGCAGGCUGAUGAAGAAGCCAGGGGGGUCUCCUCCUGUGCGACUAGCUCUCCUCCACCCUGGUCUCCCAGAACCUGAAGCGGUAUGAAGAGGGUGGAGCAAAGACCGACAAGGUGUCAGAGUCUCCGAUUGCUGGGGGAGGAGAAGGCUCCUUAAGUCUCCUCCUCCUCCUGUCUGCCUCAUCAGGGCAAGGUCUACUGGGAAGAGUUGGUGUGCUCACGAGGCCUGAGCUGUUUGGUUUCUUUGAAUAAAGAGUUCCCUUCAUGGCACGGCCUGAUCCUGACUGCUGCUUGCGCUCUCCUUUUCUUUCCCUCGCAGCCAGUGCCAAUAUUUGCAACGUGGUCCUGAUGAGACACACGGAGCUUGAGGAGGGGAUCGACGUCCUGGACAGCGAUGGGAACAGGGUCGGGUCUUCCAGAAUUGCUGCCAAACAUGUAGGUGCCGUGGGAUUCCCAUGGGUGAAUCAGGAUCGCUUUGGCCCAUGGAUUCAUGCACUGGGAGGGUUGGGGGGGGGAUAGGCCAAGAAGGAUGGAGGAGGAGGAGGAAUCCACAGAACGCAGAUUCCAAAGCAGACUCACUUGAUCUGAUCCAGGCAAGCCACAUCAGCAUCAGCAGUCCUGCAGGUCCAUGAUUGAUUGAUGAAUUGAUUGGAUUUCUAUGCCGCUUUCCAGUCAGACAAAUCCCAACAUGGCUUACAAAACAAUAGCAUAAUAGAGCAUCACAGGUACAACAUAAAUCAUAUUAUGUAUAAUUAACAAAUCAAUAAAACAUAAUAAAACAGUAUUUACAAAACAGCAACUUUAAAAUAUGCUAAACGCUAUUAUGUUCACAUGCAUGCACACACAAUCACGCUCCCCCCCCCCAAUAGCUCAAAAUCGAUCAGUCUGUUCAGUCCGUUAAAAGACCCCUGCACAUCCAUUGUCCAGGAGGACUCUGGUCCAAUGGAAAUAACAGAACUAGACGUUGACUUAUUAUGCAGUGGUCCAAGGGCUCAAUCGCUGCCUCUGCCCUUCUUAAAACUGUUUCUCUCUCAACACACACUUUUAGAAGGAUCCGAAAAUCAUCGAGCCUCUCUGCCUGGGAGUGUUGAGCAUGCAAAUCUUCCUGUCACCUGGUUUUAUUUUUAUUUAUUAUUUAUUUGAAUCCACACACACACACACACCCCGUUCUCCAGGCAGCCAUGUUUCUUGCCCAUCCGCCGCCUGGUACAAUUCCCUCUGAGAGUGAGGGAACAUCAGCAGGUCCUGUCGCUCCCAGAGAAGGGGCCUGUGAGCAGCUGGAGGUUUCUAUUUAUUUAUUAAAAAAUAUUUCUAUACCACUAUUUCAUAGUGGGAGGGGGGUUAUUGGUUUGCUUUUUUCCUUGUUUUUAUUAUGUAUUUUGAGGUGGGUGGGUGUUCCUUGUAUUUUCAUGCUGUGAACUGCCCUGAGAUGGAGGGUGGUUUACUUACUUACUUACUUACUUACUUACUUACUUAAAUAAAUAAAUAACAAAGUGAUUUACAGUAAGGCAUAAAGCCAUACAAUAAAAACCAUAAUAAACUAAAACCAGACAUCAAUUAGCCACUGUGGAAGGAUGUAUUAAUGACCUGCAUAGGCCUAGUAGAAUGGGAAAGUUUUCAGCUGGUGUUUAAAAGUCUGCAAAGAAGGUGCCAGCUGAGUCUCUAGUGGCAGGGAGUUCCACAGGCCAAGGCUCCAUGCUUUGUUGCUGUCCGACGGGCCUGGCCAGCCUUUACACGUGAGGCUCCCCCUGCCUGCAGAGGGUGUCAGGCGGCAGGUCGAAAGGGCAGCCUGCGGGAGCUUUCCUUUUGCAUUCCCCCACCACCACGCAUUCUAGCCAGACAGAAAGAAGAGCGUCUUUUCUGAGCCAUGCGCCGUUGCCCCCGCAGCCCCCUCUGGUGGGCCUGUGCAGCCAGAGCAGCGACGGAGGAGCAAAGCGCUCUUGUCUCUGCGCUUAGGAAGAGGGAACACGAUUCGGGGCCUCCGGAGAGGCAGAGCAGCCGCUCUCGGUCUUUCCAGAUGCCCCUUUUGCUCCCCUCUGUAGUUGCCCAGGAAGAACAGGAGAACCUCAACUACAGCUCCAGGCUGGCAGAGAAAACACACAGCUUUAUUUUUAAUUUUUUUAAUUUUAAAAAAGCGAGUGGGAGGAAACUGGAGGACUUUUUAACCCCCGCCUUCCUGAAAUUCAUUAGCAACUGCCUCUGGAAAGAUGCGCCAGCUGUUUCCAGGCUGCCUCCAACACCUGGCUGGUUUCCUUAGGAGCCUCCUGAACUCCGCCAUCUGCGCACAACUGCGCUGGGACUUUCCCUGUCUUCUUCUUUUUUCUUUUUUUUUAAAAAAUAUUAUUAAGGUUUUAGACAAUAAAAAAGAGGGGAAAAAACAUACACAAAACAUAUAACAACAACACACACAAAAAGCAACACAAAAUUCAACAAUAAAAAAAAAACCAAGAAAAAAAACCCAUAACAAUUAAAAACAAUAUCUCUUUUCCAUUUCCAUUUUUAAAUUACUUACUUUCUGGACUUCCUCAUACCUCCCUCUUUUGUAUUCCAAUCCAAGUUAUUUGUCCAGCAGUUUCUUUUCCACUCUUUUAAUCCCAAACUUUAAUUUAAUAAAAUAUUAAAAUAUAUAACUUCAACUUCUUUAAACCUAAUCCUUGGUCUUAGUAUCAUAUAACAUUAUAAUUUUCCCUCUUAAUAUCGAAUUUCCAUUUCUUUAAACAUCUUUAAUCUUAAUCUUAAUCUUAGUCUAUCAUUAACUUUAACCUGUACAGCUGGAAACCACUUAUUUUCAAUCCAACAUCGCUCUAACAUUCUUUAAUUUUGCAGUGUUUCUGAAGAUAGUCUUUAAAUUUCUUCCAAUCUUCCUCCAUCGACUCUUCUCCCUGGUCACGGAUUCUACCAGUCAUUUCCGCCAAUUCCAUAUAGUCCAUAAGUUUCAUCUGCCAUUCCUCCAGCGUGGGAAGUUCUUGUGUCUUCCAAUACUUUGCGAUGAGUAUUCUUGCUGCUGUUGUUGCAUACAUAAAGAAGGUUCUAUCCUUUUUUAACACCAUUUGGCCGACCAUGCCCAGGAGAAAGGCCUCUGGUUUCUUAGGGAAGGUAUACUUAAAUACCUUUUUUAAUUCAUUAUAUAUCAUUUCCCAGAAAGCCUUAAUCUUUGGGCACGUCCACCAAAGGUGGAAAAAUGUACCUUCAGUUUCUUUACAUUUCCAACAUUUGUUAUCGGGCAAAUGAUAGAUUUUCGCAAGCUUGACUGGGGUUAUGUACCACCUGUAUAUCAUUUUCAUAAUAUUCUCUCUUAAGGCAUUACAUGCCGUAAAUUUCAUACCUGUGGUCCAUAACUGUUCCCAGUCAGCAAACAUAAUAUUAUGACCAACGUCCUGUGCCCAUUUAAUCAUAGCCGAUUUUACCGUUUCAUCCUGAGUAUUCCAUUUCAGCAGCAAGUUAUACAUUCUUGACAAAUUCUUAGUUUUGGGUUCUAACAAUUCUGUUUCCAAUUUGGAUCUUUCCACCUGGAAGCCAAUUUUCCUGUCCAAUUUAAAUACCUCCAUUAUUUGAUAAUAAUGAAGCCAGUCUCGCACUUUGUUUUUAGUUUUUCAAAACUCUGCAAUUUCAGUCUAUCUCCGUCUUGUUCCAAAAUUUCCCAAUAUUUCGGCCAUUUGACCUCCAUAUUGACCUUUCUCAAGGCUUUCGCUUCCAUUGGUGACAGCCACCUUGGGGUUUUGUUUUCUAACAAAUCCUUAUAUCUUAACCAAACAUUAAAUAACGCUUUCCUGACAAUGUGGUUUCUAAAUGCUUUAUGUGCUUUGACCUUAUCAUACCAUAAAUAUGCAUGCCAUCCAAAUAUAUUAUUGAAACCUUCCAAGUCCAAAAUGUCAGUGUUUUCAAGGAGUAGCCAUUCUUUCAACCAGCAAAAAGCUGCUGAUUCAUAGUAAAGUUUAAGGUCUGGCAGGGCAAAUCCACCUCUUUCCUUUGCAUCUGUUAGUAUUUUAAAUUUUAUUCUAGGCUUCUUGCCCUGCCAGACAAAUUUAGAAAUAUCUUUCUGCCACCUCUUGAAACAGUCCAUUUUGUCCACAAUCUGCAAAGUUUGAAACAAAAACAACAUUCUAGGCAAUACAUUCAUUUUUAUCGCAGCAAUACGGCCCAGCAGUGAAAGCUUCAGAUUUGACCAAAUUUCUAAAUCUUUUUUCACUUCAGACCAGCAUUUUUCAUAAUUAUCUUUAAAUAAGUUCCCAUUUUUUGCUGUCAUGUUAAUCCCCAAAUAUUUAACUUUCUUAACCACUGUUAAACCUGUCUCAUUCUCUUUUCCUUGGUGCUUCUGCAUCCCAAGCUUGUGCCUGAGAAAACCCACGGGAAGCACAGGCGCUUUUGACUGACUUUGCCAAGGGUGAUAAUAAUAAUAAUAAUAAUAAUAAUAAUAAUAAUAAUAUACAGUCAUACCUUCGGGAUGAAUACGCUUCAGCUUAAAUAUUUUCGGGUUGCACUCCGCGGCGACCCGGCAGUAACGGAGCCGUUACUUCUGGGUUUCGCCCCUCGCGCAUGCGCAGAUGCUCAAAAUGAUGUCACGUGCAUGCAUGGAAGCAGCGAAACGCAACCCACGCAUGCGCAGACGUGCAGUUGCGUCUUAUGUUCGGUUCAGGAUGCGAACGGGGCUCUGGAACGGAUCCCGUUCGCAUCCAGAGGUACCACUGUAUUUAUAUGCCACUCAUUAAUAAUCAGUCAGAUGGGUGGAAUAAUAAUAAUAAUAAUAAUAAUAAUAAUAAUAAUAAUAAUUGCCAUUGUGUUGGGUGCAGGGUCCAAGCCCAAAAUAAUCCUCUUCUGGCCCCUUUUGCCUUAGCAGAGGACUGACACCUGUCCAAUGAGAAUCCACGCAAUCUCUUUCAAUUAGCCGGCUUUGAGGAAGUCACAUGACUGCCACGCAGGUCUCCUGCUGCUCCUUUGCCCCAAACCGCAGCCUCCCAAGGCUGCUUUUUAUUUUUAUAAGCGCUGGGCUUUGCUGCGUGUGAUGCGGAGUUUACUGCUCACUCGCUGGUGCUUCCUGAAGCCAUCUGCUCGCCAGGCACCAUGGUGGGUUUCACUUUUGCUCAGUCCUGCCUUUCUUGAACUUUGGCGAGGAGGGGGCGGGAGGGGAAUCCUGCUGUGGACCCGGGUGGAAGCGGGAUAGGAUGCUCUGUCUCCCUCACUCACCCAGCCUUCUGUUUCUGUAGCGUGAGACCAGGACUGAACUGCCACCAGGGCUGAGAGUGGCCAUUGGCAGCCCUGGCCUCUGGAGCAAUAAAACACACACCAAGCCCCCACAAAGGGUAGCAGCUUGAAAAGCUUUGGGGCGAAGGCUCUACGGAGUUUGGGUUGCAGUCUGAGCAGGUUCAGUGCUCAAGUGCCCACACUGGUGGCGUCUUGUUUGGUAGGCAGAAAUGGCUCUGUUACAGGUGCCACAUAAUAUUGCUGUUGACAUCUGUCUAUCUCGAGAGACAAUGGAGUUCGCCUCCUGGGGUGAAGUCAAACUGCCCCGUUAGCACACGCCAGGGCAGUGUGUCUCUUGCCCAAAACCAAAAAACAUGAUUUUAGUAUUGUAUGUAUGAUGUAAAGACUAUAUUUAAAGAAACAGACACUUGGUGGAAUAUAAAUGUCUUGUUCUUCUGUUUUGUCUUUGGGAGGUUCUGUAGAAUUGCAUACAGAAUUGUGUGCGAUGAGUUUCUGUAUUAUUAUGCUGUAUUAUUUUACUGUUGUUAGCCGCUCUGAGCCUGGCUUUGGCUGGAGAGGGCGGGAUAUAAAUAAAAUUUUAUUAUUUUAUUAUUAUUAUUCUACUUCAGUCUGCGCUCAAAGUGACUGUUUCUCUUUCUUCUGCUCCCCAGGCACUGCUAGAGACGGCCCUGACCAGAGUGGUCCUGCCAAUGCCUAUACUGGUUCUACCUCCCAUCAUCAUGUCUCUACUGGAAAAGUAAGUGGCGGCCAUCUGGGGUGGGGCGAGGGGCGAUGCUCAGAAAGGAAGGAGGGAAGGAACUCCCCUCCCCUACAUGGCCGGGAUCAGAGGAGUGGUGGCAUUGCCCCUAAGAGCAAAGGGCACUCUAGAACCAUGUGAAGGGAUGCCCAAGGGACAUCUAGUCCAACCCCCUGCAAUACAGGAAUUGCCACUUUCCUAACUUACUCCGGGAUGGUGGCAGCCGCUGCCCCACAGAGCCCUUUCCAGAGACUGCCACAGAGCAGCCCAUUUCGUUCUUGCUUUUCAGUAUUUUGAUCAUUGAAUUGUAGAAGUGGAAGGGACCCCUCAGGAUCAUCUAGUCCAACCCCCCGUGCAGUGCAGGAAUCACAGUUUGACAGCCCCAACAGACGGCCACCCAACCUCUUGAGAACCUCCAAGGAUGGAGACCCAGCCACCUUCCGAGGGACAUCAAAGCUCCCUGCCUCUCUGCCGCCGAGGCUGAGCAAGCGCUUGGAUUAGGGCCCCCCAAGAAGGAAAUGACUGGGAAGGGGUGUGAACCCAGAACCACGGCAGCUUUUAGGUCCUGCAGCUGCCUUUCCCAGCCUGCUGCCCUCCAGAAACUGGGGGCUCCAUCUCCUCCCAGCCCCAGCCCUUCUUUCCCCAGGGUCUUUCUGCCUGGAGUGGGGUCUUUCUGGGCUCUCCUUUGCCCGACCACGUCUUGCUCCGGCAAGCCUGUGCCAGCCAGCCAUGGAAGGCCCAAGGUCCCCUUGCGCUAUUCCUGGAAGGUGAUGCAUUUUGAAAGUAAAUUAUCAUUACAAAUAGUUCCAUCAUUUUGAAGCAAGUAUUAAUUAAACCUCCUUAAUUAGCUGACUGAUUGAAAUCUGAAAUGGGCAAAGAGCCAGGAGAUGGCUUCUGAAGGAAGGAGUCAGGCAGUGCAGAAACCACACCUAAUGGAUGAGCUGGAAAUGCCCCCCCCCCACGUUCCAGAUGUGGUUAAACUGGAGUGAGAGAGAAGUGCGCUCUUGACAAUGCCCAGAGGUACUCUUCACGCGCACAGGGGCUGAGACCCGGCGUCCUAGGAUUUGUCCUGAAAAAGAAGCAUGUUUCGCUUUAUUGGUUAUUUAACAAAAUUUAUGUCUAAUCCCCACCCCCUGCAAAAAACACCCACCCCCCAAAGUGGGUUAUAUAAAUAAUAGAGAACAUUCCUAAGAAAAUGCAAGGAAAAUCAACCAGACUCUUACAAACAAUUUUGGAGAAUCUGCUGUGAGGCACAGCUGCUGCAAGUGGGUCUGCUGGACCAGGCCAUGGCCCGUCUAGUCCAGGAUCCUGUUCUCCCAGUGGCUGACCAGAUGCCCCAGUGGGAAACCUGCAAGCAGGACUGAAGCACAAGAGCAACUCUCGCCUCCUGGGGUUUCCAGCAACUGGAGCAGCUCCCAUUUCUCAGCUGUUGGGGGUUGCUGUGAUCUUCCUGGAUUUAAGAUCAGCAGAGAUCCUGAUGAUCCUUGCAGUGGUGAAGGUGGGGGCGCGUCUCUGCUUGGACCCAGCAGCCCCUCCCUCCUUCCAGGCCCCCUCCCUUUACCUCUCUCCAUCUGGAGGCGCCCAUGGCCUCCUCCGGCUCUCCCAGGCUUCUUGGCGUCCCUCCUCCUCUUUCCCUCCCGCUGCGCAUUUCAGCUCCCGGAGAUGCUGUUCCUUGUUCUCCAGGCUCCUGCAUGUUGUUCCCACUGGCGGGCUUCUCUCCUGUGGUUCGGACACUCCAGGGAAGCUCCCAGCCCAGCCAGGCAACGUCUAUUUCGAGCUGCCUGCUUGGCGCAAGGACUGCGCCUGGCGAUGCUCAAGCUGCAAGGCUACAACCUUCCCCGCAAGCCCCGUCCGUUGAUGCUUGCGUAGAAAUCAGGAGGCUCCUAUUUGAGGAAGCCACCACUUCACGUGUGGGGAGUCCAGGUCCAGAACAGGGAAAUCGGCCUCAUGGAUCUCCCUGUGGAUGGUUCCAAGAUCAAAGAAUAGGAGAGUUGAGAGGGACCCCAAGGGUCAUCCAGUCUAACCCCCAGCAAGGCAGGGAUCACAGCUGAAGAAUCCCUGGCCACCCAACCACCAUUUAAAAACCUCCGAGGAAGGAGAGCCCAUCUGCUUCCAAGGGAAUCUGUUCCACUGCAAGUAAAUGAAGAAUAAGAUGAAGCAUUUCCAUCUUGAAGAAGUCUAUGCUUAUUCACUAGCUGCAGUCCUCCAUCUCAAGAGGAGUUUCUGGUGGGGAACCUCGGGCCAAAACCAGACUGCCAUCCCCUCUGUCUGGCCCUCAGCACUCUCCCCUGGCCACAUCCUUCCCCGUGCCACCCCCCAAGUGUUUCUGCCUGGCUGGAAUGUGUCCCUGAACACUGCUUGGGCCUCAGGAUGGAGGACAGAAGCUUACCUGAUUCUUCGCAGGUGAAGCCUAAUUCAUUGCUCCUCCCACUUUUGCCUCUCGUCCCGCCCACCACUGGCAUGGACCCAUCCCCAAGGUUGUCCAGAAGGGAAUGUGGGCUCAAAAACUCUCUUGCCCCCCUCCCAGGAAUUUAAUCCCAAGGAGUCCUGUGUGGUUUGGGGUAUGUGUGCGUACCCCAAUGUCUUCCUGAUGCCACAGGGUUUAGACCCCUGUGCCAUUUCUGUGUUCUGGAUAACUUCCUGUGCUCCUUGCUAGCAGCCUGUGAUUCCUGCACUGCAGUCGGUUUUAGCUAGAUGGCUCCUUGCGUCUCUUCCACCUCAGUAAUUCUGUGAUUCCAGCCCUGCAGCAGCUGCUUCUGUCCACACGGGUCUUUGCCGGCUCUCCAGCCAGCGGUCUGGGGCGAAGGUCCACCUGGUGUCCUGUGCCCUCUCGCCCACCCUGCCCCUUUGCCAGCUUCUCCCCGCCUCGGAAUCGAGGCAUCGGUGGCAGCUCUGUUGAAUAUAAACAUGACACUUUCCCGCCCCGCCCCGAAUCUGUCAGUUUGGGAGCCUUCGGUUAGCUCCUGUCAUAUUUAGUUUAGCAUCUCACACCUUCUCGGAGGCAAGUGCCAUUCUGGAGCACGAAACCCGAUAACUCCUUCGGAGUUCCGAGAGCAACUUCCAUAUGGAAGACUUUGCAGAGCCCCCUGAAAACGCCGGCAGCCAGCUGCCACAUUAUGCAAAAUGCGAACCACAAUUGGCGACGUGCUGAAAGUUGAAUGAAGGUGUAUUUGCAAGAUCUGCGAUGCGCUGUGUCUGCGGAGCAGGUGUACUGUCUGCAUAACUUUUUGUAUGUGUGUCAUCGUAGAGGAAGCAGAGACUAGGAGGCCUUCCGAUUUUAGACUCGCUUGCCACCCACAGCAGUCUUAGGUCUUGUCAGGACCUGCAGCAAGGGCCAAAGCCUGGCAGGAGCAAGCCUUCGAGGCAGCGGUGCUGAGGAUCAGAGUGGGAAUCACUAGCCGCUGGGAGCACUUGCAAGAAAACAGGUGCCCAGCACAGCGCAGGCACCAGCAAAGAGUUUCUGGAUGGGUAGAUUGAGUUAAUCUGAGGCAGUUAAAAUCAGCCAAGGAAAAGGGGAGAUUUAAAUCCAGUUUCCCACAUCAUAUAUUUUGCAAACAAUGGUGGACAUAUGACCAUAACCAUGUGAAUUUACAAAAAAAAAGGAGAGCAUUAUUUACACUGCUGCUUUGUUCUUACAACCAGGCAUUGCAUCUCUUUGUUCUACCCAGUGAUGGAGUUUAUGAAAACUAAGAAUCUAAGGAUAGCCUUCUGGAUCAGGCCAGUGGCCCAUCCAGUCCAGCAUCCUCUUCUCACAGGGGCCAACCAGAUGUCCCUAUGGGAAAACCCACAGGCAGGAUCCUUUCCCAGGUAUUCGGAAGCAUUGUUGCCUCUCGGCUGUGCAGGCAGAGCAGAGCAUCCCUCUCCCCCAUGAAUACUCCCUCUUGAAUCUGCAUGAUUCGCCCACCCAGGAACCACCACCGAGUAGAAGCUCCAGACUGGUGCCUGUUUUAUGCAUGGUCAAAGUCACAGGUCUGCCAGCACUGUCACUGCUCCAAAGAUCCUCGUGGAUCUUUGUGGUUUUUAAAUGACAUGCCAACAAAACAACAAAGCGCAGUGUGCCUCUGUGAACACAGAGGUGGCCUGUGAUUUGAUUACAGUUUUCAGGGGAAUCCAUUGUCACAAUCAGGGAAUCUUUAAGGAUCUGUGCUGGAUCCAUGUGGUUGUGCCAUUGGGUGAGCUAUGUGUGUGCCAAACUCAGAAUCUGUUAUUUUACUGACCCAAUGAAAAAUGAAAACUUUACUUUAGUGGUAGUCUUUGAGGAUCCCAUGUAAAAACCAUGCACAUUCAAGAGGACCAGUUGUUGUUUUUUAACUGGAUUUGACUUCGUGUCAAGUUGUGGCUUGCCGCUUCCCCGUGGCAGCCAUAUUUGUGGCAGUGCCCACAACACUUUUUCAAAGCGUCAGAUAUGCCACAGGCUCAAAAAAGAAAAAAGGGGAAACAGAGAUGUGGGGCAAACCUUGGGGGCAAGGUGGCCACACUGGGGUCUCCUCCUCCGCUACCAGAUCUAGGCAGUGUCUCAAAGGAGGCUGACCUGGUCCAUUUGCCAUCCUGAAUGUUGCUGCCUUUGCAAUUCUGCAACUUCUCCUGCAUUUCCACCAGAGAAAUCACGGCCCCCAGAUCUGUGCUCUGCAUCCAUGCCGCCGGACUUUUCCUAACUCUUAAAGCAUCAAAUUCACUGGGGGUGCCUCUGCUAACAAGGCAGCGGCCGCAUCCCAGAGGCAACAAGUGUGGGGAGGCUGUUCCCCCGAAGGACGCAGCCUUGCCCCGCUUCCCCUCUGGGGCGGCCAUUUGGGGCUUGCUGCAGCCGGGAGAGCCGAGAUCUGAAGGCCGGGAGCGGGCGGCCCUGGCGGUUAAUUGUGAGUCAUUUAGGCUGAACUUUACAAAUGGUAGAAUCUGAGUUCCCAAUUAAGACAUUGCACUUCAUGUGUUAAUUAAGGCUUUUUCUUUAAAUCAGGCCACAACUCCUCUUAAUUAGGAGGCUAUAGCCAUUGUAAUUUGAACUGGUCUGAGUUUAAAAACACCCAUGGCGGAAGUCGCACCUGGGAGCCGCAGCCAGCGAACACUCUAAAUUGGUUUCGUUCCCUGGCGGUGAUUAUGAGGAGCCCAGCAGGGCCGUAAUUAGAAGGGUGCAGCCUUUGGGGGGAGAGCAGGAGGGGGCUGAGCGAGGAACGGGCGCUGCCAUGGCUCCCAGCGAGGUGGCACGGGCCAGUUUCUCAGCACCACAGCAUGCCUUGAGCGCAUGGAAAGUGCUUCUUCAGGCUUUGAGCCCAAGGAAGUCCUGCUUUGCACAGCACAUGAACCAUGGAACUCCCUGCCGCAGGAAGCAGUGGUGGCUUCAGAAGAGGAUUAGACAAAUUCAUGGAGGAGAGGGCCAUCGAUGGCUACUAGCCACAGUGGCCAUGCUCUGCUUCCACAGUCGCAGGCAGCCAUGCUUCUGAUUAUCAGUUGCUGGAAACCGCUGGCGGGGAGAGGGCUCUUGUGUUCAAAUCCUGGCUGCAGAUUUCCCACAGCCACUGUGGGAAGAGGAUGCUGGCCUAGAGGGGCUGCUGGCCUGAUCCUGCUAACUCUUAGGUUCUUUAAGCACCAGCUCUGGCGCAUUGUGGAGGCCCAGAUGCGCAGCUGCUGUGGUGCUGCUUGGGGAGCUGGUGCUGCUUGGGAAUGCUUGACGUUGCUCAGGGGGACACUAUCAGAGAGCCUGUGUGACCUAGUGGCUAGAGUGUCAGACUAGGACCUGGAAGAGACCAGGGUUCAAACUCUCCCUCAGCCACGAAGCACAACCUUGGACCAGUCUCUGUCUCUCAGCCUGACCAGCCUCCUCCUCAUAUAACCCUCACAAAACUAUGAAGGCCAAGGUCAUCCAUGGCAAGGGCACCGGCAAGACCAACAGCUGGGGCUUUGUCAGGUUCAAGGUUGUUGUGGGGGUUAAAUGGGGAGGAGGAGAACUAUGUACGUAAUUUUGAGCUCCCUGGAGAAGAGGUGGUCUAUAAAUUGGGGGGGGGGGGAUGCACCUUAGCUAACUUAACGAACAGGGAGGGCAAGGAGAUGGGCAAAUUCUAGAUGUGCAACAGGAACAGAGGGGUUAACUCCAGUCCGCUUGGUGCCAUUCACACAGCCACAUUGAUUCUCUUUUCAAAGCACAGGCAAACUGUGGAUGCAAGUUGGGUUUAGCUAGCCACCGGGAGAUGGCAGGUUGGGCUGCAAAGCAGAGACGCUGUCACAGGGAUCUCUUCAGCAGGUGCCACGCUCUGCCUGCCCAGCCCCACAUGCUGUCACAGACUGGCUGGGCAAAGAGGAGUGGUGGAAGGCACACCAGCCGGGGAACCCCCAUGGGAACUCCCGGAGGAAGACGGCUCAGAGCCAGGGGACUGUUGGUGGGAAACAGAGGAGAGGUCAGGGGGAGAAGAUAGGGAGGAGGUGCCGGAUGCUGAAGGGGCAACAGGGUUUAGUGAGAAGGAAGAGCCCGUGACAGGGAGCGGUUCAGAUGCCGAGGCUGAAGCAGAGGAGCAGGGUCCAGAGACUGCUGUAGAAUCCAAGGGGUCUCCCUCUCUGACAGCUCCCAUCUCCUCUGGUCUCCAAGAACUCACAGGGUAAUGAGAAGAGCAGAACAGAGACCAGAGGUGCGCAGGCACAGUUUGAGGCUGCUUGGGAAACAUCCAGGAGAGGAGGAGCCUUAGAGAGGGUGGAAGGCAGGGACCUUCAGUCCUGGUAACUGCUCCCUAGGGACAAGACUUGCUGGGAAGCAUGCUGAGACCACUAGGCCGAGUUGUCUGUUCGGUUUCUUGAAUCAAGAGUUAACUUCACUGACAACGGAGAUCUGCUUUCUUUCUUGCUGACCUGCAUCUGACUCCAGCUCUGUGGGGCUAGCUGACAUGCCCUUCAGUGCCCAGGGAGCUGGGGAGGAGGAAUUGCGGGGAGCAAGGUGCGCAGAGUCCCGGGAGACACACAGUAGGAAGAAAGCCUGACAGAGGCCUCCAGCCACGAGGGCAACCCUCUCCUUCCACUGCUGGAGGAGGUAGAUGCCUCUGAGCCCCACUUGGCUGGGGGUCGGGUGUGGGCUUGGGGAUCAUCUGGCUGCCACCUUGAGAACAGGGUGUUGGACGAGAUGCCCUCCACACCCCACCUUUGGCCCCACCCACCUGCAGCCGCAAGGCUCUCCCGGCACCCUCAUGUUCAGUCCAUGCCUCUCUUCGCACCAACAAGCCCUUGCAAUGUAUACCUGAGAUUCUGUGCAGCUGCGUCGAUCCCACUUUGCAGGCAGGUGUUGCUGAGUCGGAGGUGGCGGUGGUUGGGGGGGCGAGGAGGGAUCUCCCUGCUGCGCUUGCUGGUCUCAGACGACACCCCUCCUUCUUGCAGAACGGCUCUCCUGCGGUCGCGGCCCCGGAUGGCCCUCCCCGUGCAGAGCCUUGUGUGCCUUGCUGCCUUCGGCCUGGCGCUGCCCCUGGCCAUCAGCCUCUUCCCGCAGAUGUCUGAGGUCAGUGUCACAACCGCCUCCCUCCUUGCGACGGACGGAUGGGCGGAAGGGAGCAGGCUGGGGUGGAAGGACCUGUGCUCUGUGGAGACACUCUGCAUGUGCUCUGGGGGACCCUGUGCUUUCUGAUUAUUUUGUGUCCUGGAUCCAUUGCCCUAUGCCAAGGGUCUGUUGCAGGGGUUGACAGCACGACAGCCGUGGGCCCUUGAUGUUUUCCCCGGCACCCAGGAAACUUCUGAGUGCCCCGCUCCCUGCCCCCUUGGCCAUAAGUUGCUGAUGGCUGCCACCUUUUUCCUCCCUUGACAAAUACAAAGCACUGAAGGAGGACACUCCUUUCCCUCUUACCCUUUCAGCUCUUUGUGCUUUUCAAAGUUCAGAUUAAUACUGUUGGGAUCUGACAUUUUCCCUGUGUGCUGGUCCCGGGGGGAAGGUUACCGUUGGCGUAGUCAAAGUCCGGUCCUGGGUCACUGGUCUGGAAACAGUUCACAAGGAUCGAGGCGAGGUCCGAAGCAGGAAGCCGGGCGGGGACAGGAUCACUGGUAGGUCAGGUCUGGGUCCGGGCAAGAGCAGGUACUCAACGACGUUGCUCCCACAACCUGGGACCGGGCUGACUGGCCUUUAUCUUCUCUGAGGCCAGGGGCGGUCCCGGCCCCCAGGAGACCUGCCUCUCCUGGCCUUAAGGCGAGCACUCUUCCUGGGAGAAACCAGUUCCCUCCGCCUCUCUGCCCUAAGCCUUUGCAUUUCAGGAGAGGCUGGGGAGUUACUGGACCCAGGGGGAGACUCAUCUUCCUCUGGCAGGGCCGGGAGAGGCGCACCUGUAGGCUCUGUGUCCUUAAUCACCUCCGGAGCUAGAGUGGAAUCACCUGGUGCCUGCUCCUGAGGAUCCGGCACAGGUGCAGGCGCUUCAGAUCCAAGGCCCCGCCCCAGCUCAGCCGGCCCUGGAGGCGGGGACUCUUGUGCAGGCUGGGGUUCCUCCAGUUCAGCCUCUGAAUCGGAUUCCCAGGCCAUCACACCCUGAUCUUUUGGAAAAUUCAACUUGGGGUGUGUGUGUGUGCACACACUUUCUCUCCUUCUGUAUCUCUCCCUCUGUGUGUAGGGGUGAUCUGGGGCAAGGGGGAGAGAAAUGACCAGAGCAGGGGUCACCAAUGGCUCCCACCCCAAAAUCCAAAUGUGCCCACGGGCCUGAGAAGGUUGGUGGCCUUGGACUGUUGGAUGCCUAAGGUGUGGCAGGCAACUCUCGCUCUCUCUUCCUCUCCUGCCACGGUUCCAGUGCCUCUCUGUACCUGUGUGAUGUGGGUGCCUCGUGGGUCCCAUCCCAGACUCAAACUUUGCUUAUAGGUGAUCAAAACAAGGGAGGCACAGAAGGGGUGCCUGCCACCCCAAUGGCAGCUUUGAUACAUGCUUCUCCUAAACACCAUUAUUUGGGGAGACCCCCUGCCCUCUUUUAACCAGGAGCAUCAUGUUAGUUGAUCGUUGGGUUUUAGAGGGUUACCGGAAGGACGUGUGUGAAACACUUGGAAGACCCAGUAAGUGAUGUGGGAAUGCUGAGGAUGAUGUUGAGGAUUUCCUCUGUUUGCAAGGUGCAGACUGAAUGUGGGAGAGGCUGUGGGAGGGAGCCUUGCAGAAAAACACGGCAGAGGGUGUCUCCUUGGCUGGCCCUGAAGUGUGGCGCAGGCCCUUCCUCACCACCGGGGGACCCAGCCCCCAAUGCACAGCAGGCACAAGCUGAGGCUGGGUGUUGGGCAUGCUGGAAAGAAGAAAGUAUCUAAAAGGCAGUGGGGAAGGAAACAGGCCCCAAUGCUGCUCCCCACAGGGCGUGUGUCGUCCAGCCCCAACUCUUCCCCCAUCCCCACCAAGAUCUCCGCAGGAGGGGGUCAGGGCUGCUCUCUCCCACCUCCCUUUGCAAGUCCUUCCUGGGUUGCUUCUCUGGUAGUGAACGGGUUCGUUUCUGGUCCCUCCUCCUACCUGGUAGUCCAAGUGGUCCAUUGCAGCCCCCACUCCACUGUCCUGCCUGGGGGGCCCCAGUUGCACCGGCUUCAGUGCUGCUGCUGCAGCAGUGAGGACCAUUUUGAGAGAAGAAUGUUCCACGGAAGGGGUCCAUGCUGAUUGGCGAGGCCACCUAGGAGGCUGCAGGCAGACUCGAAGGUCUUUUUGGUGGUGGCUUCUUCAGAGUCAAGGCUUGGUGUGACUGUGACCCUACCGGAACAACAAUAUGCUGUAUUUGAUUUACAUGGUUGGUUUUAGGGUUCUUGCGUUGAAUAGCUCUCGUCUGUUGCUUUAGGUCACCCUGGGGACCUUUGGGCGGAUGGGCAGAAUGCAGAUUCGAUCAAACAUAAAUGGUGAUGAUGAUAAUAAUUCUAAAAAAUUGAAAGGGGGAGUUGAGACGGUGAGCCCAGAGUGUGUGGGGCAGACGGGAGAGAAGUUGUUCAGAAGAACCACCUGGCAGGUGCGGGUACCAGGUGUGGCUAACCAGAUGCCCCAAGGGGAAACCAGCAAGCAAGAGCUGAUUAGGACUCUCCCCUCCCACAGUUUCCAGCAACUGAGAUUCAUAGGCGUUGCUGCCUCCAGCCAUGGAGCAGAGCCAUUGUGGCUAGUGGUCAUUGUGGCCUGUAGCCACACAUCGCCUUGUCCUCCAUGCAGCUCCCCAGUCGUCUUUGGAAGCCAUCCAAGCUGGCGGCUGCGAAAGGAUUCUCACGUACUGCUAGGACCCCUGCCUUUGGGGGCCAAGGCUUGGAGGCUGCCCAUUCUGGAGCAGAGUCCUGAGCCCCAGCCGAAAGAGCCCUCUCACCUUGACUGCCAGGCUCGUGUCAGGCUCUGGCCUGAAGAGGGAGGCCUUGAGGGAUGGCGUGAGGCUCUGGAAAGGCUGAGAGCCUCUCUCCUCCUCCUCCUCCCCCUGGUUUGGAUGGGAGACAAGCUGUCUCUGCGGAUGGGGGUUUGCUCCCAGCUGAAAUUCUGUUCCCUGCACAGGCUUCCUUCUGGAUCUCCAGGCCAGGAGGGGGGAGGGAGGGAGGGGGGAAUAGCUCCCUCUUCCCCAAUCUGUUGGAGCCGCCAUCUUGCUGGCAGGGCGCCAUUGGAAAAGCAAAAGGUUAAUGAGCUAAUAAUUUGCGGCAGUGGGGGUGGGAUUGCAGCAGUGGCAGCAGCCGCAGCGGCAGGGAGAGAGGAUGACAGUGAACCAGCAAUUACUAAUUAGAUGCAGUUUAACAGGAGGAGCAAGUGACAUCUCCUCUUCACCAACUGUCAAUAAUUAGCGGAUCUGGUGAGGCUGAAAUGUGUCCACAGUUAAAAGGCUGCUUUUUAAUGGAAGGGGGGGGGAAGGGACUCGAUAAAAAGAGCCGCACGGAGGUCACUGCCAUGGUCCCCGAGAAAGAUCUCCCAAUCAGGCAGGAAGACAAGGAUCCUCUGGGAGCUGCCGCUGUCUGGGGCGGGUGGCAGAGAUGGCCCCCGUGGGAGAGGAAGCCAGAGGGGGGGGGCAUUGGUUAAACUAUGGAACUCUUUCCUGCAGGAGGCAGUAGCGGCCACCAAUGGAUGGCUUUAAAGGCAGAUGAGACCCACUGAUGGGGGAGGAGAGGGCUAUGGAUGUCCACUAGCUACGUCUGCAGGCAGCGAUGCUUCUGCAGGCCGGUUACUGGGAUCGCCGGGAGGGGAGAGGGCUCUUGAGCUGGGAUCUCGCUUGCUGGUUUCCCAUGGGGGCAUUGGCUGGCCACUGUGAGGCCAGGAGGCUGGACUAGAUGGGCCAUUGGCCAAAAACAUGAAAGCAUUAGCAGGAUUGCAAUAACACUUGCGAUGUAGAAAUUAUUAUUAUUAUUAUUAUUAUUAUUAAUACCCUGCCCAUCUGGCUGGGUUUCCCCAGCCACACUGGGCGGCUUCAAACAGAACACUAAAAUACAAUAACCUAUUAAACAUUAAAUGGAGAGACUUGGAUGAUGAAAUAGUAUGCAGUUGAAAAAGUUGACAUUAGGACCCAUGGAUGGAGGGGAAGGUGGGAAGUCUAGGGAUUUGGAGAAAUCUCUAAAUAUGGAUAUGUAUUUGGUAAUGUUAUAAUUCCACACUUGUAAAAUCAAAUAAAAACUAUUUCAUAGAAGGGCCAUUGGCCGGAUCCAGCAGUCUCUUCUGACUUUGGCUGCGAAUGCAAGGCCAGGCGUGGAUCUGUGGCUCAGGCCUGGCUGGAGCGGCCCAAGGGCAGAGCAGGCAUUUUCUCAAGGACCUCGGGGUGGUGUGCCUGGGUCUUCCCCCUCUCCCUGUUUCUCCUCGCAACAACCCUGCAAGGGAGAUUAUGUUGAGAGACAGACGGGCCGGCUCAAGGCCACCCAGUGAGCUUCAUGGCUGAGCCGGGACUGGAACCCGCCUUUCCCCAGUCCUAGUCCAACACUCCCACCGCUGGACUGCACUGCCUCUCUUCUGCUGGUGGUGGCGCUCUUGUGCAGCUUCAGUUCACUUCCAUUGUGCAGGAGAGCAGUGACCAGGGUGAAUCCUUGCGCGUGGGUGUGUGGAUGAGGACUCUGUGGUGGAGAAUCUGCUUUGCAUUCUGAAGGUCCCUGGUUCCAUCCCCAAUGAGAUUUCCUCCUGGAAACCCUGGAGAGCCACUGCUGCUGGCCAGAGUGAGCAGUACUGAGCUGGGGGGGGGGGGAAGGCAAUGGUCUAUAGACUAUAGACCACAAAGGUUAUUUAUCCACAAUGGGCAUCUAUCCACUGGUAGGUGGGUAGCUCAAUCAGAGCAUGAGACUCUUAAUCUCAGGGUCAUGGAUUUGAAAUCCAUGCUUGGCAAAAGAUGUCUGCAUUGCAGGGGGUUGGACUAGAUGACCCUUGGGGUACCUUCCAAUUCUACAAUUCUAUACUAUGACAAACCCAGACAGCAUCUUAAAAAGCAGAGACAUCACCUUGUCCGUAUAGUUUUUAUCAGUAGUGAUGUAUGGAAGUGAGAGCUGGACCAUAAAGAAGGCUGAUCACCAAAUCAUUGAUGCUUUUGAAUUCUGGUGCUGGAGGAGACUCUUGAGAGUCCCAUGAACUGCAAGAAGAUCAGACCUCUCCAUUCUGGAGGAAAUCAGCCCUGAGUGCUCACUGGAAGGACAGAUCCUGAAGCUGAGACUCCAAGACUUUUGCCACCUCAUGAGAAGAGAAGACUCCCUGGAAAAGACCCUGAAGUUGGGAAGGAUUGAGGGCACAAGGAGAAGGGGACGACAGAGGAAGAAAUGGUUGGAUAGUGUUCUCGAAGCAACCAGCAUGAGUUUGACCAAACUGCGGGAGGCAGUGGAAGACAGGAGUGCCUGGCGUGCUCUGGUCCAGGGGGUCACGAAGAGUCGGACACGACUAAAUGACUAAACAACAACAACAAAUUUAUUUGGGUAGCUGAAGCUAUGAAAAACAAAAUACAUAGAACAGAAUAAAAUGCAUUACGCAGUUAAAAUAAUUAUUAAAACCAAGCAUUCUGUCAGAUUAACUUUUCACCCCACAAGCCUUCCUUCUUAAAAUUGCCUCUCCGAAAGCAAAGCAAGCCACUCUUCCAGAAGUGUUGGGGGAACCUCUCCCCUGAUGAAAAGUUAGAGACCCACUCAGUCUCCCAGCUGGGGGAUUUAACUCACUGAGCAAGGCUGCUCUUAAGUCCUCGUAGAUUGGACAAACUAGUAACUUGUGGGGUGAAUCUUCAGGCAGUUUGCCUCCUCCCCAUGGGCAAACUCUUCAUAAGGGACCGGGCGAUGGAGUCCUUCAAGUGUGGCAGAGCGUGUGGACUGGAGCCGCAGCGUUGCCAAGGCUUUUCUCGUGGAUCUGACUUCUUGACCCGUGUGGUGUUGGCCGCACAGUGGGGCUGAGGGGUCUGAAUGAGUAGUUUGGCAUACCAAGGGGAACAUUGGAGGCAGAAGUGUGAUCGGCACAAAAGCCAUGUUUUAAAAUAUGAGAGUUCAUGUGGCCAGAUGCCAGCUCAAAGUCUGUCAAGCUCAGUGUCCAAAGAGAGGCCACAUGUGUCAAAAACUGGGUUCUCUAAUUCCCAUGCUUCUGUUUCCAGCAGUCUUUCAAACCACAGUUCCACAAGCCUGUCAGAUGCCCGACUAGAGUCCAGGCAUUUUAUUCUGCAGAGUUCUUACUCUGACUGUCAUUUAGCAAUGUUGGGGGGGCGGAGACUUGAUAAACUCCCCUGAAAAAUUCUUGGACAUUUCAAGAGGACACGAUGGCCUUUGGCUGUUUCUCAUGCAUUUGUGUGUGUAUAGAUACAUCUUCGUUGUUUUUAAUAUUUUGCCACCACAUUUCCGGUCUUGCCCCUGGGGCCAUGAGGUCCAGAAACACUUUGGAAAGCGAAGACGUCUUGCUCUCGAAAGCCUCAGAAGAAGCCUCAGCCUCUGCCAUGGCUCCUCAAGAGCCACCCUCUGCCUGCCCUGGAGUUCGCUGGCCUUGUGCCCAUUGCGACGGUGCUCUGCGCUUGAGAAGUCUGGAGUUGUUUCCGAUGGUCCUCAAGGCUGUGCUGUAGCCGGUGCCCUUUGCGAAAAAAGAAAAUUAGUGACCUUUCUUUAUAAACUGACCUUCGCUACAACAACUCCCAGAGUGGCAAACAACUUAAUCUAAGGAAAAACAAAUACAACAAAACAGUGGUUUGUGAAUUCAUCUGACAAAAGUCAGCAAUAAGAGGGGAAUUUGUGCUGGGGAGGAGGGCGGAGGAAGAAGAGCUACACAGUUCCUCGAAAAGGGAAGGGGGAAGGCAGCUGAGGACUCCAGGGGAUUCAAAGUGUGAGGAAGGAGAUUCCGAAUCAACAUCGGGAAGAACUUCAGGAUGGCAAGAGCUGUUCAACAGUGGAAUGGGCAGCCCGUUGGAAGUUUCUUAGCAGAGGUUGGGUGGCCGUCUGUCAAGGAUUCUCUGGCUGUGAUUCCUGCAUUUCAGGGGGUUGGACUAGAUGACCAUGGGCAGCCCCUUCCGGUUCUUACUAUUCUGUGACUGAAGGCGCAUCUAAAACCAAGAAACUGAAGUUGGCCCUGCUCAGGCUGAGAGCCACAGUCCCAUGAAAAAGGAAAAGUGAUGCUCCCAACCCACAGCAUCCUUUGAUUCAAAGCAUUUUUAAAUCGUGCUGUUCAGUUGAAAAUAGGCUUCCGGGGUGGCGUAGAAAUAGCACAAAGCCCCCACUCUCAAGCUGACAGGCUAAAAGGCAUGACACAAAAGGAAGCACGCCCAAGAGAGAGGAGGAAGAGAGCAAACUCCAGGCACCGGUUCUGAGUUACAGCAUUCUUGCAGUGACCAGCUGGAAGGGAAAGAAUGGGAGAUGAGCCGCCAAGAAUUUCCUCAGAGCUGAUGGCGAGGCGCUGCCCUCUCCUCUCCCCCCCCCUCCUGCCGCCUGCUGGGAUGCCUCUGCCAGAGAACAGGAGAACAAUAAAAGAACAAUGCUGCGAGACUCCCAGCCUUGUCAGCAAAGUCCAGCAGAACCACACAAGCCCAGCUUGGGCCAGCUAAGAAGCGCAUUCCAGCAGCAGGCUCAUUUCUCGGGGGGGGGGAGCAGUGGCAUAGCAGGGGGACGGGGGACACCGGGGCACAAAAUUGUUAGGGGUGCAAAAUUUCAACACCCAGUGCAGCCUCAAUACAGUUACGCCCUUCCGUCACUGAGCUUCAUGGAUAAUGGCUUCUCCAUGCAAACCAGAAAACUUAACGGCUCUUUUUUUCUUAUCUCUGUGGCUGCAACCUCUUGGGUGAUGCAGAUGCCAUUAGGCAGUUGAAUGCGCAUGUGUCCUCCCUUUGUUUCCCCCUGUCCACCCCUUGUGUGUGGCCCCAGGCACCGGCAACCCAUGCUACGCUCCUGGGGAGGAGGGCAUCCUCAUUGCCUUCUCCUGCCUUGCACCAUCUGACUUGGGAGCAUCCAGUAAGGGGUGUGGGGGGCUUUGGCUGCUCGUUGCUGCCGGGGUUGGGCCAGGCAGUUUCUCAGCCCGCGCUUUGUGCCAGCCUCCUUCUCCAACUGGGCGCCCUCCAAAGGCUUUGGGCUGCAACUCCUGCCAGCGUCAGCAGCACACAGACUUCCUGGCUGGGACUGAUGGGAGGAGUGAACCGCAUCAGCAGAGGCUUCAGCUGGAUCAGGCCAGUGGCCCAUCGAGUCCAGCCAGCAUCCUGUCCUCACCCAGAUGCCUGUGGGAAGCCAGCAAGCAUCUCUGAAUCUCUCACCUCACAGGCGGAAGGAGCAGCAAGCAAAAUCAAGACCCUGCUCCCUCCCUCUCUUGCCAGCCCCCCUGCCCAGUCUUCUCGCCCCUCACCCUGCUGGCACGCCAGCCCUGUCUGUAUCACAGGCAAAGCUCAUGGGUCCAGCUGGGGACUUCGGAUUUCCUCUGUCCUUCCCCUUGGCUUUGCCUUGACGCUCCCCUCGGCUCCCACCACCCCUUCGCCUAGCAUCCGGAAGAAUACCUUUGCUGCAAAGACCACCGGAGGGCAGGGAAGUCUGCUGAAACAGGAACUGCCUCCCUCCCUUGCUCCCUCUUCCUGGAGCAGGUGGGUUCCUGAAGUAGCUUUUGCCCUGGUCUUGGACACUUGAGAAACAUCCACACUCCCUCUGUCUUGGACCCUGAAACUACUUGAGGGACAUCUUUGGGAAAAUAAAAGGCUCAAGAGUAAUUGUUGUUGUUGUUGUUGUUGUUUAGUCGUGUCCGCCUCUUUGUGACCCCUUGGACCAGAGUACGCCAGGCACUCCUGUCUUCCUCUGCCUCCCGCAGUUUGGUCAAACUCAUGCUGGUAGCUUGGAGAACACUGUCCAGCCAUCUCGUCCUCUGUCGUCCCCUUCUCCUUGUGCCCUCCAUCUUUCCCAACAUCAGGGUCUUUUCCAGGGAGUCUUCUCUUCUCAUGAGGUGGCCAAAGUCUUGGAGCCUCAGCUUCAGGAUCUGUCCUUCCAGUUAGCACUCAGGGCUGAUUUCCCUAAGAAUGGAGAGGUUGGAUCUUCUUGCAGUCCAUGGAUCACCGGCUUGCCGUGGCGAAGGGGCUUGAAUAACUCAGAGAAGCUAUGAGCUAUGCCAUGCAGGGCCACCCAAGAUGGACAGGUCAUAGUGGAGCGUUUUGACCAAACGUGAUCCACCUGGAGCAGGAACCGGCAAGCCAAGAAAACUCCAUGGACAAAGGCAACAGGCUCAGGAGUAAACCCUCCACAAAUCCAGAGUGGAGUCCCUAAGGCAGUUGGAUGGUGCCUCGUACGCCUCCUUUCGGCAACUCCUGCAGCCAAGCUGGUGCCCAACGUCUUGCUCUGCUUUCCUUUGGACCCCAUCGGCCAGGCCAAGAGGGGGGUCUUGUCGUCUGGGCAGCCCAGGACCUCCAGACACACUGCCCAGGCUUGUGCCCCGAGAAGGUCACUUUGGUGUUGCUGACGCAGCGGUUUGCUUUCACCCCCAGAGGCGCACUCCGUUGCCUCUCGAGACAGCUGGAUGUCCAGAAGAACAAGAAGAAUAUACAUAUGUGGACCCACUCUAUUCUUGCUUUUCUUAUUAAGUUAAAACUGUUUUUAAUGUUGUAUUUCAGAGUGUGACUUUCCAUGAGGUCUCUUGUGCUCGGAUCCUGCUUAGGGGUUUCCCACAACAGGCAUCUGGUUGGCCCCUGUGCAAACAGGAUGCUGGACUAGGUGGGCCAUGGGCCUCAUCCAGCAGCAGUCUCUUCUUGCGUGACCUGCCUCUCUCCUUGGGCACCUCCCCUUUGCCUUUGCUUUAUGCAGCCUGAAAUUUUGUAUUUUCGUGUUCUGUUGGAAGCUGCCCAGAGUGGCUGGGGAAACCCAGCCAGAUGGGCGGGGUAUAAAUAAUAAAUUAUUAUAUUAUUAUAAUGUGCCAUGGAGUCAUAAUCUUAAGGACUCUGCACGUUAGCGGUGACCUGAGCCAACCCAACCAACCAACCAACCAACACCCCCCCCCCCGGUCUUCCCAGGGACCCUCCUCGGACCUGUGCAUUCUGCCAGCCUUGUGGCCACAUCUCAUAAGAUUGUAGGGUUGGAAGGGACCCCCAAAGGUCAUCUAGGGCAAUCCCCUGCAAUGUAGGAAUCACAUUCUCAUUACAGCCCAUCCCACGCCUGCCUGCAGCCAUCCUGAGGAGCCCUGGCCAGCAGCAGCAGCCCCUCCUGAACCACAGAGGAUGGUGUGGGGCACGGGCCACGGCAGGGGAAGGGGGGAAUGGCAGACGCCAGCCACCACCUGCGAAGCUCUGGGGCAGGGCAAGUGUUGUAGCCCCCUGGGUUGCCAAAGGAACCUUCCAUCUGUGGAGUGAAAGGGGUGAGGGAGGAACGAGAGCCCCCCUCCCAGCCCUGGAGACCCUGCAAUGGCCUCCAGACUAUGACUCUGCAAGGGAAGACUUCCCUCUCUCUCUCUUUCUCCCGGUGCCUCUGGACUCCUUGAGACGGGCCUUUGAAACAAGGCAAGCAGGUUCUGCAAGAGGCUCAGUCCAGGCCGAGCCCCCACCCCAAGCGCUGAGCCUGGUCCCAGGGUUGGCGUCCCUUCUGAAGCAGAGAGAGGCUCGUCCGGUGAGGAACUGGAGGCCAAAGGGGUCACGACAGGGGAGGGGGAACCCUCUUGUGUGGCUCAGGAGGGUUCAGCAGCCGGAUCCGAGCAGGAUCCGGUUUCCUCCUCCUCCUGUUCUCUCAGCUCCUUGCUUCAAGUAUGUAAACUAUCUGCGUUACAAGCCCCUGCUAACCAGCCCCUACCGCCCCCCAGGUGUGUGGGGUGCUGGUGGGCAUCAAAACAUUCCUCUUUAACAGAGCCUUCACUUCCUAGUGCCUCUAAGCCAUUAAGAGUCCUACAAAAAACAAACAACCUUGUAGAGGCUUGAAAGCUGCUCUCAGGAGGGAGGCACUUUGGAGCAAGGGGUGGGUGUUUUAUGCACCACCCGCCUUGCAGCUCCCUGCCCCGCUGAGAGAAAAAAGACCUAGUCAUUGUCUUACUUCUCUGGGAUCCAUCUCAGACACUUGCUCUCUCCCACUGCUGUUGGCAGGCUGUGCCUCUGCCCAUGUGCAUAGUGACGUCCCAAGGGCAGGGGCAAUAUCACCUUAUCUGGUCUGGGCAGUCAUCUCUGCUGCCGGGUGCUGUGCUUGGUCCACGGCCCAGAGCAAAAGGCAUAUUGGAGCUCUGCACAUGCUUCGUAAAAGAUAAAGGGACCCCUGACCGUUGGGUCCAGUUGUGGCCGACUCUGGGGUUGCGGUGCUCAUCUCGCUUUAUUGGCCAAGGGAGCCGGCGUACAGCUUCCGGGUCAUGUGGCCAGCAUGACUAAGCCGCUUCUGGCGAACCAGAGCAGCACACGGAAACGCCGUUUACCUUUCCGCCGGAGCAGAACCUAUUUAUCUACUUGCACUUUGAGGUGCUUUCGAACUGCUAGGUUGGCAGGAGCAGGGACCGAGCAACAGGAGCUCACCCCGUCACAGGGAUUCGAACUGCCGACCUUCUGAUCGGCAGGUCCUAGGCUCUGUGGUUUAACCCACAGCGCCACCCACGUCCCUUGCGCACAUGCUUUGACUGAGCAGCAAAAAACCCCUAAUGCAAUUCUAGGCAGCAUCGAAGAGGCAUAGUUUGUCUAGAUCAAGUCAUGGCACAUCUCCUCUGCCUUGGUCAGACCACGUCUGGAGGGAUGUGUCCUGUUCUGGGCACCGCAAUUUAAGAAGGAUGUUGACAAGCUGGAAGGUGUGCAAAGGAGGGAGACCAAGAGGACGAAGGGUCUGGGGACCAGGCCUUAGGUGGAUCGCUAGGAGGAGCUGGAUAUGUUUAGCCUGGAAAAGAGGAGAUACGAGAACCAACACCAGAUAUCUAAAGAGCUGUCACAUGGAGGAGGGAGCAAGCUUGCUUUCUCCUGCUCCAGAGGGUAGGACUCAAACCAAUGGGUUGAACUGAUUACAAGAAAUGUAUUUUGGACUAAACAUCUGGGAGAGCUGUCUGAUGGUAAGACUUCUUCAAUGGUGGAAUGGACUCCCUCAGAAGGUGGUAGACUCUCCUUCUCUGGAGGCUUUUAAGCUGAGGUUGGGUGGCCGUCUCUCAGGGAUGCUUCAGCUGAGAUUCCUGCAUUGCAGGGGAUUGGACUAGAUGACCCUGGAAGACCCUUCGAACUCUAGAAUUCUGUGUUUCUGUGCAGGGCUUUUUUUUCCAGCCAAAACUCACAAGAACUCCAUUCCAGCCCCUCUCAGGUGGGCACCAUUGCCAUUCUAAGAGAACGUUCUGGCACCUCUUUUUCCAGAAGAAUAGCACUGGUUCUGUGAUUCCUGACAGCCAGAGCAAUUAAGACCCUCCACAGACUGGGCCUCCAUCUCGCUCCUCAUCCAAGGCUCAGGGCUCCUCGACACGGCUUCCUGCCCAGUGUUGGAGCAGCAGGCUGGCUUGGCAAGUGAGCGGCGGUGGGGGAAGCAGGAGAAGUGGGGCUGGCUACCAGGCAGCCCCAUCUGCUGCUUCCCUCCUCAAGACCCGCUGCUGCCGCAGAGCCGCUUGGGGCUGGCCUGCUCCUCCUUCUGUGGGGCUGCCUCUCCCUGUCUUGCCCACCCCUGGGCCUGACCUGCCUGUCCGUCACGCACCCUGUAAGGCCUUGAAGCAGGAGUUGUUGCUUCUGGGCUCCGUGUGGGGCUGGCAGGGUCCCUGGAUGUAGGAGCCCCCUAAGAGGCAGGGAGGGAGAAGCAGGGAUGGUAGGUGCGUCCCCUACAGGCAGCUUGCCACAGGGCUGCCAUCACCUGGCCCCCAGGAAACUACAACUAAUCCAGAAUGCGGCACCCAGACUGGUGACUGGGGGCGGCCGCCGAGACCACAUAACACCGGUCUUGAAAGGCCUACACUGGCUCCCAGUAGGUUUCCGAGCACAAUUCAAAGUGUUGAUGCUGACCUUCAAAGCCUUAAACAGCCUUGGCCCAGUAUACCUAAAGGAGCAUCUCCACCCCCAUCGUUCCGCCCGGACACUGAGGUCCAGCUCCGAGGGCCUUCUGGCGGUUCCCUCGCUGCGAGAAGCCAAGUUACAGGGAACCAGGCAGAGGGCCUUCUCGGUGGUGGCGCCCGCCCUGUGGAAUACCCUACCACCAGAUGUCAAAGAGAUAAACAACUACCAGACUUUUAGAAGACAUCUGAAGGCAGCCCUGUUUAGGGAAGCUUUUAAUGUUUAACAGACCACUGUAUUUUAAUACUUUGUUGGAAGCCGCCCAGAGUGGCUGGGGAAACCCAGAGAGAUGGGCGGGGUAUAAAUAAGAAAUUAUUAUUAUUAUUAUUAUUAUUAUUAUUAUUAUUAUUAUUAUUCCUCUCUAGCAGCCACUCUUCGUUUAUCUGAUAGUUUGUUUUUUGCAUUUAUACCCCACCUGAGGUGCCCAAGGCAGCAUCCCUUUCCUCUUGCCCUGAUGUAGUUACCUCUGGGCAGGGACUCGGAUUUUUGGUUUCUUGGCCUGUGUUCCUCUGCAAAAGGCCAUGUAUGCUGAUGACAAAUAUUCAGGAUUUAUUAUUAUUAUUAAGGGGGGGGAGGGAGAACAAUUUGUUGAAAUGGCAUUGGCCAGUCAUUCACCUGAGAAUCUCUUUAUUCACUGGCUUGUGAGAGUCUUGCUCCAUCUCAGCCCCUGAGGGUUGAGGACUUGAACUAAGAAAGGCAGCUCCACCUUGGCUUCCGUCAUUCCCCUCCCAAGAGCUGUCCAGGUGUGUGUGGGGGGGCUACUUGCCUUAUUUCUGUUGCAGACGCGGUCGGUUGUGGCACUCGCUGCCACAGCAACCGGUGUGUGUGUGUGUGUGUGUGUGUGUGUGUGUGUGAUGCUGCAAAAUGUGAGUGAUGGAAGUUGCUAUUCCUCCCCUCUCUCUGCCCCUCCCCAACCUCCUGCAUCCUUCAACACUUUGGGAGACAACCGCACUUUCUGAAAACACUGUUAUUCAUUUGUCUCCAAGGGAAGCUUCAGCUACGCUUGUGUAAUUAACCCUGUUAAACUGACAUUCCUCCCUAAGGACGGAGGGAAUACCUGCGUUUUGCUGGACGCCACAGAGGGGGCCUUGGAUGGCCAAGAGAAUGGCAUUUCUGAUGGCAGCUGGGAAAUUCUUAUCUUGAAAGUCAGUAAAAACAUAUACAGUAUUUUUAAAAGAGAAAGGAAAUAGGAAGAAUGGCAAGGAGCACAAGCCCAUAUCACUUCCUGGGAGCUGGGCCUCUGGUUUGUGGAGAGAGGCUAACGAAAACCAUUCUUGUUUCACAGGAGCCUUGGAUGCCCCAGGCCUUUAUGGGAAAGGAGUUGUGCUUGGCUAAGGUUUGUUAGCAGUGCUCUGGCAAAGCAGAUUACCUUUCAAGGGGAGGUUAGCAGUGCCAUCCUGAUUCAGUCUGUGCCUGGGGCGUGCAAAUGAGUGUUACAUCUGCUUGGUCCUCCUCUUAGCCGUCCGCUGAGCUGCAGUAAACAUGCCUGGCUUAAGGUGUGUAAAGUAACCACAGUCUCGUACUUGGACAAGCCUUCGAAUGUUUAUUUUUUCUGGGCCAGAAUAUGGUGGGCACAUUGGGGCACUGGCUUGUUUUGAGUGAUUUGUUCCACUUCCCAAAUCCUGCAGAAGGGAAGAUAUUUAUUCCUUUUGACCAUCCUUACCUGUCCACUGAAAGGGACACGGGUGGCGCUGUGGGUUAAACCUGAUCAGAAGGUUGACGGUUCGAAUCCCCGCAAUGACGGGGUGAGCUCCCGUUGCUCAGUCCCAGCUCCUGCCCACCUAGCAGUUCGAAAGCACAUCAAAGUGCAAGUAGAUAAAUAGGAACCGCUCCGGCAGGAAGGUAAACGGCGUUUCCGUGCGCUGCUCUGGUUCGCCAGAAGCGGCUUAGUCCUGCUGGCCACAUGACCCGGAAGCUGUACGCCGGCUCCCUUGGCCAAUAAAGUGAGAUGAGCGCCGCAACCCCAGAGUCGGCGUUUCCGUGUGCUGCUCGCCAGAAGCGGCUUGGUCAUGCUGGCCACAUGACCCGGAAGCUGUACACCAGCUCCCUCGGCCAGUAAAUUGAGAUGAGCGCCGCAACCCCAGAGUCGGCCACGACUGGACCUAAUGGUCAGGGGUCCCUUUACCUGCCCACUGACUAUUUUAUGUUUUGAUACUUUGAGCGAAACUCUUUGGAAAGGACCUUGAAGGAGUCUCAGGUCCAGUGCUUGCCAUCCCAUGAGCUUGGAAUCCUCUGCCCCAGAGAUGGGAAACAUUUGAGAACCUAAGAAGAACUCUGCUGGAUGAGGCCAAAGGGGCCCAUCUAGCCCAUCUAGCCUGUUCUCACAGUGGCCAACAGAUGCUGCAAUGAUAAACCCAUAAGCAGGACCUGAACUCAACAGAAACGCUCAAAUGCCAUGAUGGAAACGCUUGGUGCGACUUCGUGUACGGUUCUGGGUACCUCACUGCAAAAAGGAUAUUGUAGAUCUGGAAAAGGUCCGGAAAAGGGCAACCGAAAUGAUUGAGGGAGUGGAGAAGCUCCCAUGUGAGGAAAGGUUGUGGGAUUUGGGCCUUUUUCGUUUAGAGAAAAGGUGGAUAAGGAGAAGCAUGAUAGAGGUGUAUUGAAAAUCAUGUGUGGUUUGGAAAAAGUGGAUAAAGAAAAGGUUUUCUUCCUCUCUCAUAGCACUAGAACUCGUGGGCAUUCAAUGAGGCUGAAUGUUGAAAGGUUCAAGACCGGGGUCAGCAAACUUUUUCAGCAGGGGGCAGGUCCACUGUCCCUCAGACCUUGUGGGGGACCGGACUAUAUUUUGGAAAAAAAUAUAUGAACGAAUUCCUAUGCCCCACAAAUAACCCGGAGAUGCAUUUUAAAGAAAAGCACACAUUCUACUCAUGUAAAAACAUGCUGAUUCCCAGACUGUCGGCGGGCCAGAUUGAGAAGGUGAUUGGGCAGGAUCCGAUCCCCGGGCCUUAGUUUGCCUACCCAUGUUCAAGACAGACAGAAGGAAGUCCUUCUUCAUGCAGCGCAGAGUUAAACAGGGGUGGCCACCAACUUGGAUGGCUUUAGAAGAGGAUGAGGCAGAGUCAUGGCGGAUCAGGCCAUCAGUGGCUACUAGUCGUGAUGGCAAGUUUUCUCCCUCCUCUGUCAAGGUACCAGUUGCUGUGGAUCCCAAGGGAGGAGAGUUCUGCUCCUGCUCUCGGUUCUGCUUCCAGGCUUUACCUGGGCACCUGCUUUCCCUACGUUCUUAUCCAAAGCAGGACCAAGAGAUGCCUUGGCUCAGAAAAUCCGCAACAGAGGAGGUUCCACAAGCUGUUCUUUGAGUGAUCCCAAGUCAUGAGACACUGAGGUCCAGCUCCGAGGGCCUUCUGGGGGUUCCCUCACUGUGAGAAGUGAGGUUACAGGGAACCAGGCAGAGGGCCUUCUCGGUGGUGGCACCUGCCCUGUGGAAUGCCCUCCCACCAGAUGUCAAGGCAGUAAGCAACUAUCUUACUUUUAGAAGACAUCUGAAGGCAGCCCUGUUUAGGGAAGUUUUUAAUGUUUAAUGCUGUACAGUACUGUGUUUUUAAUAUUCAGUUGGGAGAUGCUCAGAGUGGCUGGGGAAACCCAGCCAGAUGGAUGGGGUAUAAAUAAUAAUUUAUUAUUAUUAUUAAUCUCAGGGUUGGGCAAAAAGAUUCCUGCAUUGCAGCAGCUUGGGCUGGAUGAUCCUCACAGUCCCUUCCAACUCCUCAGUUCUGUGAAACCGCCCUUCUGGGGAUUUGCAGAAGUCCUGUGAGCCCGGCCCCAGCUAGGCCUUGCUGAUGCGCGGAGGCAUCUGGACCCGGUUCCUGAGGCCUUUGUUGUGCUGACGCAGCCCCCGCCGCGCCCUUUGCAGAGGCUCUGUGUGGCUCAGGGCAGGCUCUCCGCUAAGCCCUUCAGCGCCUUCCUUUUAACACCUUGCACCUGUGGGACUUUCAUGCUCAGCUGUGCAAACCGAGACGGGGGAAGCUCCCGCCAUCCGUGCUGCGGAGGGAAAGUGGAGAGGCUGAAAGCUCCUAAGGAACGUCAUUCAUCCCUCCAAAAUUCACUGCUUCGAAAUGUCAAACACGGCGAGAUGAUCAAAGCCGAGGCAGGAAGAAAUGAGGGGGCCCCGUCCCCUCUGGAGCAGGUAAUUGCCCUUUAAAGAUCUCUGAGCCUGGCAGAUGAGGAGGGGGGGACCUCUCCGACUGGCCUCCUUUCCCAUGGUGACCAGAAGGCCAGGUGUUGCAGGAGAGGGAGCAAACAGGAGCGUGGCCCAUCUCGCGCAGCAUCCUGUUCUCGCAGUGCCCCAUCUGGGGAAACCGGAAGCAGGACUCAAGGACAAGAGCAACUCAGUUUCCAGCAACUGGUGCUCAGAAGCUUUGCUGCCUCCCCUUGUGGAGUCUCCCUCCCCGCUGUUGCUUCUGGACUCCGGCAGCCCCAGACAUCACAGAGUGCCGAGGCUGAAAGAGACCCCAAAGCCAGCUUGUCUAGAAGACCGGCUGCCGUCAAGUCGGGCCCUUCCUGGACCACAAGUGUGGGUGAUUCCCCACGCCCCACUUCCCCUGAACUUGGCUCUUUCCUUGGCCCCUGCAGCCAGAGCCACCCCUGUUGAAUUGCCGCCCCCCUUCACUUGCUGGUAGGGAGCCUGGUCCCUUCUCCUUCAGAGAACCUGCCUGCCUACCUGCGCCUUUCUCCAAAGGUGGAGCAUCAAGCCCAGGCACAAAGCGCCCGCUCUCUGCCUCUCUAGCCACCUUUGCGUGGGGUGCACGCAGCAAAGCAGCCACCCCAAACACAGCCUCUUUCUCCUCCUCCCGCAGCCUGCCCGGCUUGCCUCCACAUCCCCAGAGGCCCCUGCUGAACCCCUGUGGAGAUGGUGUCCGUGUGAUAACACCCGCAGGUAGAUGAACCCGCUUUCUGAUGGGGCUUAAGGAGUCCAGAAGUCCUUGGACAAGCACUCCCACCAUCCCUGGCCACCCUGGAGAACUACUUCCGGUCAGUGUGGACAAUACCGGUCAAAGGGAGCCAGUUGGGUCUCUGCCUCUGCCUGCCACCUUGGCCCUGGCCCCUCCUGCCCGUGGGUCUUUCCAGCCAGGAUGCCAGGUCUCCGCCCCAGAGUCCCUGGGCAAUGUCACAGAAGCCCCAGCCCAGCCACUUGGCCUCUGAGCUUCUUCCUGGCUGCUUGGGGAAGGAGCUGCACCUUCCAGCUGCCAGCAGAGGGGAUCUCUGCGGCGUCUGGAGCUGCCUCCUCGUUCCUCCCUUGCACCUCUCAAGAUCUUUCCAUGUUCUGCUUUGUGUUCCAGUAAGAAAUGAAAUGGUGAAGUUGCUAAUAAUGGCUCUAAGAGAAAAUAUGCUACAUCUGUUAUGGAUAGCAGUACAAAAUUAGCUACUCACACCUCUGACACCCAAGAUGUCUUCACUUAAAAUACCCGUUGGCUUCCUUUACAUAACUUGCUGAUUAUAUUUAAAAGAAAUACAAUUUUGCAAUUACUCUUCUUUCUGGUGCGCAUCAUUUUCUUUUUAUGUUUAUAUAUUUCUCCUUCAUUAGUGCAGACUGAAGGGUGAUUAGAUCCCUUCAAACAUUUUACAGAGGUUAAACGUUGAUUAAGAUUUAAUUAUUACUGUAAAUAGCUUGGAAUGACAUAUGGUGCAAAAACCUGACAUAUGUGCAUUUGAAUAAAUGAAGUGCUAUUUCCCAGGAUGCACCGGGAACUGUUUAACAGCUUUGCUGAAGGGUUAUGUUGCACCUCAUGUUAAGACUGCUUGGAUGUUAUAUUUUGUUGGGUUUCUGCAGCUGAAAGCUAAGAACAGUUUUUCCAGUUUUUAAAAACAUUGAAUAUUUUAAAUACCUAAAUUGUUUUGCACAAUUUUUUGCUAAUUUGUCUAACUAGGUUAAACAUUUUCAAAAGCAUUUAGGUUUUCCCAUGUUAGGUUCCUAGUAUUGUGUCAGGCUCGGCACCGGAGCCAACAUACAGGACUUCCGAUGUAUUAAAUUGAACUUAUAAACUGCAUAAAAUGUGUGGUCGCAAGAUAAAAGUGCAAGCAAAUCGUUUUUUGAGUGACGUGCUGCAGGACAGGAGGGUGAGAUUCCUCCAGAUAACAAGAGGUGUGUGGCGUUUUUAUAGAUCCUUGAGAAGCACUUGGAAAACAGAGAGAGAAUAAUUUGCAGAGAUGGAGAGAGAAGGAGGGAGGGAGGGGGAGAGGGAGCGCUCAGAGCGUGUUGGGGAAGAGACCCCUGCGAUGUCUUCGCCCUGCUGUGGAGGCAGCAUUGAUGCAGUUUUUGAGAACGGUUCUCCAAGAAGUUCAAAUACAGGGCAUUGUUUUCCUGGGUAUUUUUGCAGACCACCUCCCACCCGAACGGGAAGGAAAGGGAUGCCCCUUCUUCACCUGGCUGACACACCUGUGGGCAUGGUCUCCAAGGGCCAAAUUAGCAGAUACACUGCAUCCCAGGCGCAUUAAGAGCACUCUUGGAACCCUGAGGUUCAUUUGGGUACGACUUGGCCGAGAUGGCUGACAGACUGGAAAGGAGGAUACGGAGAACCGGGGCGUGUCCACCACCCAGGGGUGGGGGGACAAAUUUAAAAGUGGAGAGAGUGAGAUGCACAUAUUUUAAAAAAACAGAUAUUUCAAUGCAGGGCACUGGAGGGGGGUUGUUUUCCCAAUUUUCUUUCUCCACCUCUCAACAAAGAAUGCUACUCUGUCUGACUGGAUGAUUCAUUGUUAAUCUGCUCUGAUGCUUUGACCUUCUUGUAAUUUAAUCCCGUGGUUUAUCAACCUGCUCUCAGCUGAGAGGUUCUACAGAUCCCUCCACACCUUGUUUUUGGAGAUCUUUUUUAAAAAAAACUGGAAUGCUGCCAGUUUUACCUACACUUGAUCAUCUCCUCUUGGCUCAUCCUCCUCCUCUGUUGUGCCCUUCCGAUGCUCCAUUGUUGGAGGGUCUCUGAGACAAACACCACUGUCCAAACCUCUCGCGUCACCCCCCAGAACUCAGCCAAACCAAGACAGUGGUCUGUGCAGUGGUGUUUGGUGCCAGGCCAGGGGAAGGGGUCCUUUUGGCAUCCGGGGAGGUGACAGAGGAGGCCCAGUCAUGUGCAGCUGCCUCCUUGUGUUAUUUGCUGAGGAGCUGCUGUCUUGCAAGGGGCUCUGCUAUAAUCCGGGUCUCGGGGAAAGCCUGCUGAUAGUCCCAGAUGGGAGGUUCAAAUGGGCCAUCUGCUCCUAGACAGUCGCUGGGUAAUUAGUUUGCCUGCAACUGGCGGGGCCUUUUUCCCUGCAGAGUCAAUGAUGUCUAAGUUGUGCUUGCCUCUCAUGGUCCUCGCUUGAGGGUUAAUGUGCCCACUUCUGGUCUCCUCCGCCAACCUUGGAGUGAGAGUUGUUGUUCCCUUGCUUGCCCUGAAUUCGCCAAGGGGCUGAGGGUUGCUUGACAUCCUGGCUUCCACGCAUCUCAAAUGCCUGUCUCCAUCUACUCAUUUAAAUGUUGGGCUGGCCUCUCGGAUGAGGAGGAAUGCUGGGAGGUUCCAGCCGGGGACCCCCCGAGGGAAGCCUCAGAAGAGGAAGGCUCAGAGCCAGGGGGCUGGUGCUGGGACACGGAGGACAGGCCAGAGGAGGAAGCAGGGCAGAAUGGUUGGGUGCUGAACAAGCAACAGGCUAGAGUGAGAGAGAGGAAGAAGAGGCAGAAAGCACUGCAGACACAGGGCAGGCACUGAGAAGGAGGAGGUGGAGAUGGAGGCAGCAACAGAUUUACAGUUGCUGGGCAGCCCUACUGUAUUCAGCUCCCCUCCUUCCUUGUCUCUGCUGGGGACUAAACACUAAAUGCCCCACAUCUGGCAGCCGUCUUCCACAAUGGCUCUGCUCUGCCCCAUGGCUGGAGGCAGGCGUGCUUCCAAAUGCCAUUUCUGGAAGCCAUGGGACAGAGCGGGCUCUUGCGAUCAAGUCCCUGUUGCAGGUGUUGGUUUCUGUGUGUUGCCAUUGUGCAGUGCUGGAGUCACAAGACUGUUUUGCAUUCCAGAGAUUCCAGGCUGUUGGAAGUCUCACGGAAGACAGGAGACGGAGGUGACGUUACUGGUUUCCUGUUCCUUUGUUUUUCAGUUGCUCUCUGCUCUCACAGAGAGAGGAUGUAUUUUCUUUUCUGUCUGCGUAGUUAGCAAUAAAACCUAGCAAUGUAGCUCAAACUUCUCGUCUCUUCCCUGUGCUGGAUACUCUGCGGAAUGGGGAACGUGCUUGGAGUCUCAUCAAAGGCUCAGGUCGUUAAUUAUCGUCGGAGGGCAAUUCUGGAAGAGUUGGUUGGUCGAACGCAGAUUCCGACAGCAGGAUCCCCAUAGGCACCUGUGGCCAGUUAUAAGGAAGGAGAUUCCGACUCAACAUCAGGAAAAACUUUCCGACAUUAAGAGCCUUUCAGCAGUGGGGGGGAAGGUGGGGGAGUCUCCUUCCGUGGAGGUUUUUAAGCAGAGGUCGGAUGGCCAUCUGUCAUGGAUGCUUCACUUGAGAUUUCUGCCUUGCAGGGGGUUGGACUGGAUGACCCUCGGGGGCCCUUACAACUCUACGAUUCUGCAUUCUUGUUGGCCACUGUGCGAACAGGAUGCUGGGCUGGAUGGAGGGCCUUGGCCUCAUCCAGCAACCUCUCUCUUCAUGUUCCUGUGUGCUGAUCUGCUCCUCCUGACCUGCCCGUGUUUUCUCUCUCUCCCCCUUUGGCAGAUUGAGACGUCGCGCCUGGAGCCCGAAAUCGCCCGGGCCACCACCAGCGAGACCCUGAUCUACAACAAAGGGUUGUAAGCGGAAGUGGAGCUGCCGGGCCUGGGAGACGGAGAGGCGUGGAAAGGAGAGCGAGAAAGACUACGGAUGGAGGGGAGGAGGGAGGGAAGAUGACUAAGACAAUAGAAGGAAAGAGUUAGAGAACCUCGUAGCAUCUUCCCACCGCCAAGAGCCGAGCGUAAAUUAACACUUUCAGAGACCCGGCAUCUCACGUCGGUCGAAAAGAUUAAUAUUUAAAGUUUUAAAUUAGUGACAGUAACAGCACAAAGGAAGGAGCGCCAGGGAGGGAGGGAAGGAGCUGAGAGCCUACAUCCUGAAUCCUCAGCGAAGGGGAUUGUCGUGGCCCCUUUCUGUGGCUCCGCUCGGCUCCCGUGCGAACGUCGGCCUCUCUUCUCCGCGGCACUUUCGCCUCCCAGCCUGAGGAGCUCAGCCUCCUCCGCUCCGUUCGGUUCUGCACAGCAUUCAGCCCCCGGCGCAUGACUUAGAAGAAUUAGGUAGGUAGGGCGUCUUGAUAAUCGUACUCUUUUGAUUCAGUGUCACUCUUGCACCAGUCGAUGUGCACAGAAUCAAUCUUAGAUCCGCAGCACUCGCUUUGAUUCUAAACAAAUAACGCGGCCAAGGUCGUAGCCGACGCGCAGCACCCACGUCCCCCACCCACCCGUCCCCCACUGGCCUGAGGACUGCUGCCACACUCCACCACAUAUAUCUCUCUCUCUCCAGUGGGCGAGCUCACAAGUUAAAUUUGCCCUGCUCUAAUUGCAGCCGUCACUUGGUUGGUCGGAAUGUGUGGAGCUCCUGUGGUGGGUCUCCGGAUCGUGGCCUCUUCUCACCCUCCGGCAGGAGGUAGCAAAAAGCACUGUUUGCAGGUUGCACACUCCCCAUCAUGGGAUGGGGGGAGCUUUCCGGCUGGCUGCCGACUCCCUGCCCGGCCUCUUGGGUGCCUGAUGCGCUGCCAUCACGCAGGGCGCUGCCUACACAAUGAGCUCCCCAGCCUUCUUCCCCACUUGGCAGCGGUGGAGGUGCUUGGGGGCCUCCCUGCUUCUCCUCCUGCUUCAGCCCCAGAUGCCGCAUGCAGUGCCAUAAAGGGAGGGCAGGCAGGGGGAAAGGCAGGGCAGAUGUUCUUCCAGAGGCAAGAGGGAAGGGUAGGUAGCAGCCAUCAGCAAGGAGGAUCGCUGGGUAGCCCAGAGGAGGAGGCAAACUUCAAACGGGGUUCUCCAAUGGAGAAGGAAACAAACUCAGCUGGAAUAAUAACCCUAGUGAAGAACUUUCUGGAGGUGAGCAUCAUUUAACAGUGGAACAGACGCCCUUGGACGCUCCUUCCUUGGAGGUUUUUAAGCAGGGGUUCUGAGAUUCCUGCGUUGCAGGGGGUUGGACUAGAUGAGCCUUGAGGUCCCUCCCAACUGUGCAAUUCUAUUAUUCUAAUAUGGCGGAACUAAGCCCAGGGUUUCCAUUGGCAGCACUCCGUAGAUUUGCGCCACCAGAGAGAACCUUGUGACCCCAGUCACAGGGGUGCCAGUCUGCAGUGUUUGGCCCACAGCAGGCCGCAAGCGGUGGGGGGGUCUGCUGUGCUGCCUGCUUUGACCCCUGGAAAGGGUUGGGAAGCAGGGAGGAGACGUUUGUGUGCAAGGAAGUGGGAGGAAGGAAGGACUGAUGCUCUUGCUGCUCACCUUCAGAACUCUGCAUUAGAGGAAGAGGAAUAUACAGCGGUACCUCCGGUCUUAACCAGAGGUUAAUUCGUUCUGGAGGUCCGUUCUUAACCUGAAGCUGUUCUUAACCCGAGGUACUAUUUCUGGGGUAGUGGAGUCUGUAACCUGAAGCGUCUGUAACCCAAGGUACCACUGUACAGUCAUACCUCGGGUUAAAUGUGCUUCAGGUUGAGCGCUUUCGGGUUGCACUCUGCGGCAACAGUUUUGCUGCUUGCACAUGCGCAGAUGCUCAAAAUGAUGUUACAUGCAUGCGCGGAAGCAGCAAAACGCGACACGCGCAGAUGCGCCAUCAUGUCUUACGCUCUAUUCAGGAUGCGAAUGUGGCUCCGGAACGGAUCCCGUUUGCAUCCCGAGGUACCACUGUAUUAGAUUUUGCACCAUGGAAGAGGCAGCGCACACAGCCAGACAGACCCUGAGAUGGGAGUUCAGUGGGUGCGCACACACACUGUGUGCUGAGCGGUUGCAUGGGGGGCUCCCCCCCACCACUGGAGAGGGGGCCAGGUCACCCAACCCCUGCCAGGGACCUCCUCUGCUGAUGUGCAGCCCAUUCCCUCGCUCUUCCUAGAUUCCUUGAAGUUUGAACCCCAUGCCUGGUUCCUAGGAGGAAGGAAGAAGGGGCACCCACAGCCCCUCUGUGGGGUUGGGCCAGGUGGCCCUGAGGAUCCCUUCCAACUCUGCAACCCUGUGACUCUCUAUGUGCCUCGCACCACGAGGCGCUAGUCUGGGAGUGGAACGAAUCCGGGGGUCUCUUUUGGAUUCCUUGUUCCAAAAGCAUUAAGAGGGUCCGAUUGCUUGGCUUCCAGGGAGGGCUGGGGAAGCAGCCGCCUUUCGUCAGAGAUGCCAGCCAUUUCAGGGAGCCUCAGUCUCAGGUGACCAAAACAGGGGUGUGGGCUGUGAGUCAUGCAGAGGAUGGCGCACAGAUCCUCAAAAUAGCUCACUUUUACAGAGAGUAAGCUCCUCUGUAUGUCUGCAGGUCUGAAGACCUCCAAGCACUUUAGAAGUGAGCCUGCGGCAGCUGAGAAUCCUGCCUCUGGGUUUGGCCACUGUGAGAACUAGACUAGGCAGGCCUUUGGCCUGAUCCUGCAGCUUCUCCUUAGGCUCCUUCGUAACGCCAUAAAAUUCAAAACAAUUGCAAUUAGCUGCACAUUUAUUCAAAAUCUAAUUAAAACUACUUAGUUUAAUUAAUUCAGCAAAGCAGAUGAACUUGAUCCAGUGAUACCAGCUUUUCGAAGCCUCAUAAUCAUUCACACCUCCAGUGCCCCCAUUCUGCCCCCCCUUACCUCUUAGCAAACCCCCCCCCCCCGCCCAGGCAUCCCACUGCGCCCCAGGAGGUAGGAGCACCCGUUUUGGAAGGCCUGAGCCAGAUGUUAAUAUGCUUUGAAAUCUCAACAUGGUUCCAACGUGGGGUUGGAAUGCAGGAAGUCCUAGAACGGUGGAGUUGGAAGGGACCCCAAGGGACAUCUAGUCCAACCCCUGCAGUGCAGGCAUCACAGAUACAUAGGUUUUUGUCCUAGGCAAAUCCCCUGCUGCCCUCCUGGCCUGCCUUCAUGGGGGGCUGUCAGGAGGGAGGCCUUGAACUCCCCUAGGAUCAGAGGGAUCUGCCUUCCACUGAAUGAGGCCGUUGGUCCCUUGAGCUCAGAGUUGCCUGCUCUGCACUGACUGGCAGAGGGAUUGAACCCAGGGCCUUCUGCAUGCCAGGCAGGGGCUCUGCCGCUGAGCUAUGCGGUCCCUUCCUGUCUCCCACCCACCCGAAUGGUGACGUCUCAGGCGCUUCUUGAAAGGGGCACCUGUGAAUUCCACAGCUCUCGUUGGAAGGGACCCUUUCCUGAUGAGUGUUUUCUGCUAUCAAGUAGCCCCCUUUCCCCUGCUGGUCCCCUUGGCCAGAGGAGGCCCUGAUCCUGCCUCAUCUGGCCCCCUGCCUGCGUUCAUGGGCUGGGAGCAAGGGCUGUUUCACUCCCCCUUCCCUCUUGGAGAGCAAGCAAACGUCCGCUUCCCUCAGCCGGGGCACCAAGAGAAGCCUGAGCAAAAGCCCGCAGCCGUCCGCCUAAAGGCUAAUUAAUUUUUCCGCCUCCCCAAAGGUACAAAGGGGAGCCUGUGAUCUUGGGACGGCGUCGGCGGCGUUUGGUGUUUUAUCAUUUCCCAUAAUUGGGGAGACGGGGGAGGGGGAGGAGCCCCCGCCAGGGUGGGUUGCUCACCUCCGCAGCCCGUAAUAAUGAGAUGAUCAUCCCUCUUAGCUUUUAAUUAGAACCGAGCAGCUAAUUGAUUUCUUGGGUAUGUUAAUUAAGAAAUAAUGAGGACGGCAUUGCAGCAGGAAGAGGCGGCAAAGGGUUGGGUGUUGGGUGAAGGAGGAGGAGGAGGAGGAGAGGCCUGCGAGGGUCCCAGGGGUGUCCCAAAAAACCUUUGCCAUUCCAGCUUAAGUGAGUUAGAUUUGCCAAAUUGCAAGGAAGGAGAUUCCGACUAAACACCAGGAAGAACUUUCUGAGGGCAAGAGCUCUUUGACUGGGGGACAGACUCCCUCAGAAGGAGGUGGCCUCUUUAAGCAGAGGUUGGGGGGCCUCCUGCCAGGGCUGCUUUUGCUGAGAUUCCUUCAUUGCAGGGAGUUGGACUAGAGGACCCUUGAGGUGCCCUCAACUCUUAUGUUUCUAUGAAAGGAGGGUCCAACUAAGCAGUAGGAAUAACUUUCUGGUGGUAAAACCUGUUCAGCAGUGGAGCAGACCCGCCUUGGAAGAUGGUGGACUCUCCUUCGGUGGAGACUAGAUGGCCCUUGCGACAAACACACCACAACUCUACUGCUCCUUGAUUCUAUUAUCCAUGUCCAGUCGGAGAUCUGUGGGGAGAGGCUUCCCCUCUUGCCCACCCUCCCUCCCACGAAGGCCCCCCACCAUUGGCACUGGGGGGGGGGGGUUUGACCUUCAGCCAGUUCUCUCCGGAGGCUGUGCGUGGGCAGGAUGUGUGCGGAGAAGCCAGCCCCCUCCCCAGCCAGAAUAUCUGCCUGCCUGCCUGCCCCCUCUCGGGGGGGGGGGUCCUUUGCCCAGGGCUCCUUCCUCCACGUGGGGCGAGGCCCAGGCCAGACUCCCCAGAGCUGACUUCCUGGCAUCUUGCAGGGGAGCCGAAGGGCGGGGUGGAGGCCAGCCUGCAGGAAUGGUGCUGAGCAUCAUGUGUGCCCCUUCUGCUAUGGAAGUGCAUUGGGCAGCAGCGGAGGGGGACCGCCUUGUGAAUAUGCACCUGGGGCCUUGGACGCAGCAGCUCUCGCCUCCUUCCUGGAGGAAUCCCUUUCCUUGACCCAUUCAGGUACCAUUUGGCACGGAACCAAAAUGUAACCUUUUCGUUUGAAAGAAAGAAACAAAAACCCAUUUAUCAUGGGAUUGCCUGAAAAGGGGAGCCAAGAGGCAGCCCCUGAAUGCCUGUGUAAGUUCUGACUGCCCCGAAAGGGCCACUAAUCUCAGGGUUACGCAGGAGCCACUGAUCCAGAAUUGGGGGUGGGGGGUGGGAGGGACAGGUUCUUCCUUUGUUUCCCACCCACUGAAUUCUUUUCCUGGAGCUCAUCACAAAGCCGUAUGCCAGAGGGCUUGGGAGUGGGGGCAUCUCAAACACCCCCACCCCCUUGGCUUGUGAUCCUUUUCCUGCAUUGCCCAUUCCUGGCCACAAUGUUCUCAGGAACAUGGCGCAUGGGUGCUGGCAGCCCUUGGGGAGCAGCCCAUGUGCAGGAGAGGACCACGGCUCUUGCAGGAGCCCAGCCAUCAAACGGAGUGGCCAGGCAGGUCCCACCUAUGUCAGAGGGGGCAAAUCGUGGGCCUGGCUGGGCUCCAGACUGCAGCUCCCCAAGAGGCUUGGCUGGCCAGGCAGGGGCUGUGGUCAGAGUUCAGGGCAGCACUUGCGCCCAGGGCCUGAGCCUCCCUGGGCCUCGGCACCCGGCUUCCUUCUGGGGGGCCUUAGGUGGUCCUCGGCACCUAGAUUUGAAUGCACCUUAUUGCUCUCUCAAACUGCAAAUAGUAACUUGGAGGAGGGUGAGAAGGCUCUUCCUUGUCCUGCUCUGAACUCACUUCGUCUUCCAGUGACUACGAUCACCUGACUGUCUGAGCGCAGAUACCUCUGUCAAUGCCAAUCCACUUGGAAGUGUGCACAGUGUCCUUUUAACUUCCUCAAUAGAUUUAUUGACCGUGACACUUUAUGUAACACUUCUAAAUGUCUGGAAUAAAAAUGACACAGCU